Messenger RNA from Fundulus heteroclitus (mummichog), 96129 nucleotides. RefSeq names its product titin, tandem duplicate 2 (gene ttn.2). Gene Ontology annotation, biological process: protein phosphorylation. Lineage: Eukaryota; Metazoa; Chordata; Actinopteri; Cyprinodontiformes; Fundulidae. Gene Ontology annotation, molecular function: protein kinase activity; ATP binding; protein binding. The record is from RefSeq and is a predicted model, not a curated record.
UAAAGCCCCCGGCGGGCGGUGGGCAGCCCUGAGCAGAGUUCCCGGCCUGGACGCCUCGGCUGGAGGGACUGCUGUCAGGAGGGAAAACAGAACUACACGGCGCCGGCCUGUAGUUUUGUUUUUUUCUGCGCCGCUCAGCUGCUCUACUGGACUUUCUGACCCGUUUCUGGAUAAAGAUUUUAGAUUCCCUGCACCCCGCCCUGCUGUGGGCCCCCCAGGCAUCCUUGUGCCGACAGGGUGCCGACCGUGAUGUCAACACAGGCGCCGACCUUUACUCAGCCGCUGCAGAGCGUCGUGGCACUAGAGGGUAGUGCCGCGACGUUCGAGGCUCAAGUUAGUGGUUCUCCAGUUCCUGAGGUGAGCUGGUUCCGUGAUGGCCAGGUUCUUUCCGCCGCUGCUCUGCCCGGCGUUCAGAUCUCGUUCAGCGACGGCCGCGCUGUUCUGAGGAUCCCCGCUGUGAACGCCGCGCACAGCGGACGCUUCUCUGUGAGAGCCACCAACGGCGCUGGACAAGCCACGAGCACCGCCGAGCUCCUCGUUACAGCCGAGACGGCGCCGCCCGCCUUCCUUCAGAGACUCCAGAGCUCCUCGGUGAGCCAGGGCAGCCAGGUGAGGCUCAGCGUCAGAGUCUCCGGCAUCCCGACGCCUGUGGUGAAGUUCUACAGGGAGGGAGCCGAGAUCCAGAGCUCCGCCGACUUCCAGAUCCUGCAGGACGGAGACCUGUACAGUCUGCUGAUCGCCGAGGCCUUCCCCGAGGAUUCUGGGACGUAUUCCGUGACGGCCGGCAACAGCAGCGGACGGGCCACGUCCACCUGCGAGCUGCUGGUCCAAGGUGAAGAAGCCGUUCCCAUGAAGAAAACAAAGACUAUAAUGUCCACCUCCCAGAUGGAGACCUCGUCUGGGACCAGAGUGGAGAGGAAGAUGGAGGCCAGCUUCCAGGCCAGCAGCAUGAUGGAGAUGCACCUGGAAGGAGGAGUCAUGACCCAACACGUCGCUCACAAAACCCCCCCCAGGGUCCCCCCGAAGCCCACCUCCAGGUCUCCGCCGUCCUUCGUCUCCAAGGUAACCGGAGGCCGGCAGCAGUCCCCGUCACCCGUCAGACACGUGAAAGGGCCGACGCCCGCACCCGUCAGACCCGUCUCUCCCUCCAGCAGGAUGUCCGUCUCGCCCAUCAGACCCGUCAGGUCUCCGGUGAUAACCAGGAAACAGGUGUCGGGCUCUGCUGAGGUUCUGCCGCCCUGGAAGCAGGACGACUACGUGGCUGAAGGCUACGCCAGCAUGGCCAGCGUCAGCAGCAUGACCAGCGUCAGCAGCUCCACACAGCUGCACAUGGAGAAACAGUGGGAGCACCAGGUGGCCGCCGGCAGAGAGGCCGGGGGCGAGAAAAAAGCCGAGGCAGUCGCCACCGUGAUGGCCGCCGUCGACCUCGCUCGUGUUCGGCUGCCUGCGCACGAGGAGGGCGGCUGGGCCGGGGAGGAAGAGGAGGAGGAGGAGGAGGAGGUGAAGCAGCAGGCCGCAGCGGUGGCAGAAAAACACCUGGUUGUCACAGAAACGCCUCCUGCUGAAGCUGCUGCGGUCAAAGAACAGAAGGAGAAGGUCCAGCAGAUUCAGCAGAUCCAGAAGAUCCAGCAGGUCCAGAAGAUUCAGAGGACAACUGAGGUCUCCUCCCACGUGGACUCUGGCACCGCCGCGUCCACAGUCCCGCAUUUCACGGUCUCUAAAGUUUCCGUCCCUAAACACGACCCGAGCCGCGAGGUGUCCAUCACCGGCUCGGCCAUCGCCGCUCUGCACAAAGAGCUGUCCUCCCCCUCUGCGACCAGGAAGAUCAUCAAACCCGUCAAGUCUCCCAGUCCGUCCCGCAGGUCGGCGGUGGAGGCCAGAGUGACCCUGGAGGCCCCCCCGCCGCCGUUUAAGGACAUCAGAUAUCAGAGGCAGAUAGAGGGCGGGGCUUAUGCUGUGUGUGAGGAGGAGUUUGAGGACUGGGAGCCUCAGGAGGCGGUCGCUGUGCCGAUGAGAACCCAGGAGCCGGCGGUCCCGCCCACCAUCAUGGCCGGCCUGAAGAACCUGACGGUGACUGAGGGCGAGUCGGUGACCCUGGAGUGUCAGAUCGGCGGUCAGCCCGCCCCCGUCAUCAUGUGGUUCAGGGAGGACUACAAGAUCGAGAGCUCUAUCGACUUCCAGAUCAGCUACGAGAGCGGCUACGCCCGGAUGAUGAUCCGCGAGGCGUUCGCCGAAGACAGCGGCCGCUUCACCUGCACCGCCACCAACGAGGCCGGAACCAUCAGCACCUCCUGCUACCUGCUCGUUAAAGUUUCAGAGGAAAUCGAGAGCAGAGAGGAGAUGGUGACCGUCACAGAAACUGGGAUCACACAAACCAAAACCGCCGCUGCCGACGUGAGGGAGCAGACCGAGGCGAGCGCAGGAGACGCUGCCGCCCCCUUCUUCAUCAAGAAGCCCACUCCCCAGAAGCUGGUGGAGGGAGGAAGUGUCGUGUUCGAGUGUCAGAUCACAGGAAACCCCAAACCUCACAUCAUCUGGAAGAAGAGCGGCGUCCCGCUCACCACCGGAUACAGAUACAAAGUCGCCUACAAGAAGGAGACGGGAGAAUGCAGACUGGAGAUCUCCAUGACCUUCGCUGAUGACGCAGGAGAGUACUCCGUCUUCGCCAAGAAUCCUCUCGGGGAGGCGUCGGCCUCCGCCAUCCUGCUGGAUGAAGAACAAUACGAAGCCUACAUGAAGCAGCAAGACGUGACGUAUAAAACAGAAGUGACCACCACCGUGAUCCAGGAACCCCCGCCGGUCGUCACUCAGUACGAGUUUGAACAGCGGCGGGUGACGACCCCCAUGAGCUUCGUCUCAGAGACGGAGUUCCUGAUUUCUGCCUUUGAGGAGAGGAUCAUCCAGGAGAUCGAGAUCCGCAUCUUGAGGAUCACCUACAGAGAGUUGGUGACCGAGGACGGAGAGCUGAUGGUGACUGUCGCCGAGGAAGAGGCGCUGCAGCCGGCCUUCGACACGCCGGUGAAGAGCUACCGGAUCAUGGAGGGAAUGGGCGUCACGUUCCACUGCAGGACGUCUGGAACACCACUGCCAAAGAUUGUGUGGUACAAAGACGGCCAGCGCAUCAGGCCCGGUGGCCGGUACCAGAUGGAGGUCCUUCAGGACGGACGGGCCAGCCUCCGUCUGUCUGUGGUCCAACCCGAGGACGAGGGCGUGUACACCGCCUUCGCCUCCAACAUGAAGGGGAACGCCGUCAGCUCGGGGAAGCUCUAUGUGGAGCCUUCUGGAGGAGUAACGCCUCCCAGAUACACGCCCCAGCCAUCCAUGCAGAGGAUCAGAUCCACAUCGCCUCGCUCUCUGAGCCGCUCGCCCGGUCGCUCAUCCAGCCGUUCCCCUGGUCGCUCUCCGGCUCGCCGCCUGGAAGAGACCGACGAAGCUCACCUGGAAAGACUUUACAAGCCGGUGUUUGUCCUGAAGCCUUCCUCUAUAAAAUGCUGCGAGGGUCAAACUGCCAGGUUUGACCUGAAGGUUGUAGGCAGGCCGAUGCCUGAGACCUACUGGUUCCAUAACGGGCAACAGAUCGUCAACGACUUCACCCACAAGAUAGUGAUUAAGGAGGACGGCACUCAGUCGCUGAUCAUCGUCCCAGCGGUGCCAAAAGACUCUGGGGAAUGGACCGUCGUCGCUCAGAACCGAGGUGGACGGACCUCCGUGUCCGUAACUCUGUCUGUUGAAGCCAGAGAAAGCGUAUCCAGACCUCAGUUUGUGGAGAAACUGAAGAACAUCACCGUGAAGCAGGGCACGCUGGUGGAACUGGCUGUCAGAGCCAUCGGAAACCCCCUGCCAGACAUCGUUUGGCUGAAAAACAGUGACAUCAUUUCCCCUCAAAAGCACCCGCACAUCAGGAUUGAGGGAACCAAAGGAGAGGCCAAAUUCCAGAUCCCUUCAGCCGGUGGCUCAGACAGUGCCUGGUACACCGCCACGGCCAUCAACAAGGCCGGCAGAGACACCACCCGCUGCAGAGUCAAUGUGGAGAUGGACCACGUUGCCCCUCAAGCUGAGCGGAGGCUCGUAAUUCCCAAAGGAACCUACAAAGCCAAGGAGAUCGCAGCUCCUGAGCUGGAGCCUCUCCACAUGCGCUACGGCCAGGACCAGUGGGAGGAAGGUGACCUUUAUGACAAGGAGAAGCAGCAGAAACCGCUGUUCAAGAAGAAGCUCACCUCCAUCAGGAUGAAGCGUUUCGGUCCUGCGCACUUCGAGUGCAGGCUGACUCCCAUCGGAGACCCCACCAUGAUGGUGGAGUGGCUGCAUGACGGCAAGCCUCUGGCCGCGGCCAACAGGCUCCGCAUGGUCAACGAGUUCGGCUACUGCAGCCUGGACUACGAAGUCGCCUACGCCAGAGACAGCGGAGUGGUCACCUGCAGAGCCAGCAACAAGUUUGGAGUCGACCAGACCUCGGCCACCCUGAUCGUCAAGGACGAGAAGGGCCUGGUCGAGGAGUCGCAGCUUCCUGAGGGCAGGAAGGGAGCGUACCGGAUGGACGAGAUCGAGCGCUUCGCUCACGAGGGAGGACCUGCAGGAGUCAGCCUCGACGAAGAGUCAGAAAAGACUAAACCUGACAUCGUCUUGCUUCCAGAACCAGCGAGGGUGCUGGAAGGGGACAUCGCUCGGUUCCGCUGCAGAGUGACCGGCUACCCGGCCCCAAAGGUUAACUGGUACCUCAACGGACAACUCAUCCGCAAAAGCAAGAGGUACAGACUGCGCUACGAUGGUAUUUACUACCUCGAGAUCGUUGACGUCAAGUCCUACGACUCGGGGGAAGUCAGAGUCGUUGCAGACAAUCCUUUAGGCACAACGGAGCACACCGUGAAGCUGGAGAUCCAACAGCGAGAGGACUUCAGAGCAGUCCUGCGUCGCGCUCCUGAGCCCAAGGCUGCCGAGGUCUCACACGACUCCGGCAGAAUCGGGUUCGACGUUGUCAAAGUGGACCGACCCGGCGAGGUCGCGCAGGACAGGGAAGUGGUUAAGCUGCGUAAGGCUCAGAGAAUCGUUCACGAGAAGACCUCCGAGGAGACCGAGGAGCUGAAGAGCAAGUUCAAGCGCAGGACGGAGGAGGGUUUCUACGAGUCCAUAUCUGCGGUGGAGUUCAAGUCUCGCAAGAGGGACGACUCCUAUGAAGAUCUGUUGAAAAAGACUAAAGAUGAGCUGCUCCAUCGCAUGAAGGAGAUGGAAGAGGCCGAGAGGAAGAGGCUGGAGGAGCAGGGCAAAGUCACCAUCCCCACCAUCAAACCAGAGAGGAUCCAGCUGUCCCCCAGCAUGGAGGCCCCGCAUAUCCUGGAGCGCAUUGAAAGCAAGACGGUCUCUCCAAAGGACGAGGUCCGUUUCAGACUCAGAGUUGUAGGUAGACCAGAACCCGAGUGCCAGUGGUUCAAGAAUGGUAUCCUGCUGGAAAAAUCGGACCGCAUUUACUGGUACUGGCCCGAGGACAACGUGUGUGAACUGGUGAUCCUAGAUGUCACAGCAGAGGACUCUGCUAGCAUCAUGGUGAAGGCCAUGAACGUCGCUGGAGAGUCCUCAAGCCACGCCUUCCUUCUCGUCCAAGGCAAGACGGCCAUUAGUUUCACCCAGAGCCUGGCAGACCUUAGUGCCAAUGAGAAGGACACCAUGGUGACCUUUGAAUGUGAAACCAACGAACCCUUCGUCAAAGUUAAAUGGCUGAAGAAUAAUGUCGAGAUUUCCUCAGGAGACAAAUACCGCAUGCACUCCGACAGAAAGGUCCACUUCCUGUCGGUGCUGAUGAUUGAAAUGAGCGACGAUGCAGAAUACUCCUGCGCCGUCAUAGACGACGAAACCGUCAGGACCGAUGCUAAGCUUUACGUCGAAGGUGCUGCUCUGGAGCUCGUCAAACACCUGGAGAACAUCGAGGUACCAGAGAGCUACGCUGGAGAGUUUGAGGUCGAGGUGUCCAGGGAAGAUGCUGAGGGAACCUGGUUCUUCGGAGAGAAGGAGCUCUCUCCCAGCAGCAAAUACGUCAUGUCGUCCCGCCGAGGACGACACAACCUUUCUGUCAAGGACGUCAGGAAGGAAGACCAGGGGAAGUACACCUUUGUGUGCGGAGAUCUGAGGUCCAGCGCCUCACUAAAAAUGAAACUGCGCCCCGUGACCCUGAUGCAGCCACUGACUGACCUCACCAUAUGUGAGGGGGACAUUGCUCAGCUGGAGGUCCGCUUCUCCCAGGAGAACGUCGAAGGAGCCUGGCUGAAGAACGGCCAGGCGGUCUCCGCCACCGACCGCGUCCACAUCGUCAUCGACAAGCAGGUUCACAAACUGCUGGUGGAGAACGUCAGCAGAGACGACGCCGCGUCCUACUCCUUCGUGGUUCCGACUCACGACAUCUCCACCUCGGCCAAACUCAACGUCCAAACCAUCGACAUCGUGGUGCCACUGAAGGACGUGUCCUCCACCGAAGGCACAAAGGCCGUGCUGGAGUCUAAGAUCUCAGCCCAGGACAUCAGCUCUGUCAAAUGGUACCACAACGACAAGCUGCUGAUGCCCAGUGACCGAGUCCAGGCCGUGGCGAAGGGCGCCAAGCAGCGCCUGGUCUUCACCAGGACCUUCGCUUCUGACGAAGGUCGCUACAAGCUGGUGGUCGGCAAGGUGGAGACCAGCUGCAACCUGACCGUUGAACAGGUCCGUAUCGUGAAGCACAUGGAGGACAAGGUGUGCUCCGAGUCCCAGAACGUCACCUUCAGCGUGGAGGUUUCACAUCCUGGGAUCGACCCGGUCUGGACCUUCAGGAACCAGCAGCUGAAGGCUGGAGCCAAGUACAAGAUGGAGUCCAAGGGAACCGCUCACUCCCUGAUAGUGUUCGACACCAUGAAGGACGAGGAGGGCCAGUACAUGUUCCACGCUGGAGAGAAGACCUCCAGCGCUCAGCUCACCGUCUCCGGGGGAGCCAUCACACGACCCCUGACGGACGUGACGGUGGCCGAGUCUCAGACGGCUGAGUUUGAGUGUGAAGUGGCCAACGCCGACGCCGAGGGCAAGUGGCUGAAGGACGGUCAGGCCGUGGACUUCAACGACAACGUUGUGAGCGAGGUGGAUGGGGCCGUCAGACGCCUCAUCCUCGUCAUCACCAGACCACAGGAUGUCGGCGAGUACACCUACCAGGUGGCCAACUCCAAAACCAGCGCCAACCUCAAGGUUGAGGCGGUGAAGAUCAAGAAGACUUUGAGGAACCAGACAGUGACAGAGACCCAGGAGGCCGUGUUCUCACUGGAGCUCACCCACCCGGACGUGAAAGGAUCCCAGUGGAUCAGGAACGGAGUGGAACUGCAGAACAGCAGCAAGUUUGAGAUCACCUCUGAGGGAACGAUCCAGACCCUGAAGGUGAAGGACUGCAACACACAGGACGAGACGGUUUAUUCCUUCAAACUGGGAAAACUGUCCGCCAACGCCAGACUCAACGUAGAGACAAUCAAGAUUGUCAAGAAGAUUAAGGACGUGAAGUCACUUCUGGACGGCACCGCCUCCUUCGAGUUGAGCCUGUCACACGACAACGUCCCCGUCAGGUGGAUGUUCAAAGGCGCCGAGCUGAAGUCAAGCGAGAAGUGCAAGAUUCUGUCGGAGAGGAAAGCUCACAAACUGAUCCUGCAGAACGUCGACAGCAGCAACGCAGGAGAGUACACGGCCGUGGUCGGACACCUGCAGUGCAGCGCCAUGCUUACUGUAGAGGCCCUUUGUGUCACCAAACCUAUGGAGAGUGUGGAGGUCCCUGAGACUCAGGUGGCCACGUUUGAGUGUGAAAUUUCUCACUUCAAUGUUCCCUCCACCUGGCUCAAAAACGGCGUGGAGAUCGAGAUGAGCGAGAAGUUCAGGAUCGUGGUUCAGGGAAAGCUUCACCAGCUGAAGAUCAUGAACACCAGCAGGGACGACUCUGCAGAGUACACCUUCAUCUGCGGAAACGACAGAGUUUCAGCAACACUUACCGUCAACCCCGUCCUGAUCACCUCUAUGCUAAAUGACCUGAACGCUCAGGAGAGAGACACCAUUACCUUUGAGGUCACCGUCAACUAUGAAGGCAUCAGCUACAAAUGGCUGAAGAACGGCGUUGAGGUCAAAUCGUCGGACAGAUGUCAAGUCCGCAGCAAGCAGCUCACACAUUCACUUACUAUCCGAAACGUUCACUUUGGAGACGGAGGAGAGUACCAGUUUGUGGCAGGCUCUGCUGCUACCGCUGCUAACCUCUUUGUUGAAGCUCGUGUCAUUGAGUUCACCAAGAAGAUUAAAGACAUAAAGGUAACUGAGAAGAAGAAGGCGAUUUUUGAGUGUGAAAUUUCUGAGCCGAACAGCCUGGUGAUGUGGAUGAAGGACGGCCAGGAGCUGGACUUAUCUGAGGAAAGGUAUGUAGUGACAGCUGAGAAGUACGUCCAUCGUCUGAUGAUCCAGACAGUUCGCAUGUCAGAUGCUGGAGAGUAUUCAGUGGUGGCCGGAUCCAGCGUCUCCAAGGCCCAGCUGACCGUAGAGGGUCGUGAUGUCCGGAUCGCUGAACCUGCUGAGCGGCAGAUCACGGUUCUCGAGAAGCACAGAGCAACCUUUGAGUUUGAGGUGAAUGAGGACGACGUAGAAGGUCGCUGGCUCAGGAAUGGCGUGGAGAUCCAGUUCUCUGUGGAGGAGAGGUUCAGCUAUGCCGUUAUCAGGAAGCUGCACCGCCUCACCAUCUCUGAGACCUACAGGAGCGAUGCUGGGGAGUACACCUUCAUCGCUGGCAAGAACAGGAGCACCAUGCACCUCAGAGUUAACAUCCCGGAGCCUCCUCAGAUCCUCCGACACAUGGAGCCCCAGUCGGUUGAGGCAGGAAAGCCGGCUCGCUUCUCCGUGGAAGUAAGCGGCGUUCCCCAACCACAGGUCUCCUGGUACAAAAACUCCCAGGCUCUGUCACCGGGCUUCAAGUGCAAGUUCUUGCACGACGGCAACGAGCACACGCUGCUUCUAAUCGAAGUAUUCCCCGAGGAUGCCGCCAUCUACAACUGCGAAGCCAGGAAUGACUACGGCACGGCCACCAGCACUGCCACACUCAAUGUAGAAGUGUCAGAAGUGGUCUCUCCAGACUCUGCUGCCCCCAUCGCUCCACCCGUCAUUAUCUCGCCUAUCUCCGACACCUCAGCCAGAGAGGGAGAAUCUGCUCACUUCCAGUGCAGAGUCCGUGGAGAUGAUGUGAAGAUCAGCUGGUUCCACAAGGAGAAGGAGAUCAAGCAGUCGGAUUUCUUCAGGAUGUCUCAGUUUGAUGACAGCUGUCAGCUGGAAAUCCCCAGAGUUUACCAGGAGGACGAGGGUGAAUACACCUGCGUGGCCACAAACAACGCUGGGAAAGUGUCCUGCUCCGCCACUCUCACACUGGAUGUAACUCUUGUGAGGGAGCAGAUCGAAGCCACGUUUGAAGAAGAAGUUAAAGAGCGUUCUAGCGCCACCGUCACCACUGUGGAAGAACGGGAGGAAACCUUCUACACUGGUGUCCAGUUACCACAGAAAUCUAAAACACUUGAACUCAAGCCAGAGCCCAAACGUUACUCUUCCUCUUUAGAGAAGAAAAAAGAAAAGCCAGUUUUCCUCAGCCAGCUGUCCCCGGCGGCUGUGACCUCAGGGGAGUCAGCCAGGUUUACGGUCAGGGUGUCGGGCUUUCCAAAGCCCAUCGUCCAGUGGUCCCACAACGGCAGGGUGGUAAAGAGCUCCUCUGGGUAUAAGCUGGUGGAGGAGGAGGAGGAGUACACGCUGGUGAUCACCAGAGUCACGUCUGAGUACGAGGGCGAGUACUCGUGCACCGCCACCAACAGGUUUGGCCAGACCACCUGCACCACAUACCUAGAGGUGAAAAAGUCCGAUAUCAGCCAGGCGGAGCGGUGGGUGGAGAAGAUGUUUAAGGUCACAGGUCAACCACCCACCUUUCCAGUUCAGAUCCAGCCUGUCAGGUGUUCAGAGGGAGCGGAGGUUUAUUUCAAUUACGUAACCGCAGGAGAUCCGCUUCCUGAUGUGAAAUGGUUCAAAGGGGCUUUCCAGAUCCAGCCCAGUAGGAACUGCAUCAUGGUAGCCAACCCAGACGGGUCUGGCCUGAUCAAUAUCAAGAGCGCCAAACAGGAAGACAGCGGCUUGUACACAUGUAAAGCCUCCAACCAGUUCGGCGAGGCCGCCUGCAGCGCCGAGCUGGUGGUGUUCAGGGAAUCGGUCUCUGUUUCUCACAAAGAGGAGCAGCGGACCGUGGUUCAGAAGAAGGCCUAUAAGGUGUCGGUAUCAGAGCAGGCGACAGAGUCUCGCCUGUACCAGGUCAGUCUGCCGGGCCAGGACAGAACCCGGUCAGAUCAGAUGGUUUACACCAUCGGCACCGAAGACAGGAAGAUCAUUCCCAGUGAGCAGGUGGGCUCGCUCGGUGAGGUGGACAUCUCCGCUGCUACCGUCCACCGUGAGACGCUGACCCAACAGGCGGCUGUGCUGCAGACUCACGAGAUGGAGGAGAGGGUCUCCGUGGUUCCCACUCGCCCAGCCCAAGCUUCAGCGUUUCCCGGGAAGCAGCUUCACAUGGCGGCGUUUACGUCCUCUGUGGAGGAGAGCCAGGGCGUCACGGAGCAGCACUGCGACCGCAUUCAGAGUCCCGAGGUCGUUGAGCUGCAGCUAGCACGAGAAAAACGGGCCAAAUUAAUGUCCGCUGUGGCUGAGGAGCUCACCCCCCUCUCCACUGUCAGCACACAGCCCCUGCAUGACAGGCAGCCCGCUGAAGUCAAAGCCACCGCCGAGCCCAAACACCUGGUCAGCGGGUAUCAGGUGGAGUCGCAGCUGGCUAUCACGAGGGAGCAGUCUGAGGAGAUCCCCGGACAGCAGCAAGAGACGGGCUACAAGGUCAAGGAAGGCGUUAAGAUUUUAUAUUCAGCUCAGUCUGCAGAGAAACAAGCGCUGGAAGAAGGCCACACAGCCGAGCUUCCAUCGGCAGAAUCUGCCGUCAAAUCCACCAUCAAGAAAGAAGAGCGCCGGCCGGUUUUAGCCUCAGUCAGCGAGUCCAAACACACUCUUUCUAAGGAGGCCCAGUUCUCCAUGGAGAUGCCGGCUGAAGAAGCGGCCCGGCUCUCUAAGGACACGAUUAUGAAGGCAGCCUUGAACGCUGAAGAAAGGCGAAUACUGCAGUCUGAGCCCACACAAGAGCUUCCACGUCUGGACAGCGCGGUGACCGUUCAGUCGCAGGUAGAAAGUGGAAAGGUGCUCCACCUGCAGGUCAUCACAGACCAAGAUCUCCUUCCAUCUGAGAAGAGCUUCAGCUGUGAAAAACCUGCAACGCAGCAGGCAGAUAGCAGGAAGAGUCCCACUCUGCUGCACACCGUCAGCCAGGAUGAGCAGAGAACUGUGCUUUGUGAAGACCUGUCCGAGUUUGAGGCCAAGGCCAGCUCCGUAGCCAUCCAGCCCCAGAAAGAGGCCCCGGCCGUGCUGCAUCUUCAGUCGGCCCAGCCUGUAGAGGUGCUGCCCAAAGAGGGUCUUCUGACCGCUGAGAAGCCCGACGAGCAGGUGGCGACACAGAAACAGGAGAAAUCAAGGAGCCAUGCAGCUGUCUCCGAGGAACGCAGGGAGCUCACAGCAGAUUACCACACAGAGCUGGAUUUGUCAGUCACCGGGGUUCAGUCUAAACUUCGAACUGAGCCCAAGCCUCAGAAUAUCCUGCAGGUCUCCUACCGGCCCAUGGAGCUGCCGAAGGAGACCCCCAUCGCUGCCGAUUUUAAGCAGCAGCGAGCUCUGGUGCAGAAAGAGGACCGCUGGAAUGUGAUGCAUGUCACCAGCGUAGCAGACAGUCAGGUUCUGGAGGAGGGUCACACGGAGACCCUGUCAGGCGUGGACACGUUCAAGUGUCUGACAGCCGUCGAGCCCAAAAUGCCCACAGAACCGGUCCAGAUCGAGGAGAAGGAGAUCUCCACGGAGAGCAGCGUCUCUCUGGAGGCAGCAGAACAGGACUUUGCCGUUCAGAUCCAGGAGGGUCAGUCCGUCAGGCAGUCGAUAGUCAUGGAUGAGAAGCGAGUGCUGACGGGGGAGCACUCUCAGGAGAUCUCCAAGUCUGAGUCCACUAAAGUCGUAGUCAGCACACAGCCCAAGCUGUCCUUCAUGGCAUCAGAGUCUGAGGACAGCACGGCUCUCCCCAAGGAGAUGAUGUUUGUGAUUCAGGUCCCUAAGCCUUCCAGCCUGAAGACACGGCGCCAGCUACGAGAGGCGCUGCAGUCCGCCGUGGCCAGCGACCAGCCGGUGCUGCUGGCGGACGUUGUUGGAAAGCUGCAGGCCGUAGAAGUGCAGGAGGUCAAAGUUCAGCGAGAACCCAAACGCUCGAUGUUUACGUAUCUCAUCACGACAACGGGCGCGCCCAUGGAGAUAACGCUCGCUUUCGAAGGCGAAUACCCGCAAACGGCCGAUGUCCGGACCGAACUCCAGGCGGCAUUGCACUCUAUAGUGUACCAGGAGGCCCACGUUCUCACCUCGGAGCAGAUCGGCACCACGCAGCUGGACAAACCUCAGAGGGCCCGGGUCAGCUCGGCCCGGUCAGAGCAGAAGCUUUCCUCAGUGGUGGAGACUGUCCGCGUGGCGGAGAGUACAGUGGAUUUCACAGCCGAGAAAUCUCAGGCUGCUGCUCUGCAGAUCGAGUCUAACGUCACGGUUGAACGUGCUGCGGCAGAGGGACAGGUUGUAGUGCAGGAAUCCAAGACCGAAAAGAUAGAGAUGUCCAUCUCAUCCAAGACUAAAACAACCACAGAGUCUCGGGUGGGCUUUGAGCAGUCGGUUCAGGUGUCAAGGAAAGAGAUGAGGUCUGUAACGGUAGAGAGUAAAGAAAAGCAUGCAGGAGCAGCUGUUGUCACAGCAGCUCUGCCUCCUGCCACCGUAGCCACUGAGCAAACCUUAGAUGUUAGCAUCCAGCAGGAGCACAGCGAGGAGAUCUUCACAGAGCAGAUCACUGUAUCCAGACCAGAACAGAGAGAGCACCCUGAAAUAGUUAUAUCCCUGCAGGACAUAUCCAUAGAAGAAGAUAGCCAAGUCACCUUUAGCACCACCAUUAAAUUUGUAGCUAAAGUGAGCUGGUUUUUCAAUGGCCAAUUGGUGGAACCUGGCAGAGAGUUCAAGUGUUUUAAAGCCAAUGACACAUACUCACUGGUUAUCGACAAAGUUGUCAAGGAGAGGCAUCAAGGAGAAUAUGUUUGUGAGGCUGAGAAUGAAGCCGGCAGGACAACAACAUCUUCCAGACUCACUGUGGUCUCAAGAGUGCCACCAGUUUUCAGGCAGAAGCUCAACCCCGUCGAGAUCAACGUCGGAGGCCACGCAAAGUUCGACUGUGAGACGGAGGACGCACCGAACGUGACCUUCAGGUGGUACAAGUCGGGCACUGAGAUCCGACAGAGCGAGAAGUACCGGAUCGUCAGCCGCCACACGGGCUCUUCUCUGGAGCUCCUGAAUCCCGUGAAGGCCGACAGCGGGGAAUACACCUGCAAGGCCUCGAACCAGCACGGCUCGGACAGCUGCAGCGCCUCGCUCGUCGUCACCGAGAUGUAUCCACCAGUAUUUGUUUCAAAACCAGAGCCGAUGGCCUUGUUUGUGGGCAAACAGGCCGUUCUCCAGUGCUCGCUCACUGGAUCGUCACCAAUGGAGGUUGUCUGGCACAAGGACAACAUAGCCGUCACAUCUGAAGGGAAUUAUGUCAUAAAAAGUGAAAGGAACAAGUAUUCUCUUCACAUUAAAAGUCUCGAGUUGACCGAUCAGGGAGUGUACCUGUGCAAGGCCUCCAACAGCGUCGGCACGGCUACUUUUACCACCGAGCUUAUGGUUAUAAAAAAGCCCAGCUUUGUUCGGACCUUUGAGCCGACGUCCGCCGCUGUCAAUGACCCGCUGAGGCUGGAGUGCCAGGUGGAUGAGGACACUGCUGUGACCGUCACCUGGACCAGGGAUGGCAAAAAAGUCCACCUGAGCAUGGACUGCAAGCUGUCCUUUGAGGAUAAGGUGGCCGUUCUUGAGAUUCCCAAGUCCAAAGUGAAGGACUCUGGGAAAUAUGUUUGCACAGCCACAAAUGAGGCUGGCAGCUCAUCCUGUGAGGCUGUGGUGACAGUUCAAGAACCGCCUGCUUUUGUCAGGAAAAUGGAGCCUAAGAUUACCUGGAAGCAGGGUGCAGCUGCACGCUUACAGUGCAGCGUUAAGGGAUCUCCAGAACUUCACAUCCACUGGUUCUGGAAUGACAGAGAGCUUAGUGACGGAGAGAAAUAUAAAGUCGCCUUUAAGAACGGCGUGGCGUCUGUGGAGAUAUUGAACCUUCUGGUGGCAGACAGUGGGAAUUACACGUGUGAGGUGUCAAACAAUGCCGGUAGCGAGAGCUGCAGCGCUCUGGUCGCUGUCAAAGAGCCUCCAUCCUUUAGAAAAGAUCUCCAGACUGUAGAAGCUGUGAAAGGUGCAACAGCUCAGCUGGAGUGUGAGAUUGCAGGAACGGCUCCUUUUGAGAUCAGCUGGUUAAAAAACAGGAAGCCCAUCACGGGUGAUGAGAAAUAUAAAAUCCUCUCUCAAGACUCCCUGUCGAGGCUGGAGAUCCAGACCUUUGAGAGUGCAGACAUUGGAGAUUAUCAGUGCGUCGUGUCCAACGACGUGGGGAAGGUGACCGCCAAGGCCUCGGCGAAGCUGAAAGAGCCGCCGUCUUUCUCAAAGAGAGUCGAAAGUGUUACAGCAGUGCUGGGAAACGCAGUGAAGCUGCAAGGAACCAUAAAGGGCUCGGCUCCCAUCACUGUUAAAUGGAUGAAAGACUCUGAAAUCCUCAGAGAUGAUGAUCCAAACAUUAAGAUGGUUUUUGAGAACAAUCUCGCCAGCCUUGCCAUAACAGCAGUGGCCAUCGGCCACGGCGGCAAGUAUUCAUGCCAGGCGGAGAACGAGGCCGGGCAGCAGAAGUGUGAAGCCACCCUGACCGUGCAAGAGCCUGCUAGAGUUGUAGAACCUGCAGAGUCCAUCAGUGUGACUGCAGGGGAUUCGGCCACGCUGGAGUGCACCAUCUCUGGAAGCCCAGAGCUGAAGGUGAAGUGGUUCAAAGACGGGAAGGAGAUGAUCAGCGGGCGCAAAUACAAGAUGGCCCUGAAGGACAACGUGGCCACCAUGAAGAUUCUGACCGCAGAGAGAGGAGACACUUCGGAGUACAAGAUGGAAGUGUCCAAUAAAGUCGGCAAAGACCAGUGCACAUGCUCAGUCACCGUCUUAGAUCGGAUUAUGCCUCCAACUUUCACCAAAUCGCUGAAAAGAGUCGACGGCAACAUUGGUAACGACGUGUCCCUGGACUGCAAGCUGUCUGGCUCCCAGCCCAUGAGCAUUGUUUGGUUCAAGGAUGAGCAGGAAGUGGAGCUGGGAGCCAAGUUUCAGUCGGAGUUCAAAGACGGCUCUGCCACGCUGAGAGUCAGUCGGCUGGAGAAGGCCGACUCCGGGGUUUAUAAAUGCAGAGCCACCAACUCCGCUGGCUUUAAAGAAACCAGCGGCACGCUCUACGUCAAAGAGCCCCCAGCGUUCACAGAGAAACCCGACAACCAGGACGUUGUACCAGGAGCCAAAGUCUCCUUCAGAGCAGCCUUCACUGGGACUGCUCCUCUGGCUGUUAAAUGGUUCAAAGAGGAAAAAGAGGUUGUAACUGGAGGCAUUUAUUUCAUAAAGAAAGACGCGUCAUCCAGCUCUCUGGAGCUUCAAUCGGUGAAGCCCGCUGAUUCCUCUAAGUACACCUGCCAGGUGUCCAACGACGCUGGGAAAGUGGAUUGCUCUGCAGUCCUCUUUGUGAAAGAGCCGCCUGCGUUUGUGCGGAAGCUCGACGCCACCAAGCUCGUCACCAGCGGCGACUCCGCCAGGCUGGAGUGCAAAGUGUCGGGUAGUCCCGUCAUCAGCUUCAAAUGGUUCAAGGACGAGAUGGAGAUCAGCUCCGGUCCCAAAUACACAAUUAGUGCGACUGACGUGGAGGCAACUCUUGAAAUAUUGAACUGUGCAGUCGGGGACAGUGGAGAUUAUGUCUGUGUGGCGUCAAGUGAAGCCGGCAGCGAUCGCUGCAGCAGUACAGUUACUGUCAAAGAACCGCCGGUAUUUGUACGUAGCUUGGAGUCCAAAGAUGUGGUGAAAGGGUCUGAGAUGAUGCUGGAGGCCCAGGUCUCUGGUUCUGCUCCUUUCACCGUGUCGUUUAAUAAAGACUCUAAAGUGAUCAGAAAUGACAAAAGACACAGAAUCACAGUGAAAGACGACCUGGUGGCGCUGCAGGUGCAGGCGGUCGAGGCGGCAGACGCCGGUUUGUACCAGUGCACUGUGGAGAACGAAGUGGGGAAAUCAACCUGUGAAUGUCAAGUGAAGCUGAAAGAACCGCCGUCUUUUGUCCAAAAGCUUGAGAACCUGAGUUCGCUGGUGGGCAGCGACGUGUCUCUCCAGUGCACACUGAAGGGCUCUGAGCCCAUUACCGUGUCUUGGCUGAAAGACAACCAUGAGCUCAAAGAGGCUGAAAAUGUUCACAUUUCAUAUGAGAACAAGACUGCCCUGCUACACAUCGGCGGCUUGCAGAGCGAACAUGGAGGCAAAUACUCGUGCCAGGCUCAGAAUCAGGCUGGUAGCCAGACCUGCUCUGCUGUGCUGACGGUUAAAGAACCCGCUAAGAUAACAGAGGAGGCCAAGUCCAUCAGUGUGACUCAGGGGGAUCCGGCCACACUGGAGGUCCGGUUCUCCGGGACCAAACCCCUGAAGGCCAAAUGGCUGAGGGCUGGCAAGGAGCUGACAUCUGGCCAGAGGUUUAAAGUACAGACCAAAGACACCAGCUCUGUGCUCAAGAUUGUCAAAACUGAGAAAAGCGACAGUGGUGAAUUUAGCUUUGAGAUCUCUAAUGAUGUCGGACAAAGUUCUUGCGAAGCCUCUCUCACGGUUCUCGAUCAAAUAAUUCCUCCAUCCUUUACGAGAAAACUAAAGCAGACAGAAGGUAUUAAGGGAUCGUUCGCUCAUCUGGAAUGCCUCGUGUCGGGCUCCCUGCCCAUUACUGUCCAGUGGUACAAAGAUGAGAAGGAGAUCCAGGCUGAUGAGAAACACAAAUGUACUUUCUUUGAGAGUGUUGCUUGCCUGGAAAUCUCUGACCUUCACCUUAAAGAUGGUGGAAGUUACACCUGCAUCGCCAAAAACAAAGCGGGGACAGUCCAGUGCUCAGGGAUCUUGUUUGUGAAAGAGCCACCAAGCAUUCUUGAAAAACCUGAAUCCAUGAAUGUUUUACCUGGAUCAAAGGUCCAGUUUAAUGUGCUUCUCUCUGGCACGCCGCCUCUCACCAUCAAAUGGUUUAAAAACAAGAAGGAGAUUGUAUCAAGUAGCGACUGCUCUGUGAUCAAAGACAACACGUCUAGCUCACUGGAGCUCUUCUUCGCUAAGAGCUCAGACUCUGGAGAAUACGCCUGUGAAAUCCACAACGAUGUGGGCUCCACUUCCUGCCAAGCAAAUCUUUUUGUCAAAGAGCCUCCUAAAUUCACGCGGACCCCGGCCCGUGUGUCCGUGGUGCGUCCGGGUCAAAGCAAAGUGUUUGAGUGCCAGGUGACCGGCACGCCUGAGAUAGACAUCUACUGGUUUAAAGAGGGCUCUGAGAUCAGCGCCAGUGAUCGCUACAAGAUGGCCUUUGUUAACUCUGUGGCCACGCUGGAAGUCUGCGGGGCUGAAACCAAAGACGGCGGCCUUUACUACUGCGAGGCUCGCAAUGAGGCUGGCAGUGAGAGCUGCAGCAUGGAGCUCAAAGUCAAAGAGCCGCCAUCUUUUAUUAAGGAACUUUCUCCAGCUGAUGUUGUGAAGGGUUCGUCGGCCUGCUUUGAGUGCCAGGUUGCUGGAACAGGUCCGUUUGAGAUAACGUGGCACAAAGAUGGUAAAGAGAUCAAGCCCAGUGCCAAACAUGGCUUCUCCCAGAUGAAUGACACUUUGGCCCUAGAGAUCCACAGGUGUGAUGGUGUGGAUGUGGGUGAAUAUCAGUGUACUGUAGCUAAUGAGGUGGGGAGCUGUACUUGUAAGACGACUAUGAGCCUUAAAGUUGCUCCAACAUUUACCAGGAGGAUGGAGGACAGCGUUACUGUCCUGGGUAAACUGGCAGAGUUUCAGUGCGUUGUGGUGGGUUCUCCCACUCUUUCUGUCCAGUGGCAGAAAGAUGAGAGCUGGAUUGUGGAGGAUCCAAACAUUGAGAGAACGUUUGAAAACAAUGUGGCGACUCUCAGGAUCGCUGCCUGUGAAGCCUCUCAGGCAGGUAGAUACACCUGCCAGGUAAUCAAUGAGGCUGGGCAGGAUAAGUGCUUCGCCACGCUCACAGUGCAAGAGCCUCCUCAGAUCUUAGAGAAACCCGAGGAGCUAAAGGUAACCGUGGGAGACCCGGUCAGUCUGGACUGUAAGGUGAAAGGCUCUCCUGAGCUCAAGGUGAGGUGGAUGAAAGACGGCAAGGAGCUGCAGUCCAUCAGGCAGCACAAGCUGAUCUUUGAGAACAACAUCAGCAGCCUGAAGAUUCAGGGAGCUCAGAGAGCGGAUGACGGAGAGUACGUGUUUGAGGUGUCCAACCACAUCAGCAGCUGCUCCUGCAAAGUUAAAGUGGUUGUAUUAGAGCAAGUAAUUCCUCCCAGCUUCAUCAAACCGCUGGUAGACAUGCAGGAGAUUCUGGGCUCCUUUGUUCAGAUCUGCUGUAAAAUAUCCGGUUCCCUCCCGAUCUCCGUGGAGUGGCAGAAAGACGGGAGUAAAAUCUCCAGCGGCGUCAAACACAAACUGAUUCAGCAGGACAACUCUGUGUCUGUGGAGAUCGAGCAGCUAGAGCGAUCUGAUGCCGGCUCGUACUCUUGCAAACUGACCAAUGCGGCUGGGAGCUGUGAAUGUAGCGGAGCCCUCAUGGUCACAGAGCCUCCCAGCUUUGUGGCGCCGCCCGAGUCCCAGGCGGCUCUGCCCGGCGCCUCGGUGCGCUUCAGAAGCACGUUCACGGGCACGCCGCCCUUCACGGUCAAAUGGUUCAAGGACGACACGGAGCUCAUGACCGGGCCCACGUGCUUCACGGGCGUGGAUGAAACGUCCUGCUUCUUAGAGCUCUACUCGGUGGCCGUCGCUCAGAGCGGACUUUACUCUUGCCAAGUCAGCAACGAUGCUGGUUCUGUGCGCUGUAGUGCAGAUUUGACUGUCAAAGAACCACCUGAGUUUGUGCUGAAACUUCCCGCCGCUAAGUUUGUAAAGCGGCACGAAUCACUCCGCCUGGAGUGCAAAGUGCGCGGCUCGGCCCCCCUGACAGCGACCUGGUACAAACACGACACCAAGGUGUCGGACGGGGGCAACCACAGGACGUCGUUUGUUGACUCGCUAGCUGUCCUGGAGCUCCUGUCCAGCAGCUUUGACGAUGACGGAGUUUACACCUGUGAAGCUCACAAUGAUGCUGGCAGCGUGAGCUGCAGCACCACGCUUACGGUGAAAGACCCGCCUGCGUUUGUGAAAGUACCCCAGCCUGUUGAGGGGCUGAAGGGUAAAGACGUGAGCUUGUACUGCGAGAUGAGCGGUUCAGCUCCGUUCCAGGUGGCCUGGUUGAAGGACAGGAAGCCUCUGAUGGAGAGCAGGAAGUAUAAGAUGGUGAGCGAGGGCAGCUCCGCCACCCUGCAUGUCAUUGGGAUAGAGCCUUCGGACGCCGGCGAGUACGAGUGCAAGGUUUCGAACAGUGUAGGAAGCGACUCCUGCCACGCUCAGGUUAAACUCCGAGAGCCGCCGUCAUUUGUGGAGAAACUGUCAAACAUGACAGUGAUGCUGGGGGAGGAGGUGACCCUUAUGGCCACUGUUAAAGGCUCUGAACCCAUUACUGUGUCCUGGGUUCAGGACAAGGAUCACAUUCUCAGGGACAGUGACAACAGGAAAAUCACCUUUGAGAACAACCAGGUCGCUCUUACUGUGUUUAAGGCCGAUGCAACCGUGGCGGGCAGGUACACCUGCCACCUGAGAAAUGAUGCUGGGAGUGUGGAGUGUUUCGCUAACUUGACUGUCCUAGAGCCCGCCACCAUCGUGGACAAACCCGACACGUUGAGCGUGACGGCCGGCAACAUGGCCGCCCUGGAGGUCAAAGUGUGCGGGACGCCCGAGCUCGUUCCCAAGUGGUUCAAAGACGGCAUGGAGCUGGCCACCGGCAGGAAGUACAAGAUCUCCUUCUCCCAGAUGAUCUCCAGCCUGAACGUGCUUUCCACGGAGAAGCUGGACUCUGGCGAGUACACCUUCCAGGUCAUGAACCAAGUCGGCAAAGAUCUGAGUAAAAUCAACCUGACGGUUUUAGAUAAGACGGUUCCUCCAACCUUCACCAGGAAGCUGAAGGACUGCAAGAUGACGGUGGGAGAAGCCGCAGAGAUGGAGUGCAAAGUGUCGGGGUCCCCCCCGUUCACUAUUUCAUGGUACCACGAUGGCGAGGAGGUCCAGAGCGGGCCGAACUGCGAGCUUUCCUUCAGCGACAACAGCUGCACGCUCAGAGUUCCCACGCUGAGGCUGUCAGACUCUGGGAUCUACAAAUGCAAGGCUGUUAACGAGGCCGGAUUCAGCGAGACGUCGGCCACUUUGGCCGUCAAAGAACCUCCAUCCUUCGUGGUGCCGCCGCAGCCGAUGGAGGCCAUGCCUGGCUCUCACGUGACCUUCUCCGCCAUGGUGAAGGGCAGCGCGCCCCUCACCCUGAAAUGGUUCAGAGGAACGAAGGAGAUCCUGCCAGGGAAGGACUGCAGCUUCUCCCUGAAGGACAACCAAGUGACCCUGGAGCUUCACAGCGUGAACAGGUCUCAUGCCGGAGAGUACAUCUGUCAGAUCAUCAACGACGCGGGAAAAGAAAGCUGCGCCGUGAACCUCACCAUCAAAGAACCGGCAGCCUUCUCCAAGAAGCUGAAGGACGUGUCGGUGGAGAAGGGCAAACCUUUAACGCUCGAGGCGUCGUACACCGGAACGCCAAAGAUCACGGUGAGCUGGUUCAAAGACGGCCAGCAGAUCUUUGCUUCCUACAAACACAACAUCACCACGACGGAAAGCUCCUGCAUCCUGGAGGCUCUCAGCACAGACGACAAGGACGCCGCGGGGACCUACUCCUGCCAGGUGUCCAACGACGCCGGAACGGACACGAGCGAGGCCGUCGUGUCCAUUUUGGAGCCUCCUUACUUUGUCGAAUCUCUUGAACCCAUGGAGGUGACGGCAGGUGACGCCGUGUGUCUGAAGUGCCAGGUGGCAGGUACGCCUGAGAUCAAGGUGUCCUGGUUCAAGGCUGACGGUAAAGUGCGGUCCAGCCCCACCUGCAAGCUGGAGUACUCCAAGGGCGUCGCCUGCCUGAAGCUCAGCAAAGCCACCAAGGCUGACGUCGGGGAGUACACCUGCAAGGCGGAGAACAAGAUCGGCUCCGCCUCCUCCACCUGUAGACUCAAUGUACUCGAGGCCAAAACGCCGCCAUCCUUCCCCAAAAAGAUCACCAGCCUGCAGGAGACGGAGGGCCAGGCGGUGCGCUUCGAGUGCCGCGUCGCCGGCUCCUCCCCCGUCGAGGUGUCGUGGCUGAAAGACGGCAAGCCGCUGGCGGAGGGAGGCGAGUUCUCCAUGCUGUACGACGACAACACGGCCGUGCUGCAGAUCAGCCGCGGCGAGAUGAUGCAUUCUGGGGAGUACACAUGCGUGGCCACCAACAGCGUGGGCUCGGCCUCCUGCAGAGCCAAACUCACCAUGCAAGAACCCAGGUACCCUCCGGUCUUUGACAGGAAGUUGUCACCGCGGGAGGUGACGGUGGGUGACAGCAUCGAAAUGGAGUGUCACAUGACCGGCUCCGCCCCCAUCAAAGUCACAUGGUCCAAAGACCAUAAAGACAUUCGCUCUGGCGGGAACUAUAAGAUCAGCUGUGUGGAUAACACCGCCCACCUGAGCAUCCUGAAGGCAGAUAAAGCCGACACAGGGAAGUACUUCUGCCAUGCCUCCAACGACAUGGGCAAGGACUCUUGUUCCGCUGACAUCUCUGUCAAAGAGCGUAAAAAUCCACCAGUGUUCACCAAAAAGCCCUCGGAGCACAUGGAGGACAUGGAGGGCAAACUGGUUAAAAUCGAGGGCCGGGUCACCGGCUCACAGCCCGUGUCAGUCAGCUGGUUCAAAGACGACCAGGAGAUCCGCAGCUCUGACAAAUACGACAUCAGCUUCAAGAGCAACGUGGCGGUGCUGUGCAUCAAGAGCAGCCAGGUGGCCGACAGCGGCAGGUACACCUGCCAGGCCUCCAACGAAGCUGGAAGAGCCUCCUGCGACGUCACCGUGGGCAUCCUGGAAGCCAAGAGGCCUCCAGUGUUUGACGUUCCGCUCAAACCGGUGACUGUGGAUGAAGGUGACAAGCUGAGCCUCAAGUGUCACGUCUGCGGGUCCGCGCCCCUGAAGGUCCAGUGGAUGAAGGACAGGAAGGAGGUGUCAUCGGCUGGCAGCACCAGGGUCAGCUUCUCUGAUGGUACAGCCAGUCUGGAGAUCAACUCAGCCUCCAAACACGAUGCAGGCGAUUACCUCUGCAAGGCGACCAACGAUGCCGGCGCAGAGUUCUGCAAGGCCAAGGUCACAGUCAAAGUGAAACCAGGAGCAGCUAAACCCGAGGCUCCAGCACCCGCUCCGACCCCAAAACUGGAUAAUCUGUUCUUCAUCGAGGAGCCCAAAUCUACACAUGUUACAGAGAAGGGAACCGCCACCUUCAUCGCUAAGGUCGGUGGAGAACCCAUCCCCAGUGUGAAGUGGAUGAAAGGGAAAUGGAGACAGCUCACCCAUGGCGGCCGCAUCUCAAUCGUGCAGAAGGGUGAGGAAGCCAAGCUGGAGAUCCGAGAGGUGACCAAGUCAGACUCGGGUCAGUACCGGUGCGUUGCCUCCAACAAGCACGGGGAGAUCGAGUGCAACACCGACAUGCAUGUAGACGAAAAGAAAGGAGCCCCGCAGCUUGAGGGAGACCUCCGAGCCAAACUGAAGAAGACGCCAUCAAAGCAGAAGAGUCCACAGGAGGAGAAGGACAUCGACAUUGUCGAGCUGCUGAGGAACGUCGACCCCAAAGAGUACGAGAAGUACGCCCGGAUGUACGGCAUCACCGACUACCGGGGUCUGCUGCAGGCCAUCGAGCAGCUCAAGAAAGAAAGGGGAGAAGAAAGUGGAAGACCGGAAAUGGAACGUGGAGACAGGGAGUCAGACGAGGACAUGGCCCGACUGGUGGCCGACCUGCAGAAGAGGAUGGAGAGGACAGAGCCUGUCACCGUAGUGAAGGACAUCUCCAACCAGUCAGUCUUCACAAACGAAGAGGCAGAGUUUGAAUGUGAGAUCAAGAUCAACUACCCAGAGAUCACGCUGUCGUGGUACAAGGGCACGCAGAAGCUGGACACGGGAGACAAAUACCACAUCAGCAUCAGUGGCGACCGCCACCUGCUCAAGAUCAAGAGGUGUCAACCGUCCGACCAGGGCAACUACCGGGUGGUGUGCGGGCCGCACAUCUCCAGCGCCAAGCUCACCAUCACGGAGGUGGAGGUGGAGAAGCACUUGCAGGACACGUCCGGUAAGGAAGGCCAGUCCUGCACACUGUCUUGUCAGUUGUCUGUUCCUAACGUUGAGGCUCAGUGGUUUAAAAAUGGCAAGCAGUUAGAGAUGAAGGGAAGGUACUCGUCUGAGGUGAAACACAAAGUUCAGAAGCUUCUGAUCAAAGACCUGAAGUCUGAAGACCGGGGCAGAUACUCCUGCAGAUACCAGCACCUGGAGUCCUCUGCCGACCUCAGGGUGGAAGCCGAACAAAUUCAUUUCACCAAACGCAUCCACAACGUCGAAGUCAACGAGCGCCAGUCGGCCACCUUCGAGUGUGAGGUGUCCUUCGACAACGCUAUUGUUUCUUGGUACAAAGACACCUGGGAGUUGAAAGAAUGCACUAAAUACAACUUCAGAAGCGAGGGUCGAAGACAUUUCAUGGUCAUUCGAAAUGUGACCAUUGAGGACGAAGGCGUGUACUCAGUGAUUGUGAGAUUGGAGCCCAGAGGAGAGGCUAAGAGCACAGCUGAGCUUUAUUUGUCUGGCAAAGAAAUCGAAUUAGCGAUGGUGCCGACAGAUUUCCCAGACUCUUCAGUUCAGAGGCCUGAAAUGCCUUCUUCAGAAGAAAUUCAAGAAUCUGCUGAGUUCUAUCAGUUGGAAGAAAAGGUCGAACAGAGAGAAUCGGCUGAAUAUUCAUAUCACUAUGAAGAGGAGGUGCAGCAGAAAGUCGAGUAUCAGAGCUGGUCAGAGGAGACGGUAACACAGCAGGUUACAGAGACUAAAGCUGCCAGAGUUGCUGUGGAAGAAAAAGUGGAGCUCAUGACUGUUGAGAUGAGGGAGGAAAUUCCAGCUAAAGUCGAGAAAAAGCCCGAAGAGAAGAAGCCUGCAGCUGUGGAGGAAAGCAGGAAAGAAGCGGAGGCCAGGAAGCCUGUAGAGGAAAAAGUUCCUGUGGUUUCAGUCCCAGAGAAGAAGGACGUUCCUGCUCCUAAAGAACCAGAGGAGGCGAAGAAGCCGGCCGUGGCUCCCCCACCGCCUGCAGAGAAGCCCGGUCUGCCCACCAAAGACGAACCCAAGAAGCUGGCUCCGGCUGAGCCCAAGAAGCCGGUGCCUGAAGCAAAGCCCAAGGCUGAACCAGAACCAAAACCCAAACCGGCUCCAAAGGUUGAACCAGAACCAAAGGCCAAACCGGCUCCAAAGGCUGAACCAGAACCAAAACCCAAACCGGCUGCGGCUCCAAAAGCAGAACCGGAACCAAAGGCUAAACCUGCUCCUAAACCAGAACCAGAAGUGAAGCCAGUGACGCCUCCAUCCAAAGCCCCUGAAGAGGCGGCAAAGAUCAAACCUGAACCCGAAGCUCCGAAACCAAAGGCCGAACCGAAGAAAACAAAACCGGAGGUCCGUAAACCAGAACCUCCGGUCCCCAAAGCAGAACCGACACCGGCACCAAAGGAGCCCGAGAAGAAAGCGCCAGAAGAAGCAGCUAAGAAGGAGGCGGCUGCUCCUCCGCCUCCUUCGGUCCCACAGAAGGAGGCAGAAGAACCUCAGAAGAAGCCAAUGAAAGUUCCCGCCGAGGAAAAAGUUCCUGAGCUUCCGAAAGCAGCGAAGAAACCGGAGACCAAAGCGGUUCCUCCUAAAGAUGAACGAGCUCCGAAGGACAAAGCUCUCAAGCCCCAACAGAAAGCUGAAAAGGUUCCUCAGAAAAUGCCUAAAGAGGAGGAGGAGGUUGUGUUGGGCAGAAAACCUGAAAAAAUAUCUGAACCGGCACCAGAGAGAGCUGAGGUGGAGGAGAAGUCUCUGGAGAAGGUCCCAGAGGAAACACCGGAGCCUAAACAGCAAGAUGUUCCAAAGAUGGUCGCUGGAAGAAUCCCUGAGGAACCUCCAGAGGAACCUUCAAAGAAGAUCCCAGAGAAAACCGCUGCUGAGAAGAAGCUCGUUAAGCCUCCUCAGAAAGAGGAGGAAAAGGAGGCGAUCGGUAGGAAGAAGCCUCCUGAGAAGCUCCCUGAGAAGGUUGAAGAAGUGAAGCCAAAGAGAACCUCUGAAGCCCAAAGCGUUUCUGUUAGAACGCCUGAGAAGGUCGGAGUCCAGCGGGAAGCAGAAGAAACUCCUCAGGAAGAGCCUGUAGUGCAGAAGACGGAGAAGAUUCGUCCUAGAGAUCAGGAGAAGAAACUCUUUGUUCCUGGUGAAAAAGACGCUCAGAGGAGACGGGAAGAAGAGAGAGGAUCUGUUUCUGGCUCUGCAGGGAGGAGAGAAAACGCUGAGAUUAAACAGAAAGUUGAAGCAAAAACUGUAGCUGCAGUCCCAGAAUAUCACCCUGAGGUCGCUGCAGAGACGGAAGACGAGUCUGAGGAGUUUUGGGUCGAAGAAACACGAAGCGAAGCGAGGGAGAAGGAAGGCAAACCUGAGGAACCGGGUUCAGUUAAAGAGUUGGCAAGAGAAGUCAUCAGCAAAACGGGUAAAACGUCAGAGAAAUCUGAGGUUAUCAGUCUGAAAUCUGAGGUUAUCAGUCUGAAACCUGAGAAAAUCUCAGGAAAACCCAGCAGAGCAGGAAUCAAACCCACUUCAGGAGGAGAAAGUCACCCAGAAGUGAAAAUGACGGCCAAAGAAGAGAGCAGAAAACCAGAAACUGAAGCGGUUCUGCCUGAAGCGGUUCUGCCUGAAGCGGCGGCUGAGCCAGAUUUGACCCGUUUAGAGAAACGGGUCCGAUCUGCACAGCUGCUAGAUGUGAAACAGGAGGACCGCUCAGUAACAGCAGAACCGGAGACCUCAGCGUCAGCCACAGACCAGAAGUUCAGGACGGACGGCCAGUUUGAAGCAGAACGUCUGAAACCUGAAGGCGUUCCUCCUCAGAGAGCCGGACUCCAGGAUCAGACGAAGCCUUCGCUCUCUUUGAAACCAGCGGCAGAGAGAAAGGUUUCCACAGCAGCUGGAGAAACUGAAGACAAACUCAAGAAGCUUCCAACCAAACCUCGCUCUGCUUUACCUGCUGAAGCUGAGACAAAAGGAAAGAAAGUGGAGAAAGCGCCAUUCGUGGCUCUCGUAGCGGAUGAGAAAAGAGCGUCCUCUGCAGAACCCAAAGUUCCCGCGAAGGAAAAGGAGCUGCCACCAGAACCCAAGGAAGUUAAGCCGACUCCUCCUCCAGAAGAAAUCAAACCAAAGGCUGCAGAAGCUCCCAAAAGACCUGAAGUCCCUGAGAAGAAAAUCGCUGCCCCAGAGCAAACGAAGCCAGUGGCCAAGCCUGCUGUGAAGGCUGAAGAACCGACUAAGGUGGCACCAGAAGAAGAAAAACCAGCUCUGAAAGAUGAAACCAAGGGUCCGGUCCAGGCACCAGGAGGAGUCAAGAAAGAAACUGUUCAGCCAAAAAAGGGUAAAAUUCAAGUGGCGGAGGAUGGUACGUUUGAGAUUCCAACCCUGAAGAAAGCAACCAGAGUCAUGAGGGAGGUGGAAGAGGAGCUUGAGGUCGUCACGCUGAAGAAAGUACCUUCAGUUCCCCUCAAAGAGUCUGAGGAGGAAGAAAAGCCUCAGAAAGUCACCAAGACCACCGUGUUCCAUGAGGAGGAGAUGGUGCGUGAAGAAGAGACUUUUGAGAUGUCCAUUGCUACCAGAAGGGUUGUUGAGGAAAGAAAACCUCGAGAGAAACCUGAGGAGGUGAAGAAGCCAGAUGUUAUCAAGCCUAAAGUAGAGGAAGAAAAAGAAGCUCCUAAAGACGCGUGGACACGCCAGAAGCCCGCCCCUAAGGAGGAAAAACCUGAAGACAAGAUCUCCCUUAAGAAAACUCCUAAAGUACCAAAAGAAGAGGAAGCUGCCCCACCCAGUGCAGCACCGAAAAAAGUGAAAAGGCUGCCCUUAGCUGAAGAGGAACCAGAAGUGGUCAAGCUCAAACCCUUUGAGAAGCCUGCUAAACCUUCAGAGGAGCCAGAGAAGGGUAAGGAGAGGCCAGAUAGAGAUACUGUUCCUUUCCAGAAGGGGGAGAGAACCCCCAGAGAGGUGGAACCCAAAGAGCCUGCAAAGAAAACGGAGGAGGCGCCUCCUGAGGUGAAGGAAGCCCAACCUAAGGUACCAAAGCCAGCAGAUAAAAAGAAAAGUCCAGAGAAAGCGCCUGAGGAGGUCAAAGCACCAACGAAAGGGAAGAAAAUCCCAACAGCUGAACAAGAAAUAGAAAGUGUCCAACUGAAGCCCUUCUCCAAACCUUCCAAAGAACCUGAAGCGCCUGAGAAGAAACCAACAGAGGAGAAAGACAGGAAACCAACCGAUGACCUGCAGCGACGUCGCACCAGUCCAGAGGAAAAGGCGAAAGAGCCAGAGGCUAAGCCCAAGAAGCCAGAGCUUCCUGAACCUCCUGAGAAGAAGCCAGAGAAGCCAAAGGAGGUGGACACAGUUCCAACAGAGAAGACACCGGUUUCAGCACCUGAGAAGAAACCUGACAAAGCUCCAGAGGAGCCCAAACCCAAACCUCUGGAGGUGAAGAAAGGGAUAAUACCCAAGGCUAAAGAGGAGAAGGAAGAGGUAGCACUGAAGCCGGUGGAGAAGCUCAAAAAGGUGGAGAUGAAAAAGACUCCGUCUCCUAAAGUCGAAAAACUCAAGGAAGCAGAAGCAGUCCCAGCUGAGAGGAGGCCAAGUGUGGAAAAACUUAAAAAGGUACCGAAACCCAUCUCACCCAAAGACUCUAUAGAGGCUGUAACUCUUAAAAAGGUUCCAAAGAAACCAUCCCCGGAGGAGGCGAAGGCUGCCGAGGCGGAGCCUGACAAGAAGAAAGUUCCCGCCGCGAAGGAGAUCUCUCCCGGGGCCGUUCAGAUGAAGAAGGUGGCCACUCAUCCAGAGCAGGAGGUGUUUGAAGAGGAGUUUACGGCAGAGGAAGAGGCUGCGCUGGAAGCAGAGGAGGCCUGGGGCUGGGAGCUGGUUCCACGGGACAGUUAUGGCUCAGAGGACUGGGAAGGUGAACCAGAAGAAGGUGCUCUGGAGGUUCCUGGGGUAACCCGGAGAGAGGGGCAGCCGGCAGAGGAAGCAGGACGAGGCAGAGGGAGAGGGCUAAAACCCAAGCAGACCCCAUCCCCUGGAGAGGGCAGGGGCCGAGGAAUGAAACCUGGCGGCAGGGGCCCCACACCCCCAGAGGAACCAUUUGCUGGCUUCAAGCUCAAAGCUGUCCCCCUGAAGUUCAUCAAGAAGCUGCAGGACAUCGUGCUAAAGGAGGCCGAGUCCAUCGGCUCCUCUGCCGUGUUUGAGUGUGAAAUUUCACCCUCCACAGCCGUCACCUCCUGGAUGAAGGACGGCGGUAACCUGCGCGAGAGCCCCAAGCACAAGUUCAUCUCUGACGGCAAAGAUCGGAAGCUGCACAUCAUUGAUGUCCAGCUGUCCGACACUGGAGAAUACACGUGUGUAGCCAAGAACGCUGGAAAGGAGAUUUCCUGCACUGCGAAGCUCAUAGUUGAAGAGCUUCCCAUAAAAUGGAUCAAAGAGUUGGAACCGGAGACCUCUGCUAUCUUGGGUCAGCCGAUAUACAUGACCUGCGAGCUGAGCAAGGAGAGGGACGUGAUCUGGAAGAAGAACGGCGAAGUCCUGAAGAAAAAAGAGGGCAAGAUUCAGAUCAACGUCAUCGGCUUGCAGCACUCUGUGACCAUCCAGGGCUCCACCCUAGAGGACGCUGGUACCUACUCCUGUGAAGUGUCUGAACAGGAGGAUGUCAAGACCUCCUCAAACGUCACAGUGCUUGAAAUUAUUAAAGACUGGAUAGUAAAACCGCUUAGAGACCAGCACGUGAAACCAAAGGCCACCGCUACAUUUAAGUGUGAGCUCUUCAGAGACACUCCCAACUGGAAGUGGCUCAAAGGAGAGGACGAGAUCACUCCAUCUGAUAAAGUUGAGAUCAAGAAGGAUGGGAAGGAGCUGACGCUGACCAUCAAGAACUGCCAGCCAGAAGAUGUGGCGCAGUAUUCCAUGGAGGUGGAAGGACGCGUCUACACCGCCAAUCUAACCCUAGGAGAGCGUGAAGCUGAGAUCCUAAAGCCUUUGGCCAGUGUUGAGGUGAUAGAGAAGGAAGAUGCCAGGUUUGAAACAGAAAUAUCUGAGGAUGAUGUUCCAGGGGAAUGGAAACUCAAAGGAGAGGUUUUGACCAGAUCCCCGACGUGCGACAUCCAAAUGGAGGGUACGGUGCGUAGGCUCACUCUGAAAAACUGCCAGUUGGAUCAGGCUGGAGAAGUGUCCUACCAGGCCCUGAACGCCAUCACAACUGCAAUGCUAACUGUCAAAGAAAUCGAGAUGGACUUUGUUGUCCCACUGAAGGACGUCCAUGUGCCAGAAAAGAAACAAGCUAAGUUUGAAUGCACCAUCACAAAGGAUGUCGCAAAGGUCUUGUGGUAUAAAGGGGCUGACAUCGUCACCCCAGACCAAAAGUACGACAUCAUCGAUGAUGGAAAGAAGCACAUGCUGGUCAUAAACUGCUGCGAGUUUGAUGACGAGGAUGAAUAUACAAUCGAGGUUUUGGGCAAAACGUCCACAGCUAGACUCACGGUUGAGGGAAUCAGGCUCAGGUUUGUCUCACCACUAAAGGACCAAACGGUAAAGGAGGGCACUACAGCUCGCUUUGAGCUGGAGCUCUCUCAUGAGAACAUCCCGGUCACCUGGUACAAGAACGACGUUAAGAUCCAUCUGAGCAGAACCGUCGUCACUCAUGUGGACGGAAAGAAACACAUACUAGAAAUCAAGGACGUGACUCUAGAUGAUAUCUGCCAAAUUAAGGCCGAGGCCAAGGGAAUCCCCUCAAUGGCCAACUUGACCGUUAUAGAGGGAGAUCCCUACUUCACCGUUAAGCUGCAGGACUAUACCGCAGUAGAGAAAGACGAAGUGGUUCUAGAUUGCGAGCUCAGCAAAGAUGUUGAUGUCAUGUGGUACUACAAUGAGGCCGAGAUCAAGGCCUCCAAGAUGGUGGCUAUCAAGGCUGAGGGCAAGCGGAGAACACUAAUCAUCAAGAAGGUUGGGGACAAAGACAAGGGGCAGUAUGUAUGUGACUGUGGGACGGACAAAACGACAGCAGAGCUUCACAUCGAAGCUCGCCACAUCAAGGUGGUUCGGCCCAUGUAUGGUGCCGAGGUCUUAGAAGGAGAGACGGCACGGUUUGAGGUCGAGCUGAGCGAAGACGACGUCCACGGCCAGUGGAGACUUAACGGCGAAGUCCUCAGUCCAUCUGCUGACAUCGAGAUUGUGGAAGAUGGCGCCAAACAUACUCUGGUUUUGUACAACUGCAAAGUGCCCCAAACAGGCGAACUUGUGUUCACCGCCGCCAACGCCAAGUGCUCUGCUAACCUGAAAGUAAAGGAGCUUCCCGUCUCAUUCGUCACACCGCUGGCCGACGUUCAGGUGUACGAAAAAGACGAUGCUAAGUUUGAGCUGGAAAUUUCACGUGAGCCAAAAAGCUUCCGUUGGCUCAAAGGAACUCAGGAAUUAUCCAGCGAUGAUAAGUUUGAAACCCAAGUGGACGGAAAACGACACACGCUUGUCGUAAAGUCCGCCCGAUACGAAGAUGAAGCCAAGUACAUGUUUGAAGCCGAGGAUAAGAGGACGUCUGGAAAGCUGAUUAUUAAAGGUAUUCGCCUUGAAUUUAUCAAGCCGAUUAAAGACGUGACCGUGAAGGAAAGAGAAACUGCAGAGUUCAGCGUUGAACUGUCUCACGACAAGAUCCCAGUAGUUUGGUACAGAAACGAGGUGCGCUUGCAUCCCAGCAAGCUAGUGCACAUGUCGGAGGCAGGAAGAGUGCACACGUUGGCCUUCAAGGAGGUCACGAUAGACGAUACCUCCAUGAUUAAGGUGGAGGCCAUGGGAAAGACGUCAGAGGCUAUGCUCACUGUUCUUGAGGGCGACCUCUACUUCACAGUAAAGCUCCAGAACUACACCGCGGUCGAGAAGGACGAGGUGAUCUUGUCCUGCGAGCUGAGCAAGGCCGCCGCCGAGGUCAAGUGGUUCAAAGACGGCGACGAAAUCUUUUCGUCCAAGAAUGUUCUCUUCCAGUCUGACGGCAGGAAGCGCAUGUUGGUCAUCAAGAAAGCAGCAAAGAAAGACAGGGGGGCGUACACCUGCGACUGUGGCACCGACAAAACCACAGCAGACCUGAACAUCGAAGAGCGCAAUAUUAAGGUCGUCCGCCCGCUGUACAGCGUGGAAGUCACAGAGACGGAGACGGCCACGUUUGAGACACAGAUAUCUGAAGAAGACAUCCACGCCACCUGGAAGCUGAAGGGCGAGCCGCUCCACCCGUCUGCUGAUGUGGAGAUUAAGGAGGAAGGGGUACGGCACACUCUGACCCUCUUCAACUGCAGAAAGGACAUGGCCGGAAGCGUCGACUUCUCUGCAGCCAAUGCAAAAUCUUCAGCUCAUCUCAGAGUCAAAGGCCGGGUGAUCUCACUGGUGAGGCCUCUGAAGAACGUCACGGUGACCGCCGGAGAGUCCGCCACCUUCCAGUGCGAGCUGUCGUACGAAGACAUCGCCGUCGAGUGGUUCCUGGGGGGAACGAAGCUGGAGUCGAGCGACAGAGUGGUGAUGAAGGAUGAGGGGAAAGUCUACAGCGUCACGGUGAGAGACGUCCAGCUGAGUGAGGCUGGACAAGUCAAACUUAUGGCCAAAGACUUUGAGACGGAGGCCAUCCUGUCUGUCAAAGAGCCGCCCGUAGAGUUCACCAAGCCUCUGGAGGACCAGACGGUGGAGGAGGAAUCCACCGCCACCCUGGAGUGUGAGGUUUCCAGGGCGAACGGCGAGGUGCAAUGGUUCGUGGACGACCAGGAGAUCCGCAAGACCAAGAAGUACGAAAUACUGGCAGACGGCCGCAAGAGAACGCUGCUCAUCCACGAAUGCACCAUGGACGACUCAAAGACCUACACCUGUGAUGCCAAAGACUUCAAAACAUCCUGCUUCCUCACCGUCGAAGCCGCCCGUGUCGAGUUCUCGAAGCCGCUCCACGACGUCGAGGUCCGGGAGAAGGAAACUGCCAGGUUUGAGUGUGAAGUCUCCAGAGAGGAUGCCAAAAUCUCCUGGUUGAAGGACGGAAAUGAAAUCAGAAAAGGAAAGAAGUAUGAAAUCAUUGCAGAAGGCCGCCGACACAUCCUCAUCAUCCACAAGGCCGCGUUUGAUGAUGAAGCUGAAUACGAAUGCGACGCAAAGACCUCCAAAUCCUCCGGCAUGCUCACCGUCGUCGAGGAGGAGACCACGUUUACCAAAAACCUGCCCAACGUGGAGGGCACAGAGACGGACAGCGUGAGGCUGAUCUGCGAGGUCUCCAAGCCCAACGCUGACGUUACCUGGUACAAAGGUGAGGUGGAGCUGCCGGAGGGCGGCCGCUAUGAACACAUCGUGGAUGGAAAGAAGAGGAUCCUCCUCAUCAAAGACCUGAAGACAGACGACGCCGGAGAGUACAACUGCAGGCUGAGCUCCGGCGUCAGGACCUCCGGAAACCUCAAGAUUAAUGAACUGGCUGCUGAGUUCCUAGAAAGGCCCCAGAACCAGGAGGUGGUGGAGGGCCAGAAGGCAGAGUUCACCUGCUCCGUCUCCAAGGAAACCUUCGUCGCCAAGUGGAUGAAGGACGGCAAGGAGCUGGAGUCAGGAGACAAGUACCAGAUCCUGAGUGACGGCAAGAGCCGCACUCUGGUCAUCAAGGAAUGCGACCUGAAAGACGAGGGCGGAUACGUGGUGGUGAUCGGCGAGACGCGAGCCAGCGCUGAUUUGACUGUGAACGAGAAACUGAAGGUCAUAACGCCUCUGAAGGACACGGAGGUCAAAGAAGGCCAGGAGGUCGUCCUGAACUGCGAGGUGAACAUUGAGGGCGCAAAGGCCAAGUGGCUGAAGAACGACGAGACUCUGUUUGAGAGCGGCAAGUACGUGAUGAUUCAGAGAGACAACGUCUUCUCGCUGAGGAUCAAAGACGCUCAGAAGGGAGACGAAGCUGACUACAGCAUCACGCUGACCAAUCACAGAGGAGAACACGUAAAGAGCUCCGGCAAACUCUCCGUCAGAGAGGAGAGUCUGAGGAUUGUGGUUCCUCCGGAGGACGUGGACACUCAGGAGAACAAGACCAUCAGCUUCUCCUGUAAGAUCAACAGGCCCAACGCCACCGUGAAGUGGAUGAAAGGCGGCCAGGAGAUCGCCCUCAGCAAGCGCGUCGUCUACAGGGUGGACAAAGAGAAGCACACGCUGACCAUCAAAGACUGCACGCUGGCCGACGAGGGCGAGUACACGGUGGUGGCCGGGGACAGCAAGGCCACGGCCGAGCUGAUCAUCAGCGAGGCGCCGACCGACUUCAGCGCGCAUCUCAAGGACCAGACCAUCACCGAGUUCGAAGACGCGGAGUUCACGUGCCAGCUGACCAAGGAGAAGGCCGAGGUCAAGUGGUACAGAAAUGGACGUGAGAUCAGAGAAGGACCCAGAUACGCAUUUGGAAAAGACGGGAAGUUCUGCACGCUGCGGAUCAAGGAGUGCAGACCCGACGACGAGUGUGAAUACGCCUGUGGAGUGGACGAGAAGAGGUCCAGGGCCAGGCUCUUUGUUGAAGAGAUCCCGGUGGAGAUCGUCAGACCUCCGCAGGACGUGUUCCAGCCUCCGGGUUCGGACGUCGUGUUCGAGGUGGAGCUCAACAAGGACCGGGUGGAGGUGAAAUGGCUGCGCAACAACAUGACCGUGGUGCAGGGAGACAAGUUCCAGAUGAUGAGCGAGGGAAAGCUGCACCGGCUGCAGGUCUGCGAGAUCAGACCCAGAGACCAGGGCCUGUACAGAGUCGUCGUGAAGGACAAGGACGCCCGGGCCAAGCUGGAGCUGGCAGCUGUGCCUCAGAUAAAGACCACCGACCAAAGCUACGUCACAGACGCCGGCAAGCCCAUCGUCCUGGCCGUCCCCUACAGCGCCUACCCUCAGGCUGAGGCCGACUGGCUGUACGACGACCUGAGCCUGGCCAAAGACAACAUCCACACCUCGGCCGACCGCACAGAGUACCGGCUGAAGGACCCCAAGAAGUCCGACGAAGGCCGCUACAAGAUCCUCAUCAAGAACAAACACGGACAGGGAGAAGCUUUCAUCAACCUGAGCGUCAUUGAUGUCCCCGGACCUGUGAAGAACCUUCAGGUGAUCGACACUGCCGACGGCGAGGUCAGCCUGGCGUGGGAGGAGCCCGAGAACGACGGCGGCAGCAAAGUGAUCGCGUACGUGGUGGAGAGACGAGAUGUGAAGCGUAAGACCUGGACGCUGGCCACCGACCACGCAGAGAGCCCUGAGUACACGGUGACCGGGCUGCAGAGAGACUCCUUCUACCUGUUCAGAGUCAGCGCCAGGAACAGGGUCGGUAGCGGACCCUUCGUAGAGACGGACGAAGCUGUGCAAGCCAAGAACAAGUUUGACGUUCCCGAGGCCCCUCUGAACGUCAUCGUUGGAAACGUCACCAAGUUUGGCUGCACCGUCUCCUGGGAACCUCCCGUGUCGGACGGCGGCUCUCCCAUCACCUCCUACAUCGUAGAGCUGCGUGACCGGACGUCGGUGAAGUGGUCGCCCGUCCAGGUGACCAAAGCCGGCGAACUGAGCGCCAUCGUCAACGAUGUCAUUGAGAACAAAGAGUACAUCUUCAGGGUCAAAGCGGAGAACAAAGCCGGCGAAGGCAAACCCAGCGCCGCUUCGCAACCUGUGAAGAUCAUGGAUCCAAUCGAACGUCCCAGUCCGCCUCAGAACCUGUCCUGGCAGGACCAGAACAAGAGCUCGGUUCAGCUGACGUGGGAGACGCCUCUGAAGAACGGGGGCAGCAUGAUCACCGGAUACAUCAUUGAGCGCUGUGAGGACGGCACCGACAAGUGGCUCCGCUGCAACGCCCGCCUCUGCCCGGACCUCUUCUACAAGGUGUCGGGUCUGAAAUACGGAACCAAGUACAACUACAGAGUGUUUGCUGAAAAUGCUGCUGGAGUUUCUGACCCGUCGAACGUUAUCGGACCUCUGCUGGCGGACGACCCGCACGUUGGUCCAACCUUCGACCUGAGCGCCUUCAAAGACGGACUGGAAGUGAUCGUCCCUCAGCCUCUCACCAUCAGGGUGCCCAUUACUGGGUACCCGACCCCCGCCGCCAGGUGGACCUUCGGAGAAAAGGAGCUAACCACCGCAGACGAACGCGUCUCCCUGAUGACCAAGUCCACGUUCACAGAACUUACCGUCACGCCGAGCGUCCGCCCAGACAAAGGCAUCUACAUCCUACACCUGGAGAACGAUGUCACCUCUGUGUCUGGAGAAAUCGAAGUCAACGUCAUCGCUGCACCCAGCGCUCCCAAAGACUUCAAGGUCCUGGAGGUGACCCGGCAGCACGUCCACCUGUCCUGGGAGGCUCCAGAACACGACGGAGGAAGUCCUCUGACCGGCUUUCAGGUGGAGAAACGGGACAUGUCCCGCAAGACCUGGGUGAAGGUUGUCACAGGGAUCCAGGAUCUGGAGUUUACCGUCACCGACGUGGUUGAAGGGAAGGAGUAUCUGUUCAGAGUCACCGCCUGCAACAAGUGUGGCCCGGGAGAGCCGGCAUACAUCGACGAGCCAGUCAACGUCUCCUCUCCAGCCACUGUACCAGACCCACCAGAGAACCUGAAAUGGAGGGACAAGUCAGCCAGCGGCAUUUUCCUUACCUGGGAGCCACCAAAAUAUGACGGAGGCACCGGCAUCCGAGGCUACAACGUGGAGCGCUGCCAGAGAGGCACAGAUAAGUGGGAGCCCUGCGGAGACAUGGUACCCGAGCUGAAGUGCCAGGUGACCGGGCUGAUUGAGGGCCAGUGGUACGCCUACAGAGUCCGAGCCCUGAACCGACUCGGUGCCAGCCGGCCCUGCAAGGCCACAGACGAGAUCCAGGCUGUUGAUCCUAAAGAGGCUCCAGAGAUCCAGCUGGACGCCAAGCUGCUGGCUGGUCUGACCGCUAAGGCCGGCAGCAAGAUCGAACUCCCUGCUGAAGUGACGGGUAAGCCUGAACCCCGAGUGAAGUGGACCAAGGCUGACCUGGUCCUCAAGCCAGACGACAGGGUGUCCAUCGACACCAAGCCCGGACACUCCACCGUCACUAUUGCCAAGACCACGAGAGACGACACCUCCACCUACAUCAUAGAGGCUACCAACAGCAGCGGCCGGGCCACCGCCACGGUGGAUGUCAAUAUCCUUGACAAGCCUGGUCCUCCUGCUGCCUUCGACAUCUCUGAGAUCACCAAUGAAACCUGCUUCCUGGCCUGGAACCCGCCACGCGAUGACGGCGGCUCCAGGGUCACCAACUACAUCGUGGAGCGCCGGGCUGCCGACAGCGAGAUCUGGCACCGGCUGUCCUCCACCAUCAAGCAAACCACGUACAAAGCCGUCGGCCUGGUCAAGUUCAAGGAGUACAUCUUCAGAGUGUUCGCUGAGAACCAGUUUGGUGUCGGUCCGCCUGCUGAACACCCGUCCAUCAUCGCCAGAUAUCCGUUUGACACCCCUGGAGCUCCCUACAAGCUGGAGCCUUCAGACAUCGCCAAAGACUCUGUGACCCUGAACUGGUACGAGCCGGAUGAGGACGGAGGAAGCCCCAUCACAGGAUACUGGGUGGAGAGAUAUGAACCAGACCACGACAAGUGGAUACGAUGCAACAAGCUGCCCAUCAAAGACACCAACUACAGGGUAAAAGGUCUUCCCACGAGGAAGAAGUACAAGUUCAGAGUCCUCGCUGAGAAUCUGGCCGGAACUGGAAAACCCAGCAAAGAGACCGAUCCCAUCCUCGUCAAAGAUCCAAUUGAUCCUCCAUGGCCUCCUGGUAAACCCACGGUGAAGGAUGUAGCCAAGACCUCCUGCUUCCUGAACUGGACCAAACCUGAGCACGACGGCGGCGCCAAGAUCGACGGCUACGUCAUCGAGAUGCUGAAGAGCGGCACCACGGACUGGAUCCGCGUGGCCGAGAACAUCAGCCUCCUCGAGUUCUUCCUGAAGGGCCUGAUGGAGAAGCAGGAGUACUCGUUCAGAGUGAGAGCCAUUAACGUGGCUGGAGAGAGCGAGCCCAGUGAGCCCAGCGACCCGGUUCUGUGCAAGGAGAGGCUGAACCCUCCGUCGGCUCCUCGGUGGUUGGAGGUCGUGGGGAUCAGCCGUAACAGCGCCGACCUGAAGUGGACGGCGCCUGAGCGUGACGGUGGAUCUCGCAUCACCAACUACGUGGUGGAGAAGAGAGACGUCAGGCGUAAAGGCUGGCAGGCGGUGGACACCACCGUGAAGGAGCUGAAGGCCACGGUGACGCCGCUCAACGACGGCGCGCUGUACGUCUUCAGAGUCGCCGCGGAGAACGCCGUGGGCGUCGGGCCGUUCUGUGAGCUGGAGGACUCUGUCCUGGCCAAGGACACUUUCACUACUCCUGGACCGCCCUACGCACUCACUGUCAACUCUGUGACCAAAAAGUAUGUGGACCUGGAGUGGGAGGCACCUAAAAAUGACGGCGGCAGACCCAUACUCAGGUACUCCAUUGAGAAGAAGGAGAAGCUUGGAACACGCUGGGUUAAAUGUGGAAAGACCUCUGGCCCAGACUGUAAAUACAGGGUAACGGAUGUCAUUGAGGGCACAGAAGUCCAGUUCCAGAUCCGGGCUGAGAAUGAGGCCGGCGUCGGACACCCGAGUGAACCCACAGAGAUCUUAACCAUUGAAGAUCCAACAGGCAUCCCGUCUCCGCCCAUCGAGCUGCACGUGACCGGAGCCAGCCGGGACUUCCUGUCCAUCGCCUGGAAGCCCCCCCAGCAGGACGGCGGCUCCCCCAUCCGCGGCUACCACAUCGAGAUGUGCGAGGCGGGAACAGAGAAGUGGAUGAGGGUCAACUCGCGUCCGGUGAAGGAGCUGAAAUACCGCGUGGAGGAGGGCGUGGUCCCCGAGAAGGAGUACAUACUGAGAGUAAGGGCCAUCAAUUCUGUGGGAGAGAGCGAGCCCUCCGACAUCUCCGAGAACGUCUUCGCCAUGGACUCCGACUGUAACCCAACCCUGGAGUUCCAGACUCUGGACCUGGUUGUGGUGGAAACAGAGAAGCUUCACAUCCCGGUUCCCUUCAGAGCCGUGCCGUCUCCCAAAGUCACCUGGCACAAGGACGGCAAGGAGCUGAAGGCAGACGAGCGUCUCAUGUUCAGGAAGGAGUACACCUCCUGUCACCUGGAGGUUGACAGCAGCCUUCACCCUGAUGCUGGCGUGUAUAAAGUGACCCUGGAGAACAAACUGGGAAGUGCUAGUGCAACCAUUAACGUUAAAGUCAUCGGACUUCCUGGUCCCUGCAAGGAGAUUGUGGCAUCUGAAAUCACAAAGAGCUCCUGCAAAGUGUCCUGGGAUCCUCCAGACUAUGAUGGCGGCAGCCCGAUUCUCCACUACGUCCUCCAGCGGCGUGAGGCCGGCAGGAGGACAUACGUCAACAUGAUGUCUGGCGAGAACAAGGUGAGCUGGACCGUGAAAGACCUCAUCCCCAAUGGAGAGUAUUACUUCAGAGUCCAGGCGGUCAACAAGAUCGGAGGAGGAGAGUUCAUCGAACUGCGCAACCCCGUCAUCGCCGAGGACCAGAAACAUGCUCCUGACCCACCAGUGGACGUGGAGACCCACAACCCCACUUCUAGCACGAUAACCCUGACCUGGAAGCCUCCCAUGUACGAUGGCGGUGCCAAGAUCAUGGGCUACAUCCUGGAGAGGCAGCAGAAGGGCGAGGACAAGUGGGAGAGGUGCAACGACUUCCUGGUACCGGUCCUGUCCUACACAGUCAGAGGACUCACCGAGGGCAAGAACUACAUGUUCAGAGUCAAGGCUGAGAAUGCUGCUGGCAUCAGCGAGCCGUCACGCAGCACGCUGUUCGUUAAGGCCUCAGACGCUGUUGAUCCUCCAAAGGUUUUCCUGAGCGGAAGCCUGCAGUCCGGUCUCAGCGUGAGGCGAGGCUGCGAGAUCUGCCUGGACGCCAACAUUUCCGGCUCGCCGUACCCUCAGAUCACCUGGUACUGGAACAACCAGGUGAUCCAGCCAGAACCCCUCCGCAAGAGACCCGAAAAACCCCUGAAGAAGAAGCCAGAGAAGAAGGAGGAGGAGAAAAAGGACGAGGAGAAAAAGGCAGAGGGAGAAGCGGAGAAGAAGGAGGGAGAGGAAAAGAAAGAAGGCGAGGAGGAGAAGAAGCCAGAGGAGGAGAAGAAGCCAGAGGAGGAGAAGAAACCAGAGGAAGAAGCUGCAGAGCCAGAGGUGGAGGAGCCUGACUAUCCCACCAUAAACGAACGUCUGGCUAUUGAUAACAGCCACAGGGGCGUAUCCUCCAUCGUCAUUAGGGAGUCGGUGCGACCCGAUCAUGGCAUUUACAUGGUGAAGGUGGAGAAUGACCACGGCAUUGCCUCAGCCACCUGUGAGGUCAACGUCCUCGAUACUCCUAGCCCUCCUGUGAACUUCAGAUUUGAGGAGGUCAGGAAGAACUCGGUCAUUUGCAAGUGGGAUCCUCCUCUGGAUGACGGCGGCAGUGAGAUCCUCAACUACACCCUGGAGAAGAAGGACAACUCCAAACUGGAGUUUGGCUGGAGUUGUGUUACCGCCACGCUGAGAGGCUGCCGCUACCUGGUGCCCAAACUCAUCGAGAAGAAGGAGUACAUCUUCAGGGUCGUGGCAGAAAACAAGUUUGGUCCCGGCCCACCCUGUGUCUCAAAGCCCCUAGUCGCCAAGAACCCUUUCGAACCUCCCGAGGCUCCAGAUAAACCACAGAUCGAUGACAUUACAGCCAAGAGCAUGCUGGUCAUCUGGAACGAACCAAAAGACAAUGGCAGCCCCAUUCUGGGCUACUGGGUGGAGCGCAGGGAGAUCAACAGCUCCCACUGGGCCCGGGUCAACAGGAACAUCGUCCCAGACACUGAGCUGAACGUUGAAGGUCUCCUGGAAGGACUGACGUACAUCUUCAGGGUGGCGGCUGAAAACCAGGCCGGGCCUGGAAAGUUCAGCCCUCCGUCUGAACCUAAAACAGCCCAGGCUCCGAUCUUGCCGCCUGGACCUCCCGUUGCCAGAGUAGUGGUAACUACUGACCACUCCAUCGAGGUGGAGUGGGACCCGCCGGCCGACAAUGGUGGAGGAGAGAUCCUGGGAUACCACGUGGAUAAGGCAAUGGCUGGAACCAAAGACUGGUCCAGAUCGACAGAACGUCCCUGGAAGACCCGCAACUUCACCGUGUACGGCGUUCGUGAGGGGGCCAAGUACACGGUCCGAGUCAUCGCCUGCAAUGCUGCAGGAGAAGGAACACCUGGAUUCACUGAGGGCGUGUUUGUCCGGAACCCAGCAGAGAUCCCGGUGAUUGAAAUGGACCUUUCCAUCAAGAACGGCGUAAUCAUCAGAGCUGGAGAAACGCUGCGUGUUCCAGCUACAGUCACAGGUAAACCCUAUCCGUCCAUCACCUGGACAAAGGACGAUGGCAAACCAGAUAAAGACCGCGUGGAGAUCCUCAGUGAGGGCAACGACAGCAUUGUCUCAAUCAAGAACGUCCAAAGGAAGGACUGCGGAAAAUACCAGAUCUCUGCUUGCAACCCCAGCGGGUCCAAGUCUGCCUGGACCAGAGUGGAAGUGAUGGAUGUCCCUGGCCCUGUCACUGAUCUGAAGCCAGUCGUCGUUACCCGUAAGAUGAUUUUCCUGAACUGGGACGACCCAGAAGAUGAUGGAGGCAGCGACCUGACUGGCUUUAUUGUGGAGCGAAGGGAUGCCAAGAUGCACACAUGGAGGCAGCCCAUUGAAACCCCUUCGUCCAAGUGCGAGUGCGUGGGUAUCAUGGAGGGACAGGAGUACUUCUUCCGAGUCACUGCCAAGAACAAGUAUGGGUUGGGUGUACCCGUUGAGCUGGGACCCAUUAAGGCCGUGGACCCUCAGGGUCCACCUUCAUACCCUGAGAAGUUCCACUACACGGAGCGGACCAAGAACUCCAUCACGCUGGCCUGGAAGCCACCGCGCAGCGAUGGUGGCAGCCCUGUGAUCGGGUACUUUGUGGAGAAGAAGAGGCAGGACAAGCAGGCCUUUGAGCCAUGCAACAAAGAGAUCUGCCCCAACAUGACCCUCACUGUUGAAGACCUGGAGGAGGCCUGGAUGUAUGAGUUCAGGAUCAAAUGUGCCAAUCUUAUUGGUGAGAGUGAGCCAUCUAUCCCACUGACUGUGGUCAUCCAAGACGAUGAAGUGGGUCCUGAGGUCCACAUGCUGAAGCACUUUAAGGCUGACUGCAUCACGGUGAAGAAGGGCGAGCUCAUUGAAAUCCCCGCUGACAUCAUUGGACUCCCCAUCCCAAAGAUCGAGUGGUCCAAGGACGACGUAGUGAUCGACAAGCCGCCAGAGACGAUGCUGAUCGACACGCAGGUGACCGGACGCAUGAACGCUAAGACCACUCUGUCCAUCCCAGCGGCCAACAGGAGGGACCGUGGCAGCUACACCGUGACGGCGUCCAACAACAUGGGCUCAGCCAAGCACACCAUCUUCGUCAUGGUGCUGGACCGACCGACCCCACCCAGGAAUCUGACGGUGUCCAACAUCAGGGCAGAGUGCUGCUACUUGAACUGGGACCCACCUGUAGAUAACGGUGGCAGCGAGCUCACCAACUACAUCAUUGAGAAGAAGGAAGUGCUUAAAGACCAGCCUGAGCCAGAGGAAGGAGAGGAGGCUCCACCUGAGCCGCAGUGGGAGGAGGUCAACAGCACUGUUAUUGAGAGGAAGUUUGGGGUGUGGAACCUGGAGACCAACAAGACCUACCUGUUCCAAGUCAGAGCCGAGAACCGCUACGGGAAAUCUGACCCGUGCACAACAGAGGAGGUCCUCAUCACAGACCCGUUUGGUCUUCCUGGCCCACCAGAGAAACCAGCUAUUGCAGAAUACUCCAAGACCUCCAUGACUCUCACGUGGCAGCCUCCCAGAGAGACCGGAGGCUCGAUGAUCAUCGGCUACUGGCUGGAGAAAAGAGAGAAAGGCACCGACUAUUGGGCCAAAGUUAACAAGACGCCCGUCACUAAAAGGGGCACAAAAGGUUGGGAGUAUCAGGUGACUCGACUGUUUGAAGGAACUGAGUACGAGUUCAGGGUCGCGGCCUGCAAUUCAGCUGGAACUGGACCGUUCAGCGGACCGUCCGACUCCGCCUUUGCUGUUGAUCCCAUCACUCCUCCGAGCAUGCCUGCUGCUCCUGAGAUUGCAGAUAAGACUAAGCACAGUGUCACACUGUCGUGGAAGCCUCCCGAGAGCGAUGGAGGAAGCCCCAUUAAGGGCUACAUCAUCCAGAUUCAGGAUGAGGGCUCAUCAGAGUGGCAUAAGAUCAAUGACAUCGAUAGCCUGCACCCCACCACAGAGUUCACCGUGCCCAGUCUCCGUGAGUUGAAGCGCUACCGCUUCAGGAUCGUCGCUGUCAACGACAUUGGAGAGUCCGACCCCAGCCCUCGCACCAGUGAAGUUCGGAUUGAAGACAUCCAACUGCCUCCUUUCAUCACAAUCGAUGUCCUGGCCGAGGAGCUGGUAAACAUUCGUGCCGGAGAUCCGAUCAGGAUUCCCGCCACCAUCAAGGGCCGGCCCGUUCCCAAGGUUACCUGGGACUACGAAGGCAAAGCCAAGACCCAGAAAAAGAACAAACUGCACACAGUGCCUGUGGAGGCGGAGGUUGAGUCCACAGACACCACCUCCAUUGUGAACAUCCCUGUGAGCCUGAGAAGUCACUCUGGACGUUACACCAUCACCGCCAAGAACAAGUCUGGACAGAAACACGUCAACGUCAGAGUCAUUGUCCUCGAUGUUCCUGGACCGCCAAAGGACCUGAGAGUCACCGACGUAACUCGUUCAACCAUGAGGCUGAUCUGGAAGCUCCCCGACACCGAUGGAGGAGAGAGGAUCAAGAGCUACUUCAUUGAAAAGAAAUCUGUCAUUGACCAUGCCUGGACCAAGGUGAAUGCUGCUUGUGCCAGCCAGGCCUUUGUGGUUCCAGGUCUGCUGGAGGGUCAGGACUACCUGUUCAGAGUGCGAGCAGAAAACAGACUUGGGUUUGGUCCGUUCACGGAAACAACAGAACCCGUCCGAGCCAGAGAUCCCAUCUACCCACCUGACCCCCCGACCAAACUGAAGGUUAACCUGGUCACGAAGAACACCGUCACCCUGAGCUGGGAGCCCCCAAAGAACAACGGAGGCUCGCCUAUUAAGCAUUACAUCAUUGAGCGUCUGAGCUGGGACACCAGUGGCAAGGAGAAGGAGACCUGGAAGCAGUGCAACAAGAGAGAUGUGGAGGAACUCAGCUUUGUCGUGGAGGACCUGAAGGAGGGAGGAGAAUAUGAGUUCAGAGCAAAAGCUGUGAAUGAGGCUGGACCAAGCCGACCUUCUGCCACUGUGGGACCCCUGGUGAUCAAGGAUCAGACCUGUCCUCCCACCAUUGAGCUGCGUGAAGCCAUGGAGGGUGAGGAGGGCUGUGACGUCAGCAUCGUGGCAAAGAUCAGCGGCUGUCCAUUCCCAUCGCUGACCUGGCACAAGGCCGGCCUGGACAAACCCGAGGAGAAGGCCGCUGUCCAGUAUGACCAGCACAUCAACAAACUGGUGACCCCAGACAAGUGCACGCUGUUGAUCCAGCAGGCCAGCCGGCAGGACGGCGCCCUCUACAGCCUGACGGCCACUAAUAGUCUCGGUACCGCCACCAAGGCCAUCAAGCUGUUAGUGCUGGGACCUCCCGGCCCACCAGUUGGACCCGUCAAGUUCACAGAGGUGUUUGCGGAGAGGAUCGGCCUUGCCUGGAACCCUCCUACAGAUGACGGCGGAUCCAAGAUUACCAACUACGUGGUUGAGAAGCGUGAAGACAACAGAAAGUCCUGGGUGCACGUCUCCAACGACCCUAAAGAGUGCGCCUAUGUGGUGACCCGGCUGACGGAGAACCACGAGUACGAGUUCAGAAUCAUGGCCCAGAACAAGUUUGGAGUCGGGCCGCCACUGAUCAGUGAGCCAGAGAAGGCCAGAAACCUUUUCACGGUACCGGGCCAGUGCGAGAAGCCAACAGUGACUGAAGUCUGUCUGGAGUCCAUGACCGUGAACUGGGAUGAGCCCAAGUAUGACGGCGGGUCCUCCAUUACGGGCUACUUCAUCGAGAAGAAGGAGACCACUUCCAAACGCUGGACCCGUGUCACCCGGGAACCAAUCCGUGCGCUCCCGCUGGGUAACUGCUGGGACGUCACCGGGCUGAUGGAGGGCGCGCAGUACCAGUUCAGGGUGAUCGCCAUCAACGCCGCUGGCUGCGGUCUGCCCAGCCUGCCCUCAGACCCCGUCCUCUGCAGAGACCCCAUCAAGCCUCCAGGGCCGCCCAACCCGAAGGUGACAGACUGGACUAAAUCAACUGUGGAUCUGGAGUGGCUUCCCCCCUCUGCAGAUGGAGGGUCCAAGGUAACAGGCUACAUUGUUGAGUUCAAGGAGGUGAACAAGGAGGAGGAGGAGAAGAAAGCUCAGAGGAGGCUGGUGCUGUGCGACGUUGAGGAGGAGAAGGAGCCGGAGGGCGACGAGAGCUGGCAGAAGGCAAAGGACACCGAGAUCAGAGGAACCAAGUUUGUGGUGGCCAACCUGAAGGAAGGAGGCCUUUACCAGUUCCGAGUCCGAGCCGUGAACUCUGCUGGAGUGGGAGAGCCGGGUCUCGUGGCUGAGCUGAUCGAGGUCAAAGACAGAACAAUUCCUCCUGAGAUGGACCUGGAUGCCUCAGUGAAGGAGAAGAUCGUGGUCCACGCCGGAGCCACCAUCCGCAUUAUCGCCUACGUGUCAGGCAAACCCGCUCCGCAGAUCACCUGGUGCCGUGAUGACGGCGAGGUGCCCAAAGAGGCCGUGGUGGAGACGACGGGUAUCUCCAACUCUCUGGUCAUCAAGAACUGCAGACGGCAACAUCAGGGCAUGUACACGCUCAGUGCCAAGAACGAGGGAGGCGAGAGGAAGAAGGCCAUCAUCGUCGAGGUUCUCGAUGUUCCUGGACCGGUCGGUCUUCCUUUCGCCGGUGAGAAUCUGACCACCGACUCCUGCAAACUGACCUGGUACUCCCCCGAAGACGACGGAGGCUCGGCCAUCACCAACUACAUCAUCGAGAAGCGAGAAUCCGACCGCAUGGGCUGGACCUCAGUGUCCUACACGGUUACAAGGAACAACGCUGUGGUGCAGGGCCUGAUCGAAGGCAAGGGCUACUUCUUCAGGAUCGCAGCGGAGAACAUCAUUGGAAUGGGACCUUUCAUCGAGAUCGAUCAGAUGGUUCUCAUCAAAGAUCCCCUCUCCGUCCCAGAGCGUCCUGAGGACCUGAUUGUCACCGCUGUCACCAAGGACUCCAUCUCUGUUGCCUGGAGACCACCGAAGUACGACGGUGGUGCCGAGGUGACCUCCUACGUCCUCGAGUCCCGAAUGGUGGGCCGUGAUGCUUUUACCCGGAUAGGUGGUGAGGACAAGCUGAUGGACAGGAAGUUCACACUAACCGGACUGAAGGAAGGCUCAAGUCACGAGUUCAGAGUCUCAGCCGUCAACCAGGUGGGACAGGGCAAGCAUUCCUUCCCCACCAAACCGGUGCAGUGCAAGGACGAACUCGAACCACCUACUUUGGACCUGGACUUCAGAGACAAGAUGGUGGUGAAGGUGGGAGACCUGUGCAUGCUGUCGGGGCGCUACAGCGGUAAACCAGCCCCGUCCAUCACCUGGACGAAGAACGACGAGGAGCUUAAAGCAGACGAAGAGAUCAGCCUGCACAGCACAGCGCACCACCUCAGCCUGAACAUCAGCAAGGCCAAGAGGGAGCACAGCGGCCGCUACUGCGUCAGCGUAGAAAACGCCGCCGGUCCUCGCAAAGGAAUCUGCACCAUCACUGUGGUCGACCGUCCUCAGCCACCAGAGGGCCCCGUGGUGUUCAACGAGGUCUACAGGAACUACAUGGUCAUCUCCUGGAAUCCUCCUCUGGAUGACGGAGGCUGCGCCAUCUCCAACUACAUCAUCGAGAAGAGAGACACAAACAGAGAGCUGUGGAUGCCCGUCACCUCGUCCUGCACCAGGACCACCUGCAGGGUGCCAAAGCUGAUUGAGGGUCGUGACUACAUCGUCCGGAUCAUGGCUCAGAACAUGUAUGGCAUCAGUGACCCACUGCUGUCAGCGGAGACCAAAGCUCGGGAUGUCUUCAAGGUGCCUGAUGCGCCGAAGCAGCCCACAGUGAAGGAGGUUUACCACGACUCAGCCUUGAUCAGCUGGGAACCGCCUGCUGACGGAGGAAAACCAAUCACAGGCUACAUCGUGGAGAGAAAGGAGACCAAGGCCAACAGGUGGGUUCGCUGCAACACAGAAAGAAUCCAUCCCAAAGUGGAGUACUGGGUGACCGAGCUGCUGCAAGGCUGCGAGUACGAGUUCAGAGUCAGUGCUGAGAACGAGGUGGGAGCUGGAGACCCGAGUCCACCAUCCAAACCAGUGUUUGCCAAGGACCCCAUCGUGAAACCUGGUCCACCUGUCAACCUUCACACCAUCGACUUCACCAAGGAGUCCGUGACUCUGUCCUGGGAGCCGCCCAGCGACACUGGACGAGGCAAGAUCUUUGGAUACCUGCUGGAGUUCCAGAAGGCCGGGGAAGAGGAAUGGCACAAGGUGAACCAGACUCCAGACUCCUGCCAGGAGACAAAGUUCAAGGUGAUCAACCUGGAAGACGGAGCUCUGUACCGCUUCAGAGUCAUAGCCGUGAACGCCGCUGGAGAGUCGGACCCAGCCAACCUGAAGGAGCCAAUCAGAGUCCAGGAGAGGCUUGAGCCUCCAGAGUUAAUCCUGGAUGCUGGAAUGACCCGAGAGGUGAAGGCCAUGGCUGGCACUCACAUCGCUCUGAUAGCCACCAUCAAAGGCGUCCCGUUCCCCACUGUCACCUGGAAGAAGAACGAAGCAGAUGUUCCCACCAGGGCCGACAUUGAGACAAACCAGACGGGUACCAAGCUGGAGAUGAGAUUCUGCCACCGUGGUGACUGUGGAGACUACACCCUGACAGUGGAAAACCCGGCCGGCUCCAAGACUGCUACCUGUACCGUCCUGGUUGUCGACAAACCCGGCCCCAUUCAGCACCUCCGGGUGUCUGACGUCAGAAGUGACUCCGCCUACCUGUCAUGGAAGGAUCCAGAAGACAAUGGUGGCUCUCGCAUCACUAACUUUGUGGUGGAGAAGAAAGACACCGCCUCCACCCAGUGGGUCCCUGUCUGCUCCACGUCCAAGAAGCGCAGCAUGAUGCUGAAGCAUCUGAUGGAGGGAACAGCUUACAUGUUCAGAGUCGCUGCUGAAAACCAGUAUGGCCGCAGCGAGUAUGUUGAGACGCCAAAGGCCAUCAAGGCAAUGAACCCCCUUUUCCCCCCUGGUCCUCCGAAAGACCUGCAUCAUGUUGAUGUGGACAAAACAGAGGUCUGGUUGGUCUGGAACUGGCCCGAUCGCAACGGGGGAAGUGAGAUCACUGGCUUUUUUGUGGAGUAUCAGGAAGAGGGAGUGAGGGAUUGGGAGGAAUGGAAGACUGUCAGCAUCCCAGAGAGCCAUGUGACCGGCCUGGAGGAAGGAAAGACCUACCGCUUCAGAGUGAGGGCUGAGAACGCCAUCGGGCUCAGCAGACCGGACACCACAUUGCCCAUCCUCUGCCAGGAGAAACUAGUCCCUCCAAUUGUCGAAGUGGACGUUAAGCUAAUUGAAGGCAUCAUUGUGAAGGCCGGCACCACCAUCAGGUUACCGGCUAUAAUGAGAGGUAUCCCCGUUCCCACUGCCAAGUGGUCCAUUGAAGGGGAGGAAAUCACGAGCCAGGGCAACAUCAAAAUUGAUACGGACAAUUUCUCCACGGUGCUGAACAUCAACGAGUGCACCAGGAACCACACGGGCACCUACCUGCUCACCGUGUCCAACCCAGCAGGGACGAAAACCGUGGCUCUGAAUGUAACCGUCCUAGAUGUCCCAGCAGCUCCCAUCGGACCCGUCAACAUCCUGGAGGUCAGUCCAGACUCCAUGACAAUUGAAUGGCGCCCUCCAAAGGAUGAUGGAGGCAGCCCUGUCACCAGUUAUAUUGUGGAAAAAAGAGAGUCCAACAAGGAGACCUGGGGAGGCGUGAGCUCUGGCAGCCUGGACACUCAGCUCAGAAUUACUCGCCUGCAGAAAGGAGCAGAGUACGUGGUUCGCAUUCGUGCUGUAAACAAGAUGGGAGUGGGCGCUCCAUUGGAGAGUAAACCAACUGUGGCCGAACACACCUUCAUGCCACCCAGUCCCCCUGGUAAACCACAGCCUUAUGAUCUCGCAGAAGAUGCAGUUACAAUUGGCUGGACCAUGCCACUAGCCGAUGGGGGCAGCCAGAUCACUGGCUACCUCAUUGAGCGCAGGCACAAAGGAGGAAAGUGGAUCCGUGUCAAUAGGACUCCAUGCAAGGACCUGCGGUACAGAGUCCAGGGUCUCUUUGAAGGAAGUGAAUAUGAGUUCAGGGUGUUUGCUGAGAACAUUGCUGGCUAUAGUGGUCCUUCUCCCACCUCUGACCUCUGCAAGCCCUGCAGACACAUCACAGUCCCAAGCUCUCCUAUUAACCCCAAAGUAAAAGAUUACAGCAAGAACACAGCUGACCUGGUCUGGACCAAACCCUCCAGAGACGGAGGCAGCCCCAUCCUUGGCUACACCGUGGAAAUGAGGAAGGGUGAUGCUGAGGAGUGGAAGAAGGUGAACCUGGAUGACUUCAUCAAACUGUGUGCCUACACGGUGAAGGGCCUAGAAGAAGGUGUGAGCUACAGCUUCAGAGUCUACGCCUCAAACAUGAUUGGAGAUGGAGAGCCCAAGGAAAUUCCAAAAUCCAUCACAGCUCAGGAUAUCCUCAUCCCUCCUGAGAUUGAGAUGGAGCUCACUUGUCGCGAGAGACUGACUGUUCGCGUCGGUCACAACAUCAACAUCAUCGGCUACGUCAAGGCCCGUCCGGAUCCUGAAGUUGUUUGGUCAAAGGAGGAGACGGUUCUGGAGAACAGCAAGCGUGUGACCAUCAUCCAGAACCUCCCCGUGGUUCACCUCAGGGUAAAAGAAGCUACGAGAAACGAUCAUGGCCAAUACACCGUGAAGGCUUCCAACGAGGGCGGCGAGGCUUCCUGCACCAUCACGGUCAACGUGCUGGACAGACCGGGCCACUGCCAGAAUCUGCACAUCACCUACGCCACCAAGGCCUCGUGUAUGAUCAACUGGGAGGCACCCAUUGACAACGGCGGCUCUGAGAUCACCAACUACAUCGUGGAGUGCCGAGAGCCCAGCAUCAGCAUGUGGUCCAUGAUUUCCUCCAACUGCACCAACCGCAAGAUCAAAGCGAAGCUGAUGGAGGGCCACGAGUACCUGUUCCGUGUCUGCGCUGUGAACAAGCUGGGCCCUGGCCCCGCUCUGGAGACCAAGACCCCUCUGCUGGCCAUCGACCCCAUUGAGAAGCCUGGCGAGCCGGAGAACUUCCGAGCCACCGACGUUGGUAAAAAUCAUGUCUAUCUGAGAUGGAGGAAGCCGGACUAUGACGGCGGCAGCCCCAACCUCUCCUACAACCUGGAGUGCAAACAUAAAGACGCUGAGCAGUGGGAGAAACUCAACACCAGCACCCUAACCGACACCUUUUUCUUUGCUGACAAGUUGGUUGAAAACCAGACAUACACAUUCAGGGUUCAGACUGUGAAUGAAGGAGGAGAAAGUGCCUGGGUGAAGAUCUCUGAUAUUGUGGUGAGGGAGGAGCUCCAGAAGCCGGUCAUUGACCUGAAGGUAGCUGGAACCGUGACGGUGAGGGCUGGAGAGUCAGUCAGGAUGGAGGCAGCCCUGCGAGGAAAGCCCCAGCCUGAAGUGAAAUGGACAAAAGACAAGGCUGUGGGAGACAAUCCCAGACUCAGCUAUGAAACUGGGCCAGAUUACUCCAAAUUCCUGCUGACUAAGUCCAGACGCACGGACACGGGCAAAUAUACUGUCACCGCCACUAAUCCAGCUGGCACCUUCACGGCCUAUGCUAAUGUCAACGUGUUGGACGUCCCGGGCCCGGUGAGGCACCUGAGGAUCACUGGCAUUGGAGCUGAUAAGUGCAGAGUGGUGUGGGACGGUCCAGAGGAUGACGGAGGCUGUGAGGUGGACAGCUACAUCCUGGAGAAAUGCGAGACCAGGAGAAUGGUCUGGUCCACGUACUCGGCCUCUGUAGUCACACCUUACUGUAACGUAACCCGCCUGGUGGAGGGUAACGAGUACAUCUUCAGAGUGAGAGCAGAAAACAAGAUGGGAACCGGCCCCGCCAUGGAAAGCAAGCCUGUAACAGUGAAGACGCAGUUCAGCAGACCUGGACCCCCUGAAGCCCCUGAAGUUACGAAGGUUAGUAAGGAUGAGAUGACUGUGGUCUGGGCUCCACCAGAGAACGAUGGAGGAAAGUCCAUCACCGGCUACAUCCUGGAGAGGAAGGAGAAGCGGGCUGUGCGCUGGGUGGCGUGCACGAAGAGCCCCAUCUCUGAAAGACGCAUGAAAGUGACAAACCUCAUUCCCAACCACGAGUACCAGUUCAGAGUGAAGGCUGAAAACGAGGUUGGCCUCGGAGAGCCGAGUAAACCAUGCAGACCUGUUGCAGCCAAAGAUCCCAUCGAACCUCCUGGACCCCCAGCAAGCCUGAAGGUUUCUGACAGCACAAAGACCUCUAUCACCCUCUCCUGGUCUAAACCCGUGUACGAUGGCGGUGCCCCCAUUAUUAACUACAGCCUGGACCUGAGGCUGAAGAGCGACGCCGACCCAGAGAAACCCUCAGAGGGCUGGAAGAGGAUCGAUACCCGUGGCCCACUGGUGAUCACAGAGUUCACUAUCGGCCAGCUGGAUGAGAAGCAGGAGUAUGAGUUCAAGGUGUCUGCCCAAAACCAGGUGGGCUGGGGACGCCACGCCUAUCUGAAGGAGGCAGUGUCUCCCAAGGAGAUCCUCGAGGCUCCUGAGAUAGAGCUGGAUGCCAGUCUGAGGAAAGGCCUCGCCGUCAGGGCCGGGUGUCCAAUCAGAUUGUUCGCCGUAAUCAGAGGAAGGCCGGCGCCCAAGGUAACCUGGAAGCGCCUGGGUGUGGACAACGUUGUCCGCCGUGGUCAUGUGGACCAGGUUGACACCAUGUGCUUCCUGGUAAUCCCCGAGAGCACCAGAGAGGAUUCUGGGAAAUAUUCACUGACUCUGUCCAACUCAGCUGGAGAGAAAGCUGUGUUUGUCCGCGUCAAAGUCCUCGACACGCCUGGUCCGGUUGGUGGCUUGGAUGCAACUGAUAUAACCAAGACAAACGCUCAGCUCUCCUGGUUGCCUCCAGAGAAUGAUGGUGGCAGCCCCAUUAUUAAUUACAUUGUGGAGAAAAGGGAAGUGGACAGGAAAACUUGGACCAAAUGCAUAGAUGACCUGAAGAAAACUAGCUUCAAGGUGACCACCAUGACUCCAGGCAUUGAGUACUAUUUCAGGGUUAUGGCUUGCAACAAGUACGGAAUUGGAGUUCCUCAGGAUUCUCCCAGAUCCUAUCUGGCCAAGGAUCCUAUAAGCGAGCCAGACCCGCCGAAGAAGAUGGAGGUGCUGGAGAUCACAAAGAACAGCGCCACCCUGGGCUGGCUGAAGCCGCUCAGAGAUGGAGGAGCCAAGAUCAACGGCUAUGUUGUGGAUUACCAGGAGGAGGGAGCUCCUGAGGACAAGUGGACUCCUUACUCUGUGGUCAAAGAUCUGAGCAUCGUGGUGGUUGGGCUGAAGGAAGGAAAGAAGUACAAGUUCAGAGUCGCAGCAAGAAACUCGGUGGGCGUUAGCUUGGCUCGUGAGGCCGAGGGAAUGUUUGAGGUCAAGGAACAGCUCAUGGCUCCAAAGAUCAUUCUCCCCGACACUGUGACGGUGAGGGCUGGAUCAAAAAUGGUGAUCGAGGGCAUUGUGGCUGGCAAGCCCGCUCCUUUCUGCAGGUGGAAGCAGGGCAAUGAGGACGUACUGACCUCAGACCGCCUGUCGGUCGUUAAGACGCAGACGACCUGCACACUUAUCAUUAAAAACGUGAACAGAAAGGACAGCGGCUACUACAGCCUGUCUGCCGAAAACAGUACCGGCAAGGUCAACCAGAUCCUCAGAGUCAUUGUCCAGGACAUUCCUGGACCUCCAGGAGCUCCUUUGGAGAUCACAGAACUGGAUAUUGAUUCCUGCACGCUGCUCUGGAACUCCCCGGAGGAAGAUGGCGGCAGCCACAUCACCAACUACAUUGUGGAGAAGUGUGACAUCAGCCAGGGUGACUGGAUCACCGUUUCAACUUCCUGCACCAAGACCAGUUUCCGAAUGACCAAACUGAUCACUGGAAAGGAGUACUGGUUCAGGGUCCGGGCUGAGAAUAAGUCUGGGAUCUCGGAGCCCAUCUACUCUGAGAAGAUGAUUGCCCGAUAUCCGUUUGAUCCUCCAAGUGAACCCAUAAACCUGCAGAUCAACAAGGUCAACAAGGACUUUGUCAUUCUGUCAUGGGAGCGUCCCAGCAGCGAUGGUGGAAGCCCCAUCACUGGCUACUGCAUAGAGAAGAAGGAGAGGAACAGCCUUCUGUGGGUCAAGGCUAAUGAGUCUGUAGUCAAAGCCACCCAGUACACCUGCACAAGCCUCAUGGAGGGUCUGGAGUACACCUUCAGGGUGUCGGCGUACAACAUGGCUGGACAGGGCAAACCCUGCAAACAGACUGACUUCAUCACUGCCAGAACUGCUGUUGACCCGCCAGGUAAACCCGAGGUCAUGGAUGUGACCAAGAACUCGGUGUCAUUGGUUUGGAGCCGUCCUAAGCAUGACGGCGGUAGCAAGCUGAUUGGCUACCAUGUGGAAUACACCAAGCUACCAGAGGACAAGUGGACCCGCUGCAAUGCCAACUGCAUGAACAUCCAGACAGAGAGCUAUGUGGUUCAAGGCCUGGAGGAGGGUCAGAUGUACCAGUUUAGAGUCAUUGCCAGAACUGCCAUCAACACCAGCCUCCCGUCUGAGCUGUCGGAUCCCAUCCCUGUCAUUGCGGAGAAUGUUCCUCCUCGUGUUGAACUGGGUGUCAACAUGAAGAACCUUAUUGUGGUGAAAGCAGGGGAGAACGUCUUCCUGGAUGCUUCGGUGCAAGGCAAACCUCUGCCUAAGGUGAGCUGGAAGAAGGAUGGAGCACCACUGGUGAUCGCCGAGGGAAUGAAGACGUCUCAGAAGAAACACGUUCAUGCGCUGGAGCUCUUCUCCGUCACCAGGAAGGAGUCUGGAGACUACACCAUCCUUGCUGAGAAUCUGACCGGUAGCAAGCAUGCCACCAUAAAGGUCAAAGUGCUGGACAAACCCGGCCCCCCAGCCUCACUGAGAAUCACCAGGGUGUACUCCGACCAUGUGAAGCUUCGUUGGGAGCCUCCCCUUGCAGAUGGAGGGUCUGAAAUCACCAACUACAUUAUUGAGAAGCGUGAAACCAGCAGGGCCAACUGGGCGCUAGUAAGCGCCAACAUCCAUGGCCACAGCACUGACUCCUCGGUGGAGAAGCUCAUUGAGGGCCAUGAGUACCAGUUCAGAGUGAGUGCUGAGAACCAGUAUGGCGUGGGCGACGCCAUCAUGACUGAUGCUGUCAUGGUGAAGAACCCGUAUGAUGUUCCUGGUCCAUGUGAGCCGCCGGUCAUCACCAACAUCACCAAAGAUGCGAUGACAGUCAGCUGGAAAGCCCCGGCCAAUGACGGCAAAGCUCCCAUCCUGGGUUACUUGGUGGAGAAACGUGAGGCCACAGAGCUGACCUGGGCUAAGGUUAACCGUCGACCAGUUAUUGACAGAACCAUCAAGGCAGCUCAGCUGACCGAGGGCUCAGAGUAUGAGUUCAGAGUCAUUGCCUUGAACAAGGCCGGCCUGGGCAAACCAAGCGAUCCAUCCAAUGCCGCUCUGGCUGUCGACCCCGUCUAUCCACCUGGCCCACCUGCAUUCCCCAAGGUGGUGGACUCUACCAAGAGCUCAAUCAGCCUCAGCUGGACCAAACCAGCUUAUGAUGGUGGCUGUGAGAUCAUCGGAUAUCUGGUGGAGUGCAAGCGAGCCGACGCCGAGGAUUGGACCAAGUGCAACGUCCCCAAGAAACUCCAAGCCACCAAAUUCGUGUUGACUGGCCUGAUGGAAAACACAGAGUACCAGUUCAGAGUCACUGCUGUCAACAAGAUCGGCUACAGUGAGCCCAGCGAGGUUCCUGGAAACCACAUGCCCAAGGACAUCCUGAUUGCCCCUGAAGCUGAGCUGGACGCUGACCUGAGAAAGGCCUUGGUUCUGCGCGCCGGCGUCACCAUGAGGCUCUACGUCCCAUUGAGAGGACGCCCGCCGCCCAAGGUGACCUGGACAAAGGUGGGCGCCAACCUGAAGGAGAGGCAGGGCCUGCUGAUCAAGACUUCAGAGUGGGACACCUUCCUAAUGAUUGAGGACAUCAACAGAUAUGAUGCCGGCAAAUAUGUCCUGUCUCUGGAGAACAGCAGUGGAUCCAAGAGCUACACCAUCAUCGUGAAGGUCCUCGAUUCACCCGGACCACCUGUCAACCUGGUUGUGAAGGAGACCUCCAAGACUCACGCCUGGAUCAGCUGGGAUGCACCGCUGAUCGAUGGUGGAAGCCCGGUAAAAAGCUACAUUGUAGAGAAACGUUUGGCUGAGAGGAAGGCGUGGACCUGCGUCUCAGCUGAGUGCCACAAGACCUCCUUCAGGAUCACCAAUCUUGAGCCGGGUCAAGCCUACUGCUUCAGAGUUCUGGCUGAAAACGCCUACGGCAUCGGAGAGGGCUGCGAGACGGCGGGCAGCGUCCGGGCCUCUGAGCAACCUGGUCCUGUGACCGACUUCAAAGCCCAAAAGACCACCAAAGACUCCAUCACUCUGGGCUGGAAGAAACCCAUCAGUGAUGGGGGGAGCUACAUUACCUCUUACAUCCUGGAGCAGAGCGAAGGAGAGGAGAAGUGGAAGCAGAUUAUGAAGGGCAAGAACACCACCCACACCAUCAGCGAGUUGGCAGAGGGAAAAGAGUAUUUAUUCAGGGUCAAAGCCCUCAACGAGUCUGGGGAGGGACCGCCUACUGACCUCGCUGUUGUUGCCAAGGAUCAGUUUGUGCUGCCUGACUGCAAUUUGAGCAGUAUUCAUGACGGUUGCUGCGUAGUGAAGGAGGGCACCACCAUGCGGAUCAAUAUUCCCAUCACCGGAGUGCCGUACCCCACCGCCACCUGGAAGAAGGGUGACAUGGGGCUUGGCGACACUGGUCGCGUAUGUGUUGAAGCCUCCCAGGGUGUCACCACCCUGCUGAUCAGAGACUGCCAGAGAGGAGACGCUGAUACCUACGCCAUCAAUGUCAGGAACAGCGCCGGCUCAAAGGACUGCAAGUUCCAGGUCAAGGUUGUUGGAAAGCCCGGAAUAUGCACUGGGCCCAUCAAGUUUGAUGAGAUAACUGGUGACGGCAUCACCCUGGAGUGGGCGCCGCCCAAAGACGACGGAGGUGCUGAGGUGUCGAACUACAUUGUUGAGAAGAGAAGGACGACAGACAACAAGUGGGCCACAGUGGCUUCAGCCAUCCAGAAGACCACCAUGAGGGUGAUCAGACUCCAUGAUGGAAUCGAGUACAUCUUCAGAGUAUGUGCUGAGAAUAAGUACGGGAUCGGAGAGUAUCUGAGGUCUGACCCAGUCAUUGCCCAGCAUCCUUUCAAUGUACCCGAGGCGCCAGCUCCUCCUGAGAUUGUGAGCAUUCGACAUGAAUCAGCCAUUCUGACUUGGGCUGACCCAAAAGACACCGGUGGCUCGCCAAUCACUGGAUAUUACCUUGAGUUUAAGGAGAGGAACAGCCUGAUGUGGAAACGAGCCUGUAAGACUCCUUUGAGAGUAAAGGAGUGUAGAGUUACGGGUCUAACAGAAGGACUAGAGUAUGAGUUCAGGGUGUUGGCCAUGAAUAUGGCUGGCCUUGGAAAGGCAAGCAAAGUCACUGAGGCUGUCGUUGCCCUUGAUCCGAUUGAUCCACCUGGCAAACCGGAUGUGAUUAAUGUUACCAGGAACACAGUCACUCUAAUGUGGACCGCUCCUAAAUACGAUGGUGGCUAUAAACUGACGGGCUACAUGGUGGAAAAACUAGAGAGCGGUGGAAAGACAUGGAUGAAAGCCAAUCAUGUAAACGUCCAGAGCUGUGCUUUCACUGUCCCAGACCUGACAGAAGGAGCUCAGUAUCAGUUUAGAAUCAGGGCCAAAAAUUCUGCUGGUGCUGUCAGCGUUCCUUCAGAAGUUACCGAAUUCCUAACCUGCAAGGAUGAGUACGAGCCUCCAUCUAUCACUCUUGACCAAGAGAUGAAGGAUGGUGUAUAUGUCAAAGCAGGAGACACAAUUGUUAUCUCAGCUGCUAAAAUUGUGGGCAAACCUCCACCAACUGCUUUCUGGUCCAAGGGAGGCCGCGAGUUCAAGAACUCUGACAUUGUCACUGUUACUAGCACUCCAACUUCUUCAACGCUUGCCAUCAAGUAUGCAAGCCGGAAGAAUACAGGAGAGUACACAAUCACUGCUAGCAACCCAUUUGGUAUAAAGGAAGAACACAUUAAGGUGAAGGUCCUGGAUGUUCCUGGACCACCAGGCCCUAUUGAAGUUAGUAAUAUCUCAGCUGAGAAGUGUACCCUGACCUGGCUUCCUCCUGAAGAGGAUGGAGGCUCCUCUAUAAAGUCCUACGUCCUUGAGAAGAGAGAGACUAGCCGCCUACAGUGGACCAAAGUGGCUGAAAAUAUCAUGGACUGCAGACAUGUGGCCAGCAAACUCAUCAAGGGCAACGAGUACAUCUUCAGAGUGUCUGCUGUGAACCAGUAUGGCACAGGAGACUCUAGCUUGUCUGGUCCUGUCAAAAUGGUUGACAGCUUUGGUCCACCAGGUCCGCCCUCAGCCCCAGAGGUUGAUACUGUCAGUCGGAACGCUGUUACUAUUUCAUGGAAGAGACCUGUACAGGAUGGAGGAAGUGACAUUAGAGGAUAUUGUGUUGAAAGGAAAGAAAAGAGAGGAAUGAGAUGGGUGAGAGCCUGUAAAAGGACAGUUCCUGACCUCCGCUUCAAGGUGCAAGGCCUGACUGAGGGAGUAGAGUAUGAGUUUAGAGUCACGGCUGAGAAUAAAGCUGGAUUUGGGCCGCCAAGUGAGCCAUCCCACCCUGUAAUGACCAAGGAUAUUGUAUAUCCACCUGGUCCUCCGUCCAACCCUAGAAUUACAGACACUACAAAAACUACAGCAUCCUUUGCUUGGGGCCGCCCUCAUUACGAUGGUGGUCUUGAAGUAGAUGGGUACAUCGUUGAGUAUAAAAAGGAGGGUCAUGAUGACUGGGAGACAGAGACACAGUACCCAGUUAAAAUUACUGAAUAUGUUAUAGGUAAACUUCAAAAAGGAGGCAAAUACCACUUCAGAGUGAGUGCUGUAAACUCUGAGGGAGUAGGCGAGCCUGCAGAGGUUGAGAAAGUGACAGAACUGGUUGACCAGGAGACAAUGCCAGACUUUGAACUGGAUGCUGAACUCAGGAAAACCCUGGUGGUUAGAUGCCGUGCUUCUAUCCGUCUAUUUGUUCCCAUCAAGGGCCGUCCUGUUCCUGAAGUCACCUGGAGCAAAGAAAAUACCAACCUGAAAGCACGUGCACACAUUGAUACAACAGAGUCCUACACUCUACUUGUUAUUCCUGACUGCACUAGAUAUGACGCAGGAAAAUACCAUCUCUCUUUAGAGAAUGUUGCUGGUAAGAAGACAGGAUUUGUCAACGUCAGGGUUCUGGACACACCUGGGCCCCCAGUCAACCUUAAACCAAGAGAGAUCACUAAGAACAGCAUAACUCUCCAGUGGGAAAUCCCCAUUAUUGACGGAGGGUCCAAGAUUCAUAACUACAUAAUUGAAAAGAGGGAUGCCACAAAGAAGGCGUAUACUGUCCUUUGCACCACAUGGCAAAAAUGUUCCUUUAAGUUUCAAGACCUUGAGGAGGGAGCCUACUACUACUUCCGUAUCUCUGCUGAAAAUGACCUUGGUGUGGGUGAGCCUGCUGAAACCCUUGAUCCCAUAAGGGUGUCCCAGGCCCCCUCUCCUCCAGAUAACCUGUACGUUACGGACAUGACUUCUGACAGUGCGAGCCUUGCAUGGACAAAGCCUCUUCAUGAUGGCGGUAGCUUGAUUACUGGAUAUGUCAUUGAGGCUCAAAGGAAAGACACAGAUCAAUGGGUCCACAUAACGACCAUCAAGGCUCUGGAUUAUACUGUGACAGAUCUGGUCGAGGGUGCUGAAUACACCUUCCGUAUAAUGGCUGUCAAUGCAUCAGGUAGGAGUGAUCCUCGGGAGAGCCGGCCAGCUGUGAUAAAAGAGCAAACUUCUGCUCCAUCUUUUGACCUGAGAGGAGUCUACCAGAAAACUGUAAUUGCCAAAGCAGGGGAUCGCGUUAAGGUGGAGAUUCCAGUGUUGGGAAAACCCAGGCCUGUUGUUUCCUGGAAGAAGGGAGACAUAGCCCUCAAAGAAACACAAAGAAUAAACAUUGAAACCACAUCAACAUCAACUAUCCUCAACAUCAGUGAGAUUAAAAGAACCGAUGAAGGCCAGUAUUCCAUGACUGGAAAGAAUAUGCUGGGCACAUUGACAGAAACCAUCACAGUCCUGGUCCAUGACAUUCCAGGUCCUCCUACUGGUCCUAUAAAGCUGGAUGAGGUCUCAUGUGAUCACAUUAUCAUGUCUUGGGAACCACCGGAGAAUGAUGGAGGUGUUCCCAUCAACAAUUAUAUUGUUGAGAUGCGAGAAACUACGGGAACUUCUUGGGUGGAAUUGGCAGCUACAGUUAUUCGCACCACAUUCAAAGCAGCACGACUAAAUACUGGUACCCAUUACCAGUUCCGUGUCAAGGCGCAGAACAGAUAUGGUGUUGGACCUUGUCUUCUCUCUGAACCAGUGGUAGCUGCCUAUCCAUUUGAGGUACCAGGCCAGCCUGGCAUGCCUGUGGUCACGUCUUUCAACAAGGAUUCAAUUACUCUUAGCUGGAAUGAGCCAUCCUCUGAUGGAGGAAGUCCUAUUCUUGGUUAUCAUGUGGACAGAAAAGAGAAAAACAGUAUUCUGUGGCAGAGGAUCAACAAAGCACUUGUUGUUGGAAACAUCUUUAAAUCAACAGGCCUUGUUGAUGGCAUUGCAUAUGAACACCGUGUUAUUGCUGAAAACAUGGCGGGUCUCAGCAAACCUAGCAAACCCUGUGAGCCUAUGUAUGCUUUGGACCCAGUUGACCCACCAGGCCGACCUGUGGCAUUGAAUAUCACCAGACAUGAGGUGACAUUGUCAUGGACCAAACCGGAAGGUGAUGGAGGAUUUUCUAUUACGGGAUACACAGUGGAGAGGAAAGAGAUGCCUAAUGGACGCUGGCUUAAAGCAAAUUUCCACAACAUUCUAGAAACCAUGUUCACAGUCAGUGGUCUGAUCGAAGAUGCGACCUAUGAAUUCCGCGUGUUUGCUCGAAACUCAGCUGGUGCUAUUAGUGCUCCAUCUCAGCCAUCAGAAGCAAUCACAUGCAGAGAUGACAUUGAAGAACCAAGGCUUGAUGUGGAUGCAUCAUAUAGCAGCAAUGUUGUUGUGAUGGCUGGAGAACCAUUCAAGCUGGAAGCCAAUGUGACUGGCAGGCCAAUUCCUUCUUUAGUAUGGACCAAGGAAGGAAAGGAACUGGAGGACACAGCCAAAAUAGAGAUAAAGACAUCAGACUUCCACACAACUCUGAUCAACAAAGAUUCUCUAAGGAGAGAUGGUGGUGCGUUUACCGUGACUGCAAGCAAUCCUGGUGGAUUUGCCAAGUUCACUUUCAAUGUCAAAGUACUUGACAGACCUGGACCACCUGAUUCCCUCUCAGUUACUGAUAUUGCUGCAGAGAAAUGUGUGCUGAACUGGCUACAUCCAACACAUGAUGGUGGAGCCAAAAUUGAGUACUUUAUCAUACAGAGGCGUGAGACCAGUAGGUUGGCAUGGACAAAUGUGGCCACAGACCUUCAAGCAAACAGGUUCAAGGUAACAAAGCUCCUUAAAGGCAAUGAGUAUGUUUUCAGAGUCAUGGCUGUCAACAAGUAUGGUGUAGGUGAACCCCGGGAAUCAGAACCUGUUACUUGUGUCAAUCCUUACGGUCCCAGUGACCCACCAACAGAGCCUGAGGUCACAACUAUCACCAAAGACUCUAUGGUUGUCUGCUGGGAGCGUCCUGAACAUGAUGGAGGCAGCAGAAUUAAUACUUAUAUAAUUGAAAGAAGGGAUAAGACAGGCUUACGCUGGGUCAAAUGCAAUAAGAGAACUGUAACUGAUUUGCGAUUCAAGGUCUCUGGUCUCACACCAGGUCAUGAGUAUGAAUUUAGAGUCUUUGCUGAAAAUAACGCUGGCCUAAGUCAGCCUAGCCCUUCCAGUCCAUUCUACAAAGCUGUUGACACCAUCUUUCAGCCUGGACCCCCAGGGAACCCAAGAGUACUGGACACCACAAAGUCUUCUAUUACAGUCGCCUGGAACAAGCCUGUAUAUGAUGGUGGUUCUGAAAUUACUGGCUACGUAGUGGAGACUUGCCUGCCUGAGGAGGAUGAGUGGACAAUUCAUACUCCUAAGAAGGGAUGGACGGCCACAUCAUUUACCAUCACCAAUCUGAAAGAAAACCAGGAGUAUAAAAUCAACAUCUGUGCUACAAAUUCUGAAGGAGUGGGAGAGCCUGCUGCUGUUCCUGGAACCCCUAAGGCUGAAGACAGAUUAAUUGCUCCAGAAAUUGAACUUGGAGCAGAGUUACGUAAAGUAGUUUCCAUUAGGGCCUGUAGUACACUCAGACUUUUCGUCCCUAUCAAGGGAAGACCAGCUCCCGAAGUAAAAUGGUCAAGAGAGCAUGGAGAAUCCCUGGACAAGGCUAACAUUGAAAUCACCUCAUCAUUCACAACUCUUCAGAUAGACAAUGUUGACAGGUUUGAUGGAGGUAAAUACUUGGUUACAGUGGAAAAUGCCACAGGCAGUAAAUCAGCUUUUGUUAAUGUUAGAGUGCUAGAUACUCCAGGACCACCCCAGAAUCUCAUUGUAAAGGAGGUCACUAGAGACUCAGUUUCCCUGGUUUGGGAUGCGCCUCUCAUAGACGGGGGCUCCAGAAUCCGCAGCUACAUUGUGGAGAAACGUGAGUCAACCAGGAAAGCCUACUCAACUGUGUGUGCCAGCUGCCACAAGUCUAGUUGGAAAGUGGGAGACCUGGAAGAAGGAAAAUUGUACUUUUUCAGAAUACUGGCUGAAAACGAGUUUGGUAUUGGUCUCCCAGUUGAAACUGUUGACCCAAUCAAGGCAUCAGAAAAGCCUCUACCACCAGGAAAAGUAACUCUCCGUGAAGUUACCGGAACCAGUGUCACACUGACUUGGGAGAAACCAGACUAUGAUGGAGGAAGCAGAAUUACAGGCUAUAAUGUUGAGAUGCAAUGCAAAGGAAGUGAGAAAUGGACCCAGGUGAUGGUGGUAAAGACAAAUGAGGCUCAGGUAACUGGACUAACAUAUGGAGAGGAGUAUAUGUUCAGAAUCUCUGCUGUCAACGAAAAGGGUGUUAGUGACCCCCGCCCUCUCAAUGCGCCUGUGGUGGCUAAAGAUUUAUUGAUACCCCCAGCCUUCAAGCUGCUUUUUACCACAUUUAGCAUGCUGGCAGGAGAUGAUAUCAAGAUUGAUGUACCCUAUGUUGCCUGUCCUAAGGCUACAGUCACUUGGCUCAAGGAUGGUGUUGCUCUCAAAGAAACAACAAGAGUUAAUACUGAAGCCACAGAUAAAAACCUUCUUCUCAUCAUUAAGGAGGCUUGUAGAGAUGAUGUGGGCAAAUAUACUAUAAAACUAAACAACACAGCUGGGGAGGCUGUAGCGGAUAUCAGUGUUGUUGUCUUAGAUAAACCGGGUCCCCCAACUGGCCCGAUCAAGCUGGAUGAUGUCACGGCAGACAGUGUAGUCUUGUCUUGGAAUCCACCACAGUAUGAUGGGGGUUGCUCAAUCAACAAUUACAUUGUAGAGAAGAGAGACACAUCAACUACAAACUGGCAAAUUGUGUCUGCUACAGUAGCUAGAACAACCAUCAAGGCAGCUCGUCUGAAGACUGGUUCUGAGUAUCAGUUUAGAAUUGCUGCAGAAAAUAGAUAUGGGAAGUCAUCAUUUCUUCUCUCUGAAAGCAUUAUUGCUCAGUAUCCAUUUGAGGUGCCCAGCUCACCACGAUCCGUUGUGGUCCAGUCAGCCACCAAGGAGACCAUGGCUGUUGUGUGGGAUAAACCCAGCAAUGAUGGUGGAAGCAAAAUUCUGGGCUACCACUUAGAACUUAAAGAGAGAAACAGCAUUCUCUGGGUGAAACAGAACAAGCAGAUAAUCCCAGAGACCAGAUUUAAAGUUGUUGGUCUGGAAGAGGGAAUUGAAUAUGAGUUUAGAGUGUAUGCUGAGAAUAUUGUUGGGCUCAGUAGACCCAGUAAGGUGAGCGAAAUGCAAGUUGCCAGGGAUCCUUGUGACAGACCAGGCAAACCAGAGGCUGUCAUUGUAACAAGACACCAGGUGACACUGAGAUGGACCAAACCUGAGUUUGAUGGUGGCAUCAAAAUCACUGGUUACGUUGUGGAGAAAAAGGAGGCAAGUGGCCGUUGGAUGAAGGCCAGUUUUGCCAACAUUAUUGAAACUGAAUUUGUUGUCACAGGACUUACUGAAGAUCAAACGUAUGAGUUCCGUGUCAUUGCCAAAAAUGCAGCAGGUGUCUUUAGUGAACCAUCUGAUUCUACUGGAUCCAUCACAGCCAAGGAUGAGAUUGAUCCUCCAAAGAUUGAUUUAGAAUCCAAGUACUCCCAGGUUGUGGUUGUAAAUGCUGGAGAGACAUUUAAACUUGAGGCUGGUGUUUAUGGUAAACCUGUGCCGUCCGUACACUGGAUUAAAGAGGGCAGUGAGAUUACAGAAGCAGCUCGUGUAGAAAUUCGUAAUACCAAUUUUUCUGCUUGUUUAAUUGUUAAAGAAGCUAUUCGUGUUGAUGGAGGUCAGUACACAUUGCUGGUAAAGAAUGUUGGUGGAGAAAAAGUUGUUAACAUUAAUGUCAAGGUCUUGGAUAGACCAGGUCCACCAGAGGGCCCCAUUUCUAUCUAUGGGGUCACCAGUGAGAAAUGCUCAAUUUCUUGGAAAUCUCCCUUGCAAGACGGAGGUAGCGAUGUCUCCCAUUACAUUGUUGAGAGAAGGGAAACUAGCAGACUUGUAUGGACAGUAGUUGAACAAAAGGUUCAGACUCUGAAUCUGAAAAUCACCAAACUCCUUCCUGGUAAUGAAUACAUAUUCAGAGUGAUCCCUGUCAACAAAUAUGGUAUUGGAGAGCCUUUGGAAUCUGAGGCAAUGGUUGCAAAAAAUCCAUUUGUCCCACCAAGCCCACCAACAGAAGUAGAAGUCUCCUCAAUUACUAAGGACUCUAUGGUAGUUACCUGGGAGAGACCAAAUAAUGAUGGCGGCAGUUCCAUUCAGGGAUAUGUCAUUGAGAAACGUGAUAAGGACGGUGUAAGAUGGACUAGAUGCAACAAGCGCAAUGUGACUGAAUUGCGUUUCAGAGUGUCCGGCCUCAUAGAAAAUCAUAGCUAUGAAUUCAGGGUAGCUGCUGAGAAUGCUGCUGGAAUUGGCACACCUAGCACUCCAACAGUGUACUACAAAGCACUGGAUCCGGUUUUCAAACCUGGCCCACCCAACAACCCCAAGGUAGUAGACACCUCUAGGUCCACUGUAUCCCUUACAUGGGGUAAGCCCAUAUAUGAUGGUGGAAGUGAGAUUAAAGCUUACAUUGUUGAAGCAUAUAAUGUUGCAGCUGAAGAGUGGUUCAUGUGUACUCCUCCCUCUGGAAUAACAGACACAAAAUUCACUGUGAAAAAGCUUCUGGAGAAACACGAGUACAAAUUUAGGGUUUGCGCAAUCAACAAAAUUGGUGUUGGUGAACAUGCUGAUGUGCCAGGUAAAAUCCUUCUUGAGGAGAAGCUUGAGGCUCCUGACCUGGAAUUAGAUGCUGAAAUGAGGAAAAUGAUUAACAUCAGAUCCGCUUGCACUCUCAGGCUAUUUGUCCCCGUGAGAGGCCGGCCAGCUCCUGAGCUGAAAUGGGGAAAAGCUGAGGGUGAGAUUAAGGAGACAGCCCAAAUUGACAACACAGGAAGCUAUGCAUCACUUGUCAUCGAGAAUGUUGAUCGAUUUGACAGUGGAAAGUACACACUGACUGCGGAGAAUGCCAGUGGAGUCAAGUCAGUGUUCAUCAGUGUCAGAGUCCUGGACUCUCCUAGUCCACCCACUAACUUAACAGUUAAAGAGAUCACUAAGAACUCUGUCACACUCUCAUGGGAGCCUCCACUUCUGGAUGGUGGUUCAAAGAUUAAGCAUUAUAUUGUUGAGAAGCGUGAAAGCACAAGAAAAGUUUACUCUACCAUCACAACAUGUAACAAGAUGUCAUGGAAAGUUGAACCUCUUCCAGAGGGUGGAAUCUUCUUCUUUAGAGUCUUGGCUGAGAAUGAAUAUGGCGUGGGUCUCCAAGCUAAAACUAUGGAGCCAAUCAAAAUAUCUGAGAAGCCUCAACCACCUGGUAAGGUUAGUGUUCUAGAUGUCACUCGCAGCACCGUUACUCUAAAGUGGGAGAAAUCUGAACAUGAUGGUGGGAGCAGAAUCAGUCAUUAUGAAAUUGAAAUGGCCCCUAAAGACAGUGAGGCCUGGACUGUGUGUGCCAGUGUGAAAGGCCUGGAGACAGUAGUGAGCAACCUUCUCAAGGGAGAGGAAUAUCAGUUCAGAGUUGUUGCUGUGAAUGAAAAGGGUAAAAGCGACCCAAGACAACUGGCUUACACUGUUGUAGCAAAGGAUCUUAUCAUUGAGCCUUCUGUAAGACCCAAAGCAAGUUCUUACAGUGUUCAAGUGGGAAAUGACCUCAAAAUAGAGGUUCCAAUUGCUGGUCAUCCAAAACCAACAAUCACCUGGACCAAGGAUGGAGUGGCACUUAAACAGACAACCAGAGUUAAUGUCAGUGACUCUGCACAUCAUACCACUCUAACCAUUAAGGAUGCCACCAGAGAUGAUGGUGGUAUGUACACAAUCAACAUUACCAAUAACUUGGGUUCCAAGGAUGCCACUAUUGAAGUCAUCACCCUGGAUAAACCAGGACCACCAACAGGUCCGGUCAAGAUUGAAGAUGUCAGUGCUGAGAGUGUCACUCUUAACUGGGAGCCUCCUACAUACACAGGUGGCUGUCCAAUCUCCAAUUAUGUGGUGGAAAAAAGAGACACAACUACAACUAAUUGGGUCGUUGUGUCUGCCACUGUGGCAAGAACAACUCUGAAGGUGGCCAAUCUAAAGACUGGUGCUGAAUACCAGUUUAGAAUCUAUGCUGAAAACAGAUAUGGAAAGAGUUAUGCGAUUGAUUCAGAACCUGUUUUAGCACAGUAUCCGUUCCAGGAACCCGGACCACCAGGAACACCAUUUGUUUCCUCAUACACUAAAGACUAUAUGGUGGUUGAAUGGCAUAAACCCCCAUCUGACGGAGGCAGUGCCAUCUUGGGCUAUCAUUUGGAGAGGAAAGAGAAGAAUAGUAUCCUGUGGACAAAGAUCAACAAAAUGCUUAUUCAAGAUUGUAAAUACAAGUCUACUCCUCUUGAGGAAGGCAUUGAGUACGAGUAUAGAGUAUAUGCUGAGAAUAUAGUUGGCAUUGGAAAAUGCAGCAAAGUUUCUGAGGUCUACGUAGCUCGUGAUCCGUGCGAUCCUCCUGGCCGUCCAGAGGCUAUAAUUGUAACCAGACACUCAGUGAAGCUGAGAUGGACACCACCACAAUAUGAUGGUGGAAGCCUUGUAACUGGCUACUCAGUAGAGAAGCGUGACCUUCCAGAGGGAAAAUGGAUGAAGGCUAGCUUCACAAACAUUAUUGAACAUGAGUUUACCGUCACUGGCCUUACAGAGGACAGUAAAUAUGACUUCAGAGUGAUUGCAAGGAAUGCUGCUGGAGCUGUGAGCAGGCCUUCUGAAACCACUGGAUCCAUAACAGCUAAGGAUGAAGUGGAGCCACCCAAGUACGAAACUGAUUCUAUGUACAAUCAGACCAUUGUCAUUAAUGCUGGAGAAACCUUCACCCUGGAGGCUAGGGUGGAAGGAAAGCCUAUCCCAACAGCUCAAUGGUUCAAGGGAAGUGUUGAAGUUGAAAACUCAGCAAGAGCUGAAAUCAAAAACACAGAUUUUAAAGCAUUGCUUGUAGUAAAAGAUGCCAUCAGAGUGGAUGGUGGACAGUACACUUUGGUUCUGACAAAUGUUGCUGGAACUCAGACCGUCCCAUUCAGUGUGAAGGUUCUGGACAGACCCGGUCCAUCAGAGGGACCCCUCACAGUCAGUAACGUUACUGAGGAGAAAUGCUCACUCUCAUGGCUGCCACCGAGACAUGACGGAGGAGCUAGCAUUUCUCACUACGUCAUUCAAAAGAGAGAAACUAGUCGCUUGGCAUGGACUGUGGUCUCCAGCGAUUGUGGAGCUACAAUGUUCAAGGUUACCAAACUUUUGAAAGGCAAUGAGUACAUCUUCAGGGUUAUGGCUGUCAACAAGUAUGGAGAAGGUGAGCCUCUGGAAUCUGAGCCUGUUAUCAUGAGAAAUCCUUUUGUUCCUCCUGGUGCACCUCGUGAACUAGAGAUCACCAAUAUUACCCGGGAUUCAAUGACUGUCUGUUGGAACCGCCCAGAGUCUACAGGAGGAAGUGACAUUGUUGGUUACAUUAUUGAAAAGAGGGACAGAGCUGGAGUGAGGUGGACCAAGUGCAAUAAACGCAGAGUGACAGACUUGCGAUUUAGAGUAACAGGACUCACUGAGGAUCAUGAAUAUGAGUUCAAGGUAUCUGCUGAAAAUGCAGCUGGAGUGGGCCAGUCAAGCCCACCUACACCCUACCUCAAAGCCUGUGACCCCACCUUUGAACCAGGCAUUCCCACCAAUGCCCAUGUAGUUGACACGACAAAAGACUCCAUCAGUAUAGCUUGGCAAAGGCCUAUAUAUGACGGUGGUUGUGAAAUCCAAGGAUAUGCUGUUGAAAUUACCAAGGCUGACGAGGAGGAAUGGACUAUAUGCACACCACCCACUGGAGUGAAAGAUCCCAAGUUUACCAUCAAAAACCUGAUAGAACACCAAGAAUACAAGGUCCGUGUCUGUGCUAUCAAUAAAAUUGGUGUUGGUGAGCCCACAGAAAUCCAGGGAGUUGUUAUCCCUGUAGUUAAAAUUGAUGCUCCAGAGAUUAUUUUAGAUUCAGAGCUCAGAAAGGGAAUAGUUGUUCGUGCAGGAGGCUCAAUGAGAAUCAGUGUUCCUUUUAAGGGUCGUCCCACUCCUGAAGUAACCUGGGCCAAAGAGGAUGGUGAGAUGCCCAGUAAAGUACAGAUUGAGACUGGUGAAGACUACACACAGCUCUCCGUUGACAUUUGUGAUAAAUAUGAUGCUGGAAAAUACAUCCUCAAUGUAGAAAACAGUGCUGGCAGCAAAUCAGCUUUUGUCUCUGUUAAGGUUCUGGACACUCCAGGGGCUCCAUUAAACCUAAAGGUGAAAGACAUAAAGAGGGAGAGUGUCACUUUGACCUGGGAACCCCCUGUUAUUGAUGGUGGUGCAAGAAUAAAGAAUUACUUGGUUGAGAAGCGAGAGUCAAACAGGAAGGUUUACUCUAAUGUAGACAAUAAAUGUACAAAGACAACUUACCGUAUCACAGGUCUUACUGAGGGAACGGUUUAUUACUUUAGAGUCUUAGCAGAAAAUGAAUUUGGUGUUGGACAACCAGUUGAAACAAUGGAAUCUGUUAAAACAUCUGAGCCACCGUUACCCGUGGGUAAAGUUACUUUGACUGAUGUCACAAAAACCACAGCCUCACUCUCCUGGGAGAAGCCAGUCCAUGAUGGAGGCAGCAGGAUCAUUGGAUACUACAUUGAGAUGCAGCCUGUGGGCUCAGAAGAAUGGGUGGUGGCUACCACAACCAAAACUUGUGAGGGCACUGUAACAGGCCUCAGUGCAGGACACGAGUACCUUUUCAGAGUAUCCGCCUACAACGAGAAGGGCAAGAGCGACGCCAGGGCUCUGGCUGCACCGGUUACUGCUAAAGAUGUAACUGUAGAGCCCGGAUUCAAGAUGAGAUUCAACACAUACAGUUUACAACAAGGUGAGGAUAUGAAGAUUGAGAUUUCAGUACUUGGACGACCUACUCCAAAAGUUGAAUGGAAGAAGGAGGGACAACCUCUUAAGGAGACAACCAGAAUAAAUGUAUCCGGCACACCAUCAUCUACAAAGUUGGUUAUCAAGGAUGCCAAUAGAGAGGAUGCUGGUAAAUAUACUGUAACAGCCACCAGCAGCAUUGGGACAGCUACAGAGGAGAUUACUGUUAUUAUUCUGGACAAACCUGGACCUCCUACAGGCCCUGUCAAGAUUGAGGAAGUGAGCUCUAAUUUUGUUACUCUGUCCUGGGAACCACCAGAGUAUACUGGAGGCUGUCAGAUCAACAACUACAUUGUAGAGAAGAGAGACACCACUACUACGGCGUGGCAGAUUGUGUCAGCUACAAUUGCCAGGACAACCAUCAAAGUCAGCAAUUUGAAGACAGGCACUGAAUAUCAAUUUAGAGUGUCAGCUGAGAACAGGUAUGGAAAGAGUUCAGUGAUUGUCUCUCCAGCUGUUGUUGCCAAGUAUCCAUUCAGUGAGCCUGCUGCCCCAGGAACACCGGGUGUUACAUCUGCAACCAAGGAUAGCAUGGUUGUUGAAUGGAAACCUCCCACCAACAAUGGAGGUAGCCCAAUUAUUGGGUAUCACCUGGAAAGAAAGGAGAAAAACAGCCUUUUGUGGGUUAAAUUAAACAAGCUUCUAAUUCCAGAUGCACGAUUCAAAACUACAGAGUUGGAAGAGGGUAUAGAGUAUGAGUUUAGAGUUUAUGCUGAGAACAUUGCUGGUCUCAGUCCAGCUAGCAAGGUCUCAGAAAGCACAGUAGCCAGGGACCCAUGUGAUCCACCAGGCACUCCUGAGGCUAUUGAAAUCACCAGAAACCAUGUCACACUUCAGUGGACCAGACCCCAGUAUGAUGGAGGUAGUGCAAUCACUGGAUAUUUGAUUGAGAGGAGGAAGCACCCAGAUAUGCGCUGGAUGAAAGCAAGCUUCACCAACAUCAUUGAUACCCAGUACACUCUCACUGGUCUUACUGAGGACUGUGUGUAUGAGUUUAGAGUCAUUGCCAGGAAUGCUGCUGGUAUUUCUAGUUCCCCAUCUGAAAGCACUGGAGAAAUAACAGCCAAAGAUGAAAUUGAGGCUCCAGAUGCCACCAUGGACGCCAAAUUCAAGGAUCUUACAGUUGUUCAUGCUAGUGAGACAUUUACCAUUGAUGCAGAUUACACUGGUAAGCCCCUGCCUGAGAUCACAUGGUUAAAGGAUGGGAAGGAAAUUGACAAGACAACUCCAAGAAUGGAAGUCAAGACCACACUCACACGCACUAUCCUGACAGUUAAAGAAUGCAUAAGAGUCGAUGGUGGCCACUUUGUUCUCAAACUUGUUAAUGUGGGUGGAGUCAAAAUGAUCCCAGUUAACGUAAAGGUUUUGGACAGACCUGGUCCUCCAGAUGGACCAUUAGAAGUCAAAGGAGUUACAUCUGAAAAAUGUUAUCUGCACUGGAACCAUCCCUCACAUGAUGGUGGAGCUAGCAUCUCUCACUAUAUCAUUGAAAAGAGAGAGACCAGUCGUUUGUCAUGGACCAUGGUUGAGCCGAAGAUCCAGGCAAUCAGCUACAAAAUUACAAAACUGCUCCCUGGAAAUGAAUAUAUCUUCAGAGUUACUGCUGUGAAUAAAUAUGGAGUUGGCGAACCUUUAGAGUCUGAGCCAGUUGUUGCUCGUAAUCCAUUCACCACUCCCAGUGCGCCCUCCACCCCUGAACCCAGUGCUAUCACUAGGGAUUCCAUUGUGCUUACAUGGGAGAGGCCAGAGAAUAAUGGAGGAGCUGAGAUUGAAGGAUAUGUACUUGAAAAACGUGAUAAGGAUGGUGUCAGAUGGACCAAGUGCAACAAGAAGAGACUAACUGACUUGAGAUUCAGGUGCGGUGGUCUCACAGAGGGCCACUCCUAUGAAUUCAGGGUCUCAGCUGAAAAUGCUGCUGGUGUUGGAAAGCCCAGUGCACCAACACAGUAUAUCAAAGCUUGCGAUGCCACUUAUCCACCAGGACCACCAAAUAACCCCAAAGUCACUGACCAUUCCAGCACUACUGUCUCCCUCACCUGGUCCAGACCUAUCUAUGAUGGUGGAGCAAAGAUUACUGCAUAUGUGGUUGAAAUGAAGGAAGCAUUAGAUGAUGAAUGGAUUGUUUGCACACCUCCUACUGGUGUCCAAGACACUCACUACACUGUCAAGAAAUUAAAAGAGAACGCAGAAUACAAUUUCCGCAUAUGUGCCGUAAACUGUGAGGGACUAGGGGAUCCUGUGGACCUGCCAGGAUCGGUGAUUGCUGCAGAGAAAGUGCAGGCUCCUGAAAUUGAACUAGAUGCUGAUCUGAGAAAGAUGGUCAAUGUCCGUGCCACUGCGACACUACGUCUUUUUGUGACUAUCAGAGGAAAGCCUGAGCCUGAGGUCAAAUGGUCAAAGGCUGAUGGAACUCUAAAUGAGCGUGCUCAGAUUGAAGUCACAAGCUCUUAUACAAUGCUUGUGAUUGAAAAUGUUGACAGAUUUGAUACUGGCAAAUAUGUACUGACCCUUGAGAACCUCAGUGGCUCUAAAUCAGCCUUUAUCAACGUUAGAGUUCUGGAUUCCCCCAGUGCGCCAACAAACCUGCAAGUUAAAGAUGUAAAGAGAAAUUCUGUCUCUAUUUCAUGGGAGCCUCCGCUUAUUGAUGGUGGAGCAAAAAUAUCCCACUACAUUGUGGAGAAGAGAGAGCAGAAGCGAAUGGCUUUCACCAGCGUUAGCACCAACUGUGUAAGGAACUCUUACAUUAUUUCUGACUUGCAGGAGGGAGGUAGAUACUUUUUCCGUGUGUUGGCUGUAAAUGAGCUUGGAGUAGGUCUGCCGGCUACCACAGAUCAAGUCAAGGUUUCAGAGGCACCUUUGCCUCCUGGUAAAAUCAUUGUGGUUGAUGUGACACGUCACACAGUCACCCUGUCAUGGGAGAAACCUGAUCAUGAUGGAGGCAGCAAAAUAACAAGCUAUAUUGUGGAGAUGCAGCCCAAAGGAGAUGAAAAAUGGACAGUGUGCAGUGAAGCCAAAGCACUAGAAGCCACUAUUGAUGGACUCAUUACUGGUGAAGAAUAUGCCUUCAGAGUAACCGCUGUGAAUGAUAAGGGUAGGAGUGAUCCCAAACCUUUGAUUACGCCUGUGGUAGUGAAAGACAUCACAAUGGAGCCCACCAUCAACUUGCUGUUCCAUACAUACAGCAUAAAGGCAGGAGAUGACUUGAAGAUCGAUGUUCCUUUCAAAGGCAGACCUCAACCUGAGGUAUCCUGGAAGAAGGAUGGCCAUGUGCUGAAGCAGACAACUAGGGUAAAUGUUCUCAAUUCAAAGACCUCAUCCAAGAUCAUCAUCAAAGAUGCCACCAAAGACGAUGUAGGAAAAUAUGAGAUCACUUUGACUAAUUCAAUUGGCACAAACACUGCUGAAAUUUCUGUAAUAAUUCUGGAUAAACCUGGCCCACCCAGCAACAUUAGGAUGGAUGAGGUGAGUGCUGACUUUAUCUCUCUGUCCUGGGAUGCUCCAACCUAUGAUGGUGGGUGCCAGAUUAACAACUAUGUCGUGGAGAAGAGAGACACUACUUCUACUACAUGGCAAAUUGUCUCAGCUACGGUAGCCAGGACAUCAAUAAAGGUUUCCCGUCUCACUCAGGGCACAGAGUACCAGUUCCGCAUUGCGGCUGAGAACCGUUAUGGCAAGAGUCACGCAGUUGAUUCAGCUCCUGUUGUUGCACAAUAUCCAUUUGAGCCUCCUGGCCCUCCAACCAAUCUUCAUGUUGCCCAUGCCACCAAGACUGGCAUGCUAGUAGUAUGGGGCAGACCUGCCAGUGAUGGUGGAAGCCCUGUCAUUGGUUAUCACAUCGAAUGCAAAGACCAAAGCAGCAUUUUGUGGACCAAAGUCAACAGAGGUCUGCUGACUGAAAAUCAGUUUAAGAUGACUGGCACUGAGGAAGGUCUGUUGUAUCAGUAUAGAGUGUAUGCUGAGAAUAUUGCUGGUAUUGGUCCAUGCACUAAGCCUAGUGAACCAGUUGCAGCCAGGGACCCAUGUGAAUCUCCACGUAACCUUAAGGUCACAAACAUUACAAGAAACUCAGUUUCUCUUUUCUGGGACGCACCUGAAUAUGAUGGCGGGGUGAAAAUUGUUGGAUACAUAGUAGAGCGGAAAGAGCUCCCAGAUGGCCGUUGGCUAAAGUGUAACUUCGCCAAUUUACAGGAGACUUACUUUGAUGUCACGGGUCUUACAGAAGAUUCACAGUAUGACUUCCAUGUAAUUGCAAAGAAUUCUGCUGAGAUGUUGAGCGCCCCUUCAGAAUGCACUGGUCCUGUUACGAUCAAAGAUGAUGUAGAGACUCCAAGCAUUACCUUAGAGGACAAGUUCAGGCAAUUGGUUGUCAUUAAGGCCGGAGAUAUAAUUAGAAUUGAUGCUGAAAUUACCGGACGUCCGAUCCCAGUGGUCUCAUGGUCUAAGGAUGGAAAAGAUAUUGAGGCCAAGGCCAGGUGUGAAAUCACCUCCACCAACUUUACAACCACUCUGAUUGUCAGAGAUGCUAUCAGGAGGGACUCUGGACAGUAUGUUUUGACUUUGCACAAUGUCGCUGGAACCAGGUCUGUAGCUAUCAACUGCAAGGUUCUGGACAGGCCUGGACCAGCUUCAGGACCUUUGGCAGUGUCUGGUGUUACAGGAGAGAAAUGCACUAUAACAUGGGGUCCACCUCAAGAGAAUGGUGGAGCUGAAAUCAUGCACUAUAUUGUGGAGAAACGUGAGACAAGUCGCCUUGCCUGGACCGUUGUUUAUGGUGACAUGAAGGCAACUACUUGCAAAGUUACUAAGCUGCUGAAAGGAAAUGAGUACAUUUUAAGGGUCAGGGGAGUUAACAAAUAUGGCGAAGGUGAGUCUCUGGAGAGUGAGCCAGUAAAAGCUUUGGAUCCUUUCACUGUACCUGCAGCCCCGACUAAUGUCCAGGUCACCUCAGUCACUGGUGAAGCCAUGACAAUCUGUUGGGAAAGACCUGUUUCUGAUGGUGGCAACAGUAUCGCCGGGUAUGUAAUUGAAAAGAGAGAGAAAACUGGCCUCCGCUGGUGCAGAGUUAACAAGAAACCUGUCUACGACCUCAGAGUCAAAGCAUCAAACCUUCGUGAGGGAUGUGAAUACGAGUACAGGGUGUUUGCAGAGAAUGCUGCAGGACGUAGUGCUCCUAGCACCCCUUGCCCACUCACCAAGGCCGAAGACCCACAGUUCCUGCCCUCACCUCCUGCUAAGCCCAAGAUCAUUGACUCAACAAAGACCACAGUUACACUGGCAUGGAAUAAGCCACUGUUUGAUGGUGGAGCACCUGUGACUGGCUACAGAGUAGAAUACAGAAAGUCAUUAGAUGAUGAAUGGUUCAUUGGAGUCCACAACACCAAGAAUACAGAGUUUACAGUGGUGGGACUGACGCCUGGGGCUGAAUAUGUGUUUAUUGUCAGAUCCAUUAACAAAAUUGGGGCAAGUGAGCCUAGUCCUGAGUCUGACAAACAAGUUGCUAAAGAAAGAGAAGAAGAACCAGUCUUUGAAAUAAGCAAUGAGAUGAGGAAGACUCUUGUUGUGAAAGAUGGAAGCUCAUUUACGAUGACAGUACCCUUCAGGGGCAAGCCUGUUCCCACUGUUAGUUGGGCAAAGGCUGACGUUGACCUUAGAGUGCGUGCUGUCAUUGACACCACGGAUACCUUCACCUCAAUCACCUUAGAAAAAGCAACACGCAGUGACUCUGGAAAAUACACUGUCACCUUGUCCAGCAUUGCUGGAACCGCCUCAGUGACGCUUAACGUUAGAGUUCUUGACUCACCUGGACCCCCUGCAUGUGUAGAAGUUAAGGAAGUGACUAGGUCAUCUGCUACAGUGACUUGGGACACUCCAGAUAAUGAAGGAGGAGGACCAGUCAAGAAUUAUCUUGUUGACUACCGAGAAGCAAGCAAAAAAGGCUGGAGUAGGUUGACUGACACCUGUCACAGGCUGACGUACAAGGUGUCUGACCUAAAGGAAGGAGAAGUCUACUAUUUUAGAGUUACAGGCGAGAAUGACUAUGGUGUUGGUGUUCCGGCUGAGACCAAAGAGGGAACCAAGAUCACAGAAAAACCAAGCCCCCCACCAAAGCUUGGAGCAACUGAUGUCACCAAGGAGAGCAUAUCGCUGGCCUGGGCUAAACCUGAACACGAUGGAGGCAGCAGAGUUACGGGAUACCUGGUUGAAGCACUGGAGAAGGGUCAGGAGAAGUGGGUUAAAUGUGGUGUAACCAAGUAUACCCACUUCAUAGUGUCUGGCCUAAGGGAGAAAGCAGAAUACUUCUUCAGAGUCAAAGCUGAGAACCUUGCUGGAUUUAGUGAUGCAAAGGAAAUGUUCACCCCUGUUAUGGUCAAAGACCAGCUUGAAUCUCCUGAAGUCGACAUGAAGGACUUCCCCCACAACACAGUGUACGUCAGAGCUGGCUCCACUCUCAAGUGUGAAAUCCCUCUGACUGGCCAACCCUUGCCCAAAGUCACUCUUUCCAAGGAUAAUGUAGUGCUCAAGUCAACAAUGAGGUUCAACUGUGAAGUCACUCCUGACAGCAUCAAAAUCAUCUUGCGUGAAAGUGUUGCAAGAGACUCUGGACGCUAUGAUAUCACUGCCUCCAACUCCAGUGGAACGACCAAGUCCUUUGUCAAUAUUGUGGUUCUGGAUCGCCCCAGUGCCCCACUUGGACCUGUGGAACUGUUUGAUGUCACAGAAGAGAGUGUGAGCCUCAGGUGGCUCCCACCAGCAUAUGAUGGAGGAAGCCCCAUCACUAACUAUAUCAUCCAGAAGAGGGAAACAACUACAGCAAACUGGACUGAUGUCUCUUCUGCUGUGGCCCGUUGCACCAUAAAGAUCAUGAAACUUAUUACUGGCUUGGAGUACCAGUUCAGAAUCAGGGCUGAAAACAAAUAUGGCAUAAGUGAAAAUAUUGACUCUCCAGCAGUCAGAGUCAACCUUCCAUACACUAUUCCGGAUGCUCCAUCAACUCCAGAAAUUACUAGUGUGACCAGGGAGACCAUCGCGCUUGCCUGGAAGGAGCCCAAGUCAGAUGGAGGCAGCCAUGUCUUUGGCUACCAUCUCCAGAUGAAGGAUAGGAACAGCAUCCUGUGGCAGAGAGUUAACAAAACUGUGAUCCGUGCUACACACUAUAAGGUCACCAACAUUAAUGCUGGACUCAUUUAUGAGUUUAAGGUGGCAGCAGAGAAUGCUGCUGGCCUCAGCGCUUUCAGCAAGUCUUCAGAUGCUGUGUUGGCUAUAGAUGCCUGUGAGCCACCCAUCAACCUGAGAAUCAGUGACAUCACCAAAAACUCUAUCAGCCUUGCCUGGGAGAAGCCCAACUAUGAUGGUGGAUCCCAUAUAACUGGUUACCUGAUUGAGAAGAGAGAAGGUGUCAGCCCUAAGUGGACCAAAGCUAACCUUACCAAUAUAACAGACACACAUUUCACCGUGACUGGACUCACCCAGAAUGAAACAUACGAGUUCAGGGUCAUGGCCAGGAAUGCAGUUGGUUCAGUCAGCAACCCAUCUUUGACAGCUGGACCAGCCACCUGUGUGGACACCUAUGGUACCCCAGAAAUUGAAAUUCCACAGGAGUACCUUAAUGAGGUCAAAUACAGGGCUGGCUCAGAUGUGGAGCUUAAAUUUAAUAUCACAGCCAAACCCGCCCCCACCAUUGAGUGGUUUAAAGACGGCAGAGAGUUAAAGCCUACUGCCCAGCUCUCUUUCAAACACACAUUUGAGUCCACCAGCAUAUUCUUGAGGGACACCACUCGUCUGAACUCAGGGACCUAUGAGGUCAAGGUGAAGAACUCCCUGGGAACCGCAUGUGCCAUUGUCAGGCUCCUUAUUCAAGACAAGCCAGGACCGCCUGAUGGAGAAAUUCAGUUUAAGAAGGUGACGGCUAACAACAUCACCAUCAUGUGGUCUCCUCCUGCUGAUGAGGGCGGUGCCAUGGUAACUCACUACAUUGUGGAGAAGAGAGAGACCAGCAGAGUCAUGUGGUCUAUUGUCUCUGAGAAACUCGUAGACUGCAUCGUCAACGUGCCCCGACUCAUUCAGGGCAAUGAGUACAUCUUCAGAAUCCGUGGAGUCAACAAAUAUGGCAUUGGAGACCCACUGGAGUCUGAGCCCAUUAUCGCAAAGAACCAGUUUGUUCCUCCUAGUGAACCAUCUAAGCCUAAGGUCACCAUGAUCACCAAGUCCACAAUGACAGUGAUUUGGGAGAGGCCUGCACUGGAUGGAGGCAGUGAUAUUGAUGGUUAUUACCUGGAGAAAAGGGAGAAAAAGAGUCUUCAGUGGUUCAAGGUGGUGAAGGGAACAAUCAGAGACACGAGACAAAAAGUUACCAACUUGACUGAGAACAAUGAGUACCAGUUCAGAGUCUGUGCCGUAAACAAGGCUGGUGCAGGAAACUACUCGGAGGCCUCUGACCUUUACAAGGCCUAUGACCCCAUUGAUCUUCCUGGGGAACCCUCAAAGCUCCGUGUGGUCGACUCCACAAAGACGUCCAUAACUCUGGGCUGGGAGAAGCCUGUCUACGACGGUGGCAGCGAAAUCACACACUACUUACUGGAACAGAUGAAUGCAGGAGACAAAGAAUGGAUCAUCACCAACCCGCAGGUUAAGGAUUGCGAGUAUGUGGUGCCCCACCUGAAACCUGGCACCUACUACUAUUUCAGAGUGUCUGCCGUGAACUGCAAGGGUAAAGGAGAGGACAUCAAGAUGUACCAGCCUGUUCAAGCCAAAGACAUAUUAGAGGAAGCUGAUUUGGACUUGGACGUUUCUAUGACAACUCAAUACACAGCUAGAGCCGGCCGUGAUGUUGAAGUGUUUAUCCCAUUGAAGGGACGCCCAGCUCCCAAUGUCACCUGGCGACGCGACGAUCGCAACAUGGCUGGGGAUAACCGCUACACCAUUCGCAGCACUGAGAGGUCCACCACACUCCUCAUUCCAAAGGUCACCCGUGAUGACUGUGGAAAGUACAUGCUAGAGAUAGAGAACGGCGUAGGGGAACCCAAGAUAAUCACCAUUUCCCUCAGGGUUCUAGAUAGUCCAUCCUCCUGCCAGAAGCUAAUAAUCAAGAACGUUUCAAGAGGAAAGCUGACCCUCAGCUGGGAGGCUCCUAUUGUGGAUGGUGGCUCUCCUGUCACAAAUUACAUUGUUGAGAAGAAAGCCUCGACCAUGAAGGCCUACCAGGUGAUCACUGCAGAGUGCCUCAACACGUCUUACAAGGUGACAGGCCUGGAAGAGGAUAUUGCUUACUUUUUCCGUGUGUCAGCUGAAAACGAGUUUGGUGUGGGUGACUUCUGUGAGUCCGCUGAAGCCGUCAGAGCAACAGAGACUCCUGGACCAGUUAAAAACCUGGUAAUGUUGGACUCUACAAAGACGUCUGUUACCCUGCAGUGGGCCCGACCUGACCAUGAUGGAGGCAGCCACAUCACAGAGUACAUAGUUGAAAAGAUGAGCCAAGAUGAAGUCAACUGGAGCUUAGGUGCCACAUGCAAACGCUGCACUUGUGAGGUGCCUGGACUCAGGGAGCAUGCCAUUAUGGAUUUCAGAGUGUUUGCCAAGAAUGAGAAAGGAAGAAGUGACUUCUCUCAGAUUGGUCCAAUUGAAGUGAUGGACUUUAUUAUCCCCCCUGAAGCCAAUCUCAGUGAUUAUCCAAACGGAGAGCUGGCUGUUCGUGUUGGUCAGAACAUCCACAUUGAGCUACCAUUCAAGGGAAAACCAAGACCAGCAAUCAGCUGGCUGAAGGACAACCUACCACUGAAGGAGAGUGAUAAGAUCCGCUUCAGGACCACUGACAACAAGACUGCAGUGACAGUCAGAGGAGCCAAGAAGGAGAAUGCUGGCCAGUACACUUUAGUUCUGGACAAUAGAGUGGUCAAAAACUACUUUGACAUCAAUGUGAUUACUCUGGGACCCCCCACGGCUCCUUCAGGUCCCAUUCGCUUUGAUGAGAUAAAAGCUCAGAGCAUCAUCAUUUCCUGGGAUGAGCCCAAGGAGGAUGGAGGAGGGGAGAUCACAUGCUACAGCGUGGAGAAACGUGAAACCUCCCAGGCCAACUGGAAAAUGGUCUGCUCAAGUGUUGUUAGGACCACCUUCAAGAUCCCCAACCUGGUCAAAGGAACUCAAUACCAGUUCAGAGUCCGUGCUGAGAACAAGUAUGGAGUCAGUGAAUCACUCUGCUCCCCAGAGGUUAUUGCUCAGCACCAGUAUAAACCUCCAGGUCCACCAGGAAAGCCAGUUGCCUUCAACGUCACCAGUGAUGGUAUGACCAUCAAGUGGGAUGCCCCAGGCUUUGAUGGAGGUUCUCCCAUCUUGGGUUAUCAUGUUGAGAAGAAGGACCGGAACAGCCUCUUGUGGCAGAAGGUGAACUCCACUCUCAUUUCCAAUAAGGAGUACAGGAUCAUUGGUCUCCUUGAAGGUCUGGAGUACUCUUUUAGAGUAUAUGCUGAGAACAAUGCCGGACUCAGUCCAGUCAGUGAGCAGAGCAAGCAUGCUCUAGCUAUCUCCCCUGUUGACCCACCUGGAACUCCUGUCUGCAUUGAUACAACCAGAGAGUCAGUCACCCUGCAGUGGGACAUUCCCAAGAGAGAUGGUGGCAGCAAAAUUGUGGCUUACAAUGUAGAAAGGCGCCAAGGCAGAUCAAAAUGGCUGCGGUGCAACUUUACUGAUAUAAGUGAGACCCACUUCACUGUGACUGGUCUGUCUCCUGGAGACAGAUUUGAGUUCAGAGUGAUUGCAAGGAAUGCUGUCGGCACAGUCAGCCCACCAUCCAACUCAUCUGGAUACAUCAUGACUAAGGAUGAGAGCGUUGCUCCGGAAAUCGAGUGGUCUCCAGACCAAGUGCUCACUCUGAAGGCUGGAGAAAAUGUUAAGCUCAAUUGCACCAUCACUGGGCGCCCAGUUCCCCAGGUUUUGUGGUACAAGGAUGGCAAAGAAAUUGAUAAGAGAACCAUGAUUGACAUUGAAAUUACCACUGGCAUUGGCAACAGCAGUCUGUUAAUCCGUGAUGCGGACAGGAACCACCGUGGAAUUUACACAGUUGAGGCUAGAAAUAGCUCCGGUUCAAGGAAAGCAGAUGUUAACGUCAGAGUGCAAGAUACUCCUGGACCUGUUGAGGGUCCCAUCCGCUUCACCGGCAUCACGGCUGAAAAGUGCACCGUCUGGUGGAACCCACCUGAAAAUGAUGGCUGUGCUGCAAUCACCCACUAUGUGGUGGAGAAACGAGAAACAUCCAGAAUUACCUGGGCCUUGGUCACAUCCAAAUGUGAAGCUUGUUCAUACAACGUCACUAACCUCAUUAAGGGCAAUGAGUACCAGUUCAGAAUCUCUGCUGUCAACAAAUUUGGGGUUGGCAAACAACUAGAUUCUGACCCAAUUAUUGCACGCAUGCAAUACACUGUGCCAGAUGCUCCUGGUACACCAGAUGCAACACAUGUGACUGGAAACAGCAUCACUAUGUGCUGGACCAGGCCAAGAUCCGAUGGAGGCAAUGAGAUCAAGCAUUACAUUCUAGAAAGGAGAGAGAAGAAGAGUCUUCGCUGGGUGAGGGUUUCCUCCAAGAGGCCCAUCACGGAGCUAAGGCACCGUGUCACCAACCUCACCGAGGGCAACGAGUACGAGUUCCGUGUCAUGGCUGAAAAUGGAGCAGGUAUCGGACCAGCCAGCAGCACCUCCAGACUCUUCAAAUGCAGAGAGCCGACCAGUGCUCCCAGUGCUCCCAGUUUGAUCAAGGUUAUUGACUCGACUAAGUCCUCCGUCACCCUGGAAUGGACAAAGCCAGUCUUUGAUGGUGGCAUGGAAAUAAUUGGCUAUAAUAUUGACAUGUGUAAGGCCAGCCUGGAGGAGUGGCACAGAGUCAACAGUCAGAUCUGCAUCCACAAUCGGUACACGGCAAAGGGCCUGGUACCUGGAGAGCUUUACAAAUUCAGAGUCAGUGCUGUGAAUGGAUCAGGAGAGGGUGAAGCUUCCAUUAUGCCACAGCCUGUCCAGGCUCUGGAUAGACUGACUUCUCCAGAAAUUGACAUUGAUGCAAACUUCAAGCAAACUCACACUGUGAAGAAUGGAGGAACAGUCACUCUCAGCAUCGCUUUCCGAGGAAAGCCUACUCCCCUUGCCACCUGGUCUCGAGUAGAUGGAGAGCUUCCUUUCAUGGCUGACGUCAGUACCACAGAUGGCUCCUCCACUUUGACCUUAGAAGGUUGCACAAGGUACGAGGCGGGAAAAUACACCCUGUCCCUUGAGAACAACAGUGGCCGCAAGUCCAUCACAUUCACUGUUAAAGUCUUGGAUACUCCUGGACCUCCAGGGACGAUCUCCUUCAAAGAUGUUACUCGUGGCGCCUUGACAAUGAUGUGGGAUGCUCCAUCCAAUGACGGUGGUUCCCGAGUCCACCACUACAUUGUGGACAAACGGGAGGCAAGCCGCCUUGCUUGGCAGGAGGUCAGCAGCAAGAGCUCCCGUCAAAUGAUAAGGAUAACCGGUCUAGAUAUUGGCGUGCCAUACUUGUUCAGAGUGACUGCUGUCAACCAGUAUGGCCAAGGAGAACCUAAUGAAAUGACUGAGCCCAUCGUUGCCACCGAAGAGCCUGCACCACCCAAGAGAUUAGAUGUUGUCGACACCACUAGCUCCUCGGCCUCCCUGGUGUGGCUUAAACCUGAGCAUGAUGGAGGCAGCCGCAUCAGAGGCUACAUUGUUGAAUUCAGAGCUAAGGGCAGUGAGCGUUGGGUUGUUUAUGGAGAGACGAAGUUACAGAAGAUGCUGGUAGAGGGUCUGAUCGCGAACUCGGAGUACGACUUCAGGGUGAAGGCCAAGAAUGAUGCUGGAGUCAGUGAGCCUCAGGCUACCUUCAGCUCUGUGGUCAUUAAGGAACCUCUCAUCGAACCAACCGCUGAUCUCAGCAGCAUCACUAACCAGCUCAUCACCUGUAAGAUUUCCAACACGUUCACAAUUGAUAUUCCUAUCAGUGGCAGACCUGCACCCAAGGUCACAUGGAAGCUAGAGGAAAUGAAGCUGAAGGAGACGGACAGGGUCUUGAUCAGGACCACAAAGGAGAGAACCACACUGAUUGUGAGGGACAGCAAGAGAAGUGACAGCGGCAAGUAUUACCUGAUCCUGGAGAAUGCUGCUGGUGUGAUGACUUUCACAGUCACCGUGGCCAUCAUCGGCAGACCGAGCCCACCCACUGGCCCUGUUCAGGUUUCUGAAAUCUCCUCAGAGUCCUGCACGCUGUCCUGGUCUGAGCCAGCUGAUGAUGGAGGCACUGAAAUAACCAACUACAUUGUUGAAAAACGCGAGUCUGGCCACGCUUCAUGGCAGGUGGUCAACUCCAGUGUGAAGAGAACCACAAUCAAAGUGACUCAUCUCACCAAAUACAUGGAGUACACAUUCAGAGUGUGCGCCGAGAACAAGUUUGGAGUCAGCAAGUCCAUCGAGUCUGCCGCAGUUGUGAUCGAGCAUCCAUUCAUUCCUCCAAGUCCUCCAACCCGCCCAGAUGUGGUAUCUGUGUCAGCUAAUGCCAUUGGCAUUAAGUGGGAUGUGCCAUAUUCUGAUGGUGGCAGUAAGGUGACAGGAUACUGGAUUGAGAAGAAAGAAAGGAACACAAUCCUGUGGGUGAGGGAGAACAAACUCCCCUGCCUGGAGUGCCAUUACAAGGUGUCCAACCUGAUCGAGGGUCUGGAGUAUCAGUUCAGGGUGUACGCCAUGAACAUUGCUGGACUCAGCAAGGCCAGUGAAGCCUCCAGACCAGUGGUGGCGCUCAAUCCUGUUGAUCCACCGGGUAAACUUGAGGUGACAGACAUCAGCCGCUCCUCCGUUUCACUGUGCUGGACUGUGCCUUUCAACGACGGUGGCAGUAAGAUCGUCGGUUACAUCGUGGAGAAGAAGGUCUACAGCACUGAUGAGUGGGACGACAACCGCUGGCUCAAGUGCAACUACACCACCAUCACUGAGAACUACUUCACAGUCACAAACUUGGGAGAGGGAGAAACCUACGAGUACCGUGUCAUCGCAAAGAAUGCAUCUGGAGUCCACAGCAUGCCUUCUGAGUCGACCGGACCAGUCACAUGCAAGGACGAAUACUCUCCUCCUAAAGCUGAACUUGACAGCAAGUUAACACGAGAGACAAUUACCGUUAUGGCCGGCUCCGACCUUGUCCUGGAUGGUGCCGUUGGAGGAAAACCAGAACCCACUGUGUACUGGUCCAAGGGUGACAAGAUUUUGGAGUUGGGAGAAAAACACUCCCUGACAUAUACGUCAACAAGAGCCAUGGCUGUAAUCAAGAACUGUGACAGAUACGAUACUGGUAGAUACGUCCUCACUGUCAAGAACGCCAACGGUAUUAAGACUGCGUCAGUCAACGUGAAGGUUCUGGACACUCCUGGAGCACCAGCUGACAAGAUCGUGAUCAGCAGAGUGACCGAGGAGAAAUGUACCGUUUCUUGGAAGAUUCCCCUGGAGGACGGAGGGGACAUUGUGACACAUUACAUCGUAGAGCGACGUGAAACCAGCCGGCUCAACUGGGUCAUGAUGGAGACAGAGUGCAAGUCGCUGUCAUGUGUCAGCUCCAGGCUGAUCAAGAACAACGAAUACGUCUUCAGAGUCAGAGGAGUCAACAAGUUUGGACCUGGAGUUCCUCUGGAGUCUGAGCCUAUUAUUGCCAGAAACGCCUACACUGUCCCAUCCCCGCCAGGCGCCCCAGAGGCCACAGCGGUGGGUAAGGAGCACAUAAUCAUCGAGUGGCUGAAGCCUGAGAGCGAUGGAGGCAGUGAGAUCAAGAACUACAUCGUGGAAAAACGAGAGAAAAGCAGCACUAGAUGGACUCGGGUGAACAGAACUUACACCAUUUAUGACAUCCGUCUGAAGAUUACUGGCCUAAUAGAGGGAAGCGAAUACCAGUUCAGAGUCACCGCUGUCAACAACGCUGGAGAGAGCCAGCCGAGCGACGCCUCACCGUACAUUAUCUGUAGAGAUCCCACAUACACCCCUGCUGCUCCAUCAACGCCUCGCAUCGUCGACACAACCAAGCACAGCAUCAGCAUGACCUGGACCAGGCCCAUGUACGACGGCGGCUCCGACGUCACUGGCUAUGUCAUUGAGAUCCUAGAGGAAGGCACGGAGCAGUGGUACCGUGCCACCGCCAAACCUCUGAAGACCAAUGAGUAUGUGGCCGCUGGGCUGGCAUCCAAUAAGAAGUACAGGUUCAGGGUGGCAGCCAUCAACUCCAAUGGCACCGGGGAGUACAGCGAACCCAGUAGUGAGGUCGAGCCAGUGGAGAAAGUUGAAAUGCCCGACCUGGAACUGGCUGAUGACCUGAAGAAAACAGUGUGUCUGCGUGCCGGCGGUACCCUCCGUCUAUUUGUGUCCGUCGGUGGCCGGCCAACACCAGUUGUCACCUGGAGAAAGACUGGGGUGGAGCUGCAGAGCCGAGGCUACAUUGAGACCACGGAGAGUUACACCUCUCUCUUGGUGGAGAAGGUUAAUCGCUAUGACUCGGGAAAAUAUGUUGUGGAGGCAGAGAAUCCAUCUGGAAAGAAGACAUCCAUCAUCCUGGUUAAGGUCUAUGAUACUCCUGGUCCUCCUGGUUCAGUUAGGGUGAAGGACUACACCAAGGAAUCUGUUGUGAUCACCUGGGACGUCCCAAGCCUUGAUGGCGGCGCUCAUGUCAGCAAUUACAUCAUAGAGAAGAGAGAAGCCAACAUGAAGUCAUACAAGACAGUAACCACAGAGUGCAGGAAGACUCUGUACAGGAUCACAGGCCUGGAGGAAGGCGUGCACUACUUCUUCAGAGUCCUCCCUGAGAACAUCUACGGCGUUGGUGAACCCUGCGAGACAGCUGAACCUGUGCUUGUGUGUGAAGUGCCGUCAGUUCCUAUGGACCUCAGCAUUGUGGAUGUCACCAAGUCCACUGUGACCUUGCACUGGGAGAAACCACUGCACGAUGGCGGCAGCAGGCUGACAGGUUACAUCAUAGAAGCCUGCAAGGUGGGUACGGACAGGUGGAGCGCCGUGGCUACAGUUAAGGCCUCAGUGUCCCAGCACACCAUCCAGUCCCUGACAGAGAACGACCAGUACCUGUUCAGGAUCCGGGCCACCAACAGCAGGGGGGCCAGUGAGCCAAUGGACAUUGUGACACCUGUCACAAUCCAGGAGAUCAAGGUGAUGCCCAAGAUUGACAUGACCAGCAUCCCUCAGAAGAUUGUUUAUGUCCACCGUGGCAAAUCUAUUGACCUGAACAUCCCAAUAAAAGCCAAACCACCACCGGUCUGCUCCUGGUACUUCAGCGGCGUAAAGCUGAAGGACAGCUUGGACCGCAUCAAGAUCGACAGCAACGGCAAAUUCACCCACCUCGUCAUCCGUGACACCACCAUCAAUGAUACCGGAGAUUAUACUUUGGAGGUGAAGAAUGCCAUCGGCAUGGCAACUGAGGUCAUCAAGGUCAUCAUCCUCGACAAACCUGGUAUUCCUGUUGGUCCAAUGAAGAUUGAGGAGGUUGACGGCGUGUCAGUCACAGCUAGCUGGGCGCCUCCAGAGAAAGACGGUGGUGCCAACGUCAGCGGCUACGUGGUGGAGCAGCGUGAAGCGCACCACCCAGGCUGGUCCACCGUCUCUGAAUCCGUGACCAGACCGUGCUUUAAGUUCACCAGGCUUAACGAAGGAACCGAGUAUGUGUUCCGUGUUGCUGCCAUGAAUCGCUUUGGCGUUGGCAGCUUCCUGCAGUCUGAGGUGGUGGAGUGCAAGAGCGCCAAGACUAUUCCUGGACCUCCAAGCACACCAGAGGUGAUUGACGUCACUCAUGAAGGCAUGACCGUCACCUGGCAACCACCUGUGGACAACGGUGGCUCCACCAUUGCUGGCUACAUCAUAGAGCGUAAGGAGGCCCGUUCUGACAGAUGGUUAAGAAUCAACAAGAAUCCAGUCACUAUGACCCGAUACCGUUCAUCCGGACUGAUUGAGGGUCUGGAAUAUGAGUUCCGUAUCACUGCCAUCAACUCCAGAGGAACUGGCAAACCCAGUGAAAGUUCUGCCAUCAAUGUUGCCAUGGAUCCCAUAGAACCUCCAGGUCCGCCAGUUCAACCCACAGUCACAGACAGCACCCGGACAUCCGUCUCUCUGGCCUGGCUGCCCCCUGAGGAAGAGGGUGGUUCUGUUGUUACUGGCUACCUCAUUGAGAUGCAAAAGGUGGACCAGGUUGAAUGGACGCUGUGCAACACUACACCCACCAAGAUGUGCGAGUACACGCUAACACACAUGCCCCAGGGUGCAGAGUACAGGUUCAGGGUCACUGCCGUCAACGCAGGCGGUGCCGGGGAGCCUGCAGAGAUUUCUGGAGUCGUUAAAGUCCAAGAGAUGAUUGGUUAUCCUGACUUUGAGCUCAAUCGUAUAUACGAGGAGGGAUAUGUGGUGCGGCAAGGCGGAGUCAUCCAUCUGUCUGUACCCAUCAAAGGCAAGCCUAUACCUACAGCUAAAUGGACAAAGGAUGGCCGUGACAUCUCUCAUCGGGCCAUGAUCGCCACCCAUGAUGACAUCACUGAGCUGGUCAUCAAAGAGGCACACAAAGAUGACACCGGUACCUAUGAUUUGGUGCUGGAGAACAAAUGUGGUAGGAAAGCCGUGUACAUCAAGGUGAAAGUGAUUGGUCGACCUGACGCCCCAGAAGGUCCUCUAGAAUUUGAUGACAUCCAAGCUAGAUCAGUGCGUGUCAGCUGGAGGCCACCUUCAGAUGAUGGCGGAUCAGACAUCCUGGGCUACAUAGUAGAAAGGCGGGAAGUACCAAAGGCCGCCUGGUACACAGUGGAUGCUCGGGUAACUGAGACCUCUCUGGUGGUCAAGGGCUUAAAGGAGAACGUAGAGUACCACUUCAGGGUGUUUGCGGAGAACCAGUUUGGUGUUAGCAGAUCCCUCAAGUCAGAUGCCGCUGUUCUGCCAAAGACACCUCUUUGUCCACCUGAACCUCCCAGCAACCCACCAGAGAUUAUGGACGUCACAAAGACCACAGUGUCUCUGUCCUGGGCCCGGCCCCGGGAUGACGGUGGCUCUCGCAUCACAGGAUACUACGUCGAAAGAAGAGAGAUUUCCACAGAGAAGUGGGUCCGUCACAACAAGACCCACAUCACUACCACCAUGUUCAACGUCACCGGUCUCAUCCCCAACGCAGAAUACAUAUUCAGAGUGGUGGCUCAAAAUGACAUCGGGCAGAGCGAACCCGGCCCUGCUUCAGAACCGGUGGUCUGCAAAGAUCCAUUUGACAAACCCAGCCAACCAGGAGAGAUCGACAUCAUCUCUAUUACCAAGGACAGCAUUACCAUCCACUGGCUCAGGCCGGAGCAUGAUGGAGGAAAGGAGAUCCUGGGUUACUGGAUUGAGUUCAGGGAGGCUGGAGAGAGCGCCUGGAAGAAAUGCACCAAGGAGCGCUCCAAGGAUCGUCAGUUCACCAUGGGUGGCUUGAUGGAGGCUACAGAGUACGAGUUCAGGAUCUUUGCUGAAAACGAGGCCGGAGUCAGCCGCCCUCGUCGCACACCCAUGGGCAUUAAAACCAAACUGAGCGUUGGUGAAGCUCCAGCUUUGAAAGAAGAGAUCCAAGAUGUAACCACCAAGCUAGGCGAGUCUGGCACUCUGACCUGUGGAAUCAUCGGCAGACCUUUGCCUGAGAUCAAGUGGUAUCGCUAUGGCAAAGAACUCAUCCAAAGCCGCAAGUACAAGAUGAGCUCAGAUGGGCGCAACCACUCCCUCACCAUUCUGACAGAGGAGCAGGAAGACGAAGGCAUGUACACCUGCAGGGCCAUCAACGAAGCUGGAGAGAUAGAGACCAGCGGCAAACUGCGCUUGCAGGCAGCUCCUCAGUUCCACCCUGGCUUCCCUCUGAAAGAGAAGUACUACGCUGGGGCCGGCACCAGUCUCCGCCUCCAUGUUGUCUACAUUGGUCGCCCGAUCCCCCAGAUCAUGUGGUUCUAUGGCAAGAAACCCCUGAACUCAUCUGAGAAUGUGAUAAUUGAAAACACUGAGAGCUACACCCACCUGGUAGUGAGGAACGUCCAGCGAAAAACCAACGCUGGUCGCUACAAGGUGCAGCUCAGCAAUGUGUUUGGAACAGUUGACACCUCACUGCGUGUUGAAAUCCAAGACAAACCUUGCAUGCCUGAGGGUCCUGUCGUGGUUGAAUCCCUGCUUAGGAACUCAGUUGUCAUCAGCUGGAAGGUUCCUAAGGAUGAUGGAGGCUCUGUAAUCACCAACUACAUUGUAGAGAAACGUGAAGCAAAAGAAGGUGAACAGUGGCAGCUAGUGUCCUCCUCUGUCUCCGGCAUCACCUGCCGAGUGCCCAACCUCAAUGAGAGCUCCGGGUACUACUUCCGAGUCUCUGCACAGAAUCAGUAUGGUGUCAGUGAGCCACUGGAGAUCCCUUCAGUGGUCAUCAUCAAGAGUCCAUACGAUAAACCUGGAAUCCCACAGCAGCCGUUCAUUGCCAGUGCAACCAAAGACUCCUGCGUUGUCUGCUGGAAGCCUCCAAGCAGCGACGGAGGAGCUAAAAUCACCAGCUACUUCCUUGAGAAACGUGAGAAGAAGCAGAACAAAUGGAUGUCUGUAACAACGAAGGCAUUUGCGGAGACCAGCUAUGAAGUCACAGGCUUGAUUGAAGGCUUCGAGUACGAGUUCCGAGUGAAAUGUCAGAACAUUGGCGGUGAAAGCGACUGGUCCGAGAUCUCUCUACCCGUCAUUCCCAAGUCUGAACAGGCUCCUCGUGCUCCUGCAUUCAGGGAGGAAAUCAGAGACAUGACUGUCAAAUACCACAGCAACGCCACCUUUGUCACCAAGGUUGUGGGUCAUCCAAAGCCUGUGGUCAAAUGGUAUUGCAAUGGAAAGGAGAUCCUGGCAGACGGAACAAAGAUAAAAGUCCUUGAGUUCAAGGGUGGUUACUACCAGCUUGUCAUUAAUGCUGCUGAUGAGAAGGAUGCCUCAAUUUACCAAGUCAGAGCGACCAACCCUUCAGGAUCUAUCUCUACAACAGCCAACCUGGAAGUGGAAGUCCCUGCCAAAAUAUACCUGCCUAAAGAGCUCCAGGGAAUGGGAGCAGUUCAAGCUGUCCGUGGUGAUCACAUCACCAUCAAGAUCCCCAUCUCAGGAAAGCCUGAGCCAGCGGUAACCUGGCAGAAGGGUCAGGAGAUCCUCUCAAACUCUGCUUAUCACCAAGUUAUCACCACAAGAUCCUUCACCUCCCUGGUGUUCCUGAAGGGAGUACAGAGGAAGGAUACUGGCUACUACAUCAUUACUGCGAAGAACAGAUUCGGAGCAGACAAGCAAACCAUUGAGGUGAAUGUGGCUGACAUCCCCGAUGCUCCAAAGGGACUUGUGGUCAGCGACAUUUCCAGAGAUUCUAUCACCCUGACCUGGGAACCCCCUGCCAGUGAUGGUGGCAGUGACAUUAUUAGCUACAUUGUGGAGAAGUGCCCAACCACUGCUGAUAGGUGGAUCCGUGCUGGUCAGACGGCUGACUGCAGUAUCACCAUUGUCAAUAUAUUUGGAAAGACCAAAUAUCAGUUCCGAGUCAUAGCAGAGAACCAGUUUGGCCUCAGUCUUCCAUCUGCUCCAACUGAGCCCAUCACCACCAAGGAAGACAAGUCUGUGAUCAGGAACUACGAUGAGGAGGUGGAUGAAGCCAGAGAGAUCUCCAAGGAAGAAGCUGUGUUCUACAAGGUGAAGGAGCUGUCUUCCAAGUACAUCAUCUCUGAGGAGCUUGCUCGCUGCCAGUUUGGAGUUGUCCACCGCUGUGUGGAGAUUGCCACCAAGAAGACUUACAUGGCCAAGUUCAUCAAAGUCAGAGGAACUGAUCGGGAGUUAGUUCUCAGAGAAAUAGAGGCGCUUAACGUUGCAAGACACAAGAACAUCAUCUACCUGUAUGAGUAUUUUGAAAGCAUGGAGGAGAUUAUCCUAAUCUUUGAAUUCAUCUCUGGAGUUGAUAUCUUUGAGCGUCUCGGCACCAGCAACUUUGAGCUCUCAGAGCAGGAGAUUGUUCGCUACCUGAGACAAGUCUGCACCGCCCUCAAGUUCUUACACAGCCAUAAUUUUGGCCACUUUGAUCUGCGCCCAGAUAACAUUGUCUACACCACAAGGAGAAGUACCAACAUAAAGAUUAUUGAGAUGGGCCAGUCUCGACUAUUGGUCCCAGGAGAAAACAUCAGAAUGCCGUUUUCAGCUCCAGAGUACUAUGCCCCGGAGGUUCACCGCCAUGACUUGGUCACAACAGCGACUGAUAUGUGGUCUGUCGGUGUUUUGGCAUAUGUUCUACUCAGUGGCCUUAAUCCAUUUGCUGCAGAGUCCACGACACAGAUGAUUGAGAACAUAUCAAACUGUGAGUACGUGUUUGAAAGGGAAGCAUUCAAGGACAUCAGCUUGGAGGCUAUGGACUUUAUAGACAGACUCCUAGUUAAGGACAAGAAGCUCCGUAUGACUGCUCAUGAGGCUCUAGAGCACCCAUGGCUCAAGAUGAAGAUUGAGCUUGUCAGCAGCAAGGUCAUCAGAACACUGAGACACAGGAGAUACUAUCAGUCCCUAGUAAAGAAGACUGAUACUAUAGUAUCAGCAGCUCGGGUGGCGUUCGGAGGCGCCUUUAGAAACCAGCGAGGACUGGAUGUUGGUAAAGUUAAAGUUGGAACCGAGUACUGUGGCUUGCGUGCCGGCCCUGUCAUGCAUGCCUCAGCUGAGGAAGGUGGUCAUGUCAGAUUUACUUGUAGCAUUGCUAACUAUGACAAGAGCACCCAAGUAUCAUGGUACUUUGGUAAGCGGCAGUUACAUCCAAGCCCCAAGUACGAGAUCACCUACAACAAGGGCUUUGCCAGCAUCUAUGUGAAAGACAUUGAAGAAUCUGAUGAUGGUGUCUACAGAUGCAAAGUGGUGAGUGAUGAUGGAGAGGACAGUGCCUAUGGAGAGCUCUUUGUAGAGACCGUGAGGAGCUUCAGAGAGCACUACAUGAGCCGCACCAUCAAGAAGCUGAGGAGGAGGGUUGACAGAACUAAACUUCUCCAGAGACCACCGGAGUUCACCUUGCCUCUCUAUAACCGCACUGCAUACAUCGGUGAGGAUGUGCGCUUUGGUGUCACUAUCACUGUGCACCCAGAGCCUCACGUGACCUGGCUCAAAAAUGGAGAACAAAUCAAGGAGGAAGACGGCAAAUACACAUUCACGAGUGAUAAGGGCCUGUAUCAGCUCAUGAUUCAUAACCUUGAUAUUAGUGACGAUGCUGAGUACACAGUCAUGGCCCACAACCGAUUUGGAGAAGACAGCUGCAUGGCUCGCCUCACUGUGGUUCCUCGUGUUGUGGUAGAGGAAACUAUGAGGCCCAUGUUCAAACGUUUGCUGGCUAAUGUUGACUGCACAGAGGGAGACAGUGUUUGCUUUGAACUCCGGGUGUCAGGAGUUCCCACACCUACUCUCAAAUGGGAAAAAGACGGCCAUCCACUACAGUUUGGUCCCAAGGUUGUCGUCAUAGAACAGGACAUUGAUUAUCACGUCCUUCACGUCAGGGAGACCCUCCUGGAGGACGCUGGAGUUUACAAAGUCACUGCGACCAACUCUGCGGGCUCUGCAAGCUGCCAGGCUACUCUGAAAGUGGACCGCCUCACGUACACUAGAAGAGAGUACAAGAGUGAGGAGGAGAAACACAGACACGUACAGAAACAAAUAGAAAAGACCAAUAAAAUGGCACAGCAGAUUGCAGCUACCGAGGAGCUUGUCCCUCUCAACCCCACAGCACAGGAGGCCCUCAAAUUUGCUGCUGACUUGUACAAACCCGCAGUUAGCACCAAGAACAUUGAGGGUGAGUUUGACAUCACUGAGGAGAAGACAGAGACCAAGAAGCUGGAGGAGGAGAGAAGGAUUUUCAUGCCCUAUGAGAUUCCUGAGCCUGUGGUUCAUGAUCCCAGAGCUCUGGAUGAGGACAAAGCUAUUAAGCAAUUUGUGCCUCUGUCUGAUAUGAAGUGGUAUCGCAAGCUACGAGAUCAGUAUGAGGUCCCAGAGAGAACAGAAAGGAUUGUGCAAAAGAGGCAGAGACGAAUCCGUCUGUCUAGGUGGGAGCAGUUCUACGUGAUGCCUCUCCCCAGGAUCACUGACCAAUACAGACCAAGAUGGCGCAUUCCCAAACUGACCAUGGACGAUUUGGAGACUGUUAGACCUGCCCGCCGCUCACCAUCCCCUGAGUCUGAAGCCUCCUUUAGAUCCAGGAGGAGGUCCCUGGGAGAUCUCAGUGAUGAAGAACUGUUGAUGCCUGUGGAUGACUACCUGACAAGGAGGAGAGCCAAGGAGGAGACAAUGAUGCUGGAAGAUGAGCUCGAGCUCGGUUUUUCAGCCUCUCCUCCUGGCAGCCCCGUCCGAGUUCAGCGGCGUGUCAUUGAACAUGAGGAGAGGAGGCAAGAAGUCAGGCAUGAGGCCACCGAGGUCACAGAGACAAAGAAGAAACGUACCGUUUCUCAGUACAUGAGAAGGAGAAGGUCCCUGUCUCCUACCUACAUUGAGCUGAUGCGCCCAGUCUCAGAGCUCAUCCGACCACCACGGGCCAGACCUGUGGAAACUGAGGGGGAGAUUGUGGAGAGGAGAUCCCCCACUCCAGAGAGGACCCGUCCUCGCUCUCCCAGUCCUAUCAGAUCGGUGGAGAGGUCUUCCCGCUCCUCUUCUAGGUUUGAGCGGUCAGCACGCUUUGACAUCAUGUCCCGUUACGAAGCCAGAAAAGCUGCUCUGAAGUCUGAGAGGAAAUACCAGGUUGUCAGUCAGGCACCAUUUAGUUUGGAUCACGCUCCUCGUGUGACUGUCAGGAUGCGCUCUCAUCGCAUACCGACUGGUCAGGACACAAAAUUCACCCUGAACAUCCAAGCUAAACCAGAAGCUGAAGUCACAUGGUUUCACAAUGCAGUUGAAAUCUUUGAAAGAAGUGAGAAGUACAUCUUCACAAACAUGAGUGGCGUUUUGUCCAUCACUAUCCUGGACUGCCAGGAAGAAGACAGUGGCACGUACCGCUGUGUGUGCUCCAACUCAAAGGGCGAAGCAUCAGACUACGCCAUCCUGGAGGUGUCAGGAGGCGGAUACACCACGUUCUCUUCCCGCCGCAGGGAUGAGGAAGCUCCUAAAGCAGUUGUGCCUGAAGUCUUGCGCAUUGAUCACUAUCACACCACACACUUUAAAACUGGCUACACCUCUCAAACCCACCUGGAGGUGGAAGAGAGCAAGUCAAAACUAACAGAGACACGUGAGGUCGUCACAAGGGAAAGAAUCGGUGCUUCAGCAGAGAGAUUCUCCUCUGCUGAGAGGUAUGACUCCUCUAUCAAGUAUGCCUCCACUGAAUACCUGUCCUCUAGUUCCUCAUAUUCUUCAGAGAGGUUUUCUUUAACCGGGAAGCAUGCCACAUCUGAAGAUAAACUGAAAUUGUCCUCUACUGCUGCUGCUCCUGAACAUGUUCCGUUGCCCAAAGAGAAACCUUCUCGUCCUGCCAAAAUCCUCACCAAGCCGCAGUCAGUGACUGUUGCAGAGGGAGAGACCGCCAGGUUCUCCUGUGACAUUGAUGGGGAGCCUGCACCAACUGUGACAUGGAUACAUGAGAGCAGAACCAUUGUGUCAUCGCAUCGUAUCCAUGUCACCACAACUCAGUACAAGUCCAGCCUGGAGAUUACAUCUGUGGCCAGCUCGGAUGAAGGCAGUUAUACAGUGGUGGUAGAGAACUCAGCCGGUAGACAGGAGGCUCAUUUUACUCUGACAAUCCGCAGGCCACCUCCUAAGGAGGAAGUCAAAGCUGUCAAAUCUCCUGAGCCACCAGCAAAGUCACCAGCACCCAGUGUUAAGUCCCCUGAGCCCUCAGCUGCAUCACCUGCUCCCUCUGUUACUUCCCCAGUCCCCAGUGUGAAGUCCCCAGAACCAUCCGUCAAAUCACCAACUCCAGGUCUCAAGUCUCCUGAACCAAGUGUAACAUCUCCAACUCCUGGUAUCAAAUCUCCAGCUCCAAGCGUAAAGUCGCCUGAACCACCCAUCACAUCUCCUACCCCUGGAGUGAAAUCACCAACACCGAGUGUAAAGUCUCCUGAACCAGAGGAAGCAAAGCCUUCAAAGGGCAUCAAAUCUCCAGAGCCGCCAGCACCCUCUCCAGCACGCAGCUUAAAAUCACCAACUCCUGGAGUGAAAUCUCCUGAACCAGAAGGCGUUAAGUCGCCACGAGGAAUAAAAUCUCCUGAACCCAGGCUGAAGUCGCCGCCACCGUUCAAAACUCCUGGAGGUGUGAAGUCACCAGAACCUGAGGAGGCAAAAUCUCCACGAGGUGUGAAAUCACCAGAGCCUGCAGGUAUCAAAACACCGAGAGGUCUGAAGUCCCCAGAACCCGCUGGAAUCAAAACACCAAAAGGCAUCAAGUCUCCAGAACCUUUGGGUGUCAAAUCUCCGAGGGGGUUGAAGUCUCCAGAACCUGAGGGAAUCAAAUCCCCUCCAAGGAUGAAGUCACCUCCCCCCAUUUCGUCCCCUAAGAGGGUUGUGUCUCCUCCCACUGUGAAGUCCCCGAUCCCAAAACCUCCCAAAGUCCUGAGUCAGCUUACAGCUGAGGCCCGCGAGGGCUCGGUCAAGAUGUCUUGUGUCUGUGAGAGCAGCGUCAGGGAGGUGGUGUGGUACGUCAGCGGCAGGAGGCUUUCACAGAGCAGCCGCUUUGAGAUGCACUACUCUGAGGGUUCCUGCAGUCUUCUGAUUCAUGAGCUGGCAGAGAGUGACCAGGGAGAGUACACUUGUGAGAUGACCUCAGAUGGAGGCGUAUCUAAGUCCUCCUUCUCCUUUACUGGGCAGGUGUUUCAGUCCAUAUACAAAAAGGUCACAGCCUACCGCGAGCAGCAAGUGGCGCUGAAAGGAUCAAUGACGAUGAGUCACCUGGAGUCAUCGUCAAAGGCCGCGUCCAUGAUGACAAAGAAAGAAAUCCACACGAUGGAGGAGUCUUCCGCCUUUUCCUCUUCUGCCCAGCAGACGAUGAUGUCGUCCAUGAUGGAGUCCAGCUCCUUCAGCAGCAUGGCAGCUGAGAUGAAGUUUGAGACCAUGUCGAUGUCCAGCAUGUCCUCCAUGACGUCCGAGGCGUACGCCAUGAGCUCCAGCAGUCUCACAGAAAUGAUGUCCCAAGUGGAGGGAUCCUCAAUGAGAGCAAUCGGUUCUGCUCCGAGAAUCGAAGCUUUGCCUGAGGACAUCAGCAUCGAACCGGGCAAAGUCCUGACCGUCACCUGUGCCUUCUCUGGCGACGCCAAACACAUAGAGUGGUCCCGCGCUGGCAAAACGAUCGACGUGUCCACGGGUGGACGAUUCCACAUCGAGACCACGGAGGACCUGACCACCCUCAUCAUCACAGGGGUGAAGGAAGAGGACGCCGGAGCCUACACCCUCAGACUGUCCAACGAGCUCGGAUCGGACGCAGCAACCGUUCACAUCAGCAUUCGAUCUGUGUAAAAAAAAAAAAAAAAUCUGAUAUUUCAAAUGUCCCCUGUUCCCUUCUUUCAGGACUUUUUAUUUAUUGAUGAAACACAGUAGUCUACUUGAUAAGGAUCUGGAAUAUUCUUGUAAAUAGGAACUAUUUUUGUACCAAACCUGACUUUAAUUUAUGCCAAACUAGACUAAAGUCUAAAGUUGUAAAAUGUGCCAUAUUGGAUAACUAUGACUUAGGAUGUUUGAUCCAUUUUUCUGUGACAUGUACAUAAUGUAUAUAGCCGAGUUUACCGGUUAUGGGAAAUGUAUGCAUUGUUAUUUAUGACAAUAAUAUUAACUGAAACUAAAAGAAGCUAAAUAUAGUUUAACAGGAGAAAGUUUCCGCUGGAACGAAUACCCUGUUAAACUGGGAAACUAAACUCUGUGCCUCAACGAUAAGUUGAAGUCUUUAAGUUUGCCUCAACAGGUAGAGAGGCUCCCUGUUGAUGUUCUGAACCAGAGACAAAAACUAUCAGCGCGUCGCUGCGAAGGGAGCGGUGCUUUAGUGUGGAACAGGAGCAUGAGACCCUGAGUGCUGUUUGCAUCUACCCUCAUGCAAGCAGGACGACUGGACCUCGUGCUCCGACGGAUUACGUCAUACCGCCAUUUCUAUGACAAGCUCACGGUGCGAGCGGCCUGCACCGCCUGAGCACAAAUGGUUAUUUUUUUUUUCUUUUGUGCUCUGCUUCUGGAAAACGACCGCUGGCUCGAACUCUUCAGUCGUUCCAUCAACCUGGCCAAUCACAUGAAACCAGAGUCCUGCCGGCGCUUGUUUUCAGAGGCAGAGCUGCCUCUCGGAGGUCUGCGGUGUGCUUGUGUGUUAGUUUGUAGAGGUUCACCCGUCAGUCCGCAGGGAGGCACCGAGGACACGAGCAGCAGCCACAGCCAACUCCUGCUGCACACCGCCAUGAUGAACCGCGGCCUCGUGUGGAACCCAGCACUUUGUUGGACUGAAGUUAGCCGUAGCUUUUACUGUUUUUGCAGCCUCCUUGAGUUUUUUUCUGCAAUUAUUGAUUUAAUAAAGCAUGAUCAUCAGCACUA